This is a messenger RNA of Pezoporus flaviventris, 91027 nucleotides long. RefSeq names its product titin (gene TTN). The coding region runs from base 229 to 90051 and encodes 29940 amino acids. The transcript is spliced from 245 exons. The record is from RefSeq and is a predicted model, not a curated record. Lineage: Eukaryota; Metazoa; Chordata; Aves; Psittaciformes; Psittacidae. Gene Ontology annotation, biological process: protein phosphorylation. Gene Ontology annotation, molecular function: ATP binding; protein kinase activity; protein binding.
UCUGAGCAGUCGUGCAUUCCCCGCCUCGCCUCGGGUGUAGGGAUUGCAAAAAAACAAAACUACACUGUCAAGACUGUGUAGUUUUGUUUUUAUGAUUAGAGGCUCUACAAUUCUCAUGCUGGGAUUGUCUAACAAAAUUUUACUCUGGAUAAGGACGUCGUUUAAGAAGAUUUCAUUGGGCUUAGCCCACUCUUACAGGCACUUUGAGAGAUCAGAGUGCCUGUAAAGAUGACGACAAAAGCACCAACAUUCACGCAGCCGUUACAAAGUGUUGUGGCACUGGAGGGUAGUGCCGCAACCUUUGAGGCUCAUAUUAGUGGUUUCCCAGUUCCUGAGGUGAACUGGUAUCGGGAUGGCCAGGUUCUUUCUGCUGCAACUCUGCCCGGUGUGCAGAUCUCGUUUAGUGAUGGCCGCGCUAAACUGGUGAUCCCCGCCGUGACAGAAGCAAACAGUGGAAGAUACACCGUACAAGCCACCAAUGGAUCUGGGCAAGCUACUAGUACAGCUGAGCUACUCGUCACAGCUGGAACAGCACCACCAAACUUUUCACAACGACUACAGAGCAUGACUGCAAGGCAGGGAAGUCAAGUUCGACUUGAUGUGAGAGUGACUGGAAUCCCUACACCUGUGGUGAAGUUUUAUCGGGAUGGAGUAGAAAUCCAAAGCUCCCCCGAUUUUCAAAUUAUACAAGAAGGAGACCUUUACAGCUUAACAAUUGCAGAAGCAUAUCCUGAAGACUCCGGUACCUAUUCAGUAAAUGCCACAAAUAAUGUGGGACGUGCUACUUCAACAGCUGAAUUACUAAUUCAAGGUGAGGAAGAAGCCGUUCCUGCUAAAAAGACAAAGACAAUUGUUUCGACUGCUCAGAUUUCACAAACAAGACAAGCCAGAAUUGAAAAGAAGACUGAAGCCCACUUUGAUGCCAGAUCACUUACAAGUGUUGAAAUGGUCAUAGAAGGUGCAGCAGCCCAACAGCUCCCACAUAAGGCACCUCCACGAAUGAUUCCUAGACCUACAUCAAAAUCACCAACCCCACCAGUAAUUGCUGCAAAAGCACAAAUGGCACGACAGCAGUCACCAUCACCUGUUAGACAAUCACCGUCACCUGUAAGACAUGUCAGAGCACCAACACCCUCACCAGUAAGGUCAGUUUCUCCUGCUGGAAGAAUCUCCACCUCACCUAUUAGACCAGUGAAAUCUCCAUCUCCAAUCCGCAAAACACAUGUAGUGACAACAGGUGGGGCCGAAGUCCUUCCUCCUUGGAGGCAGGAAGGAUAUACUGCAACCACAGAAGCCGAGAUGACAGAAACAAGAGUAUCUACAAGUGCUACCCAAAUAAGAACUGAAGAAAGAUGGGAAGGAAGAUAUGGGGUCCAAGAACAAGUUACCGUCAGUGGUGCCGCUGCUGGGGGGGUUGCAACUGGUGCUACAGAGGUGAGAAAGGACAGUGAAAAAACAGCAGCAGUUGCUAUGGUUGUUGCUGCUGUGGAUCAAGCCAUGGUGAGAGAACCAGCUCCAAGUGUUGUAGAGCAAACUACUAAAAGGACAGCAAUGACUGCAGUCCAUGUUCAGCCUGUUCAGGAGCAGAUGAGAAAGGAGGCAACAGUAGUAGUUACCACUGAUAAAGCCACAAAACAAACAGUAAUAUCGAGAACUAGAGAAGAAAUUGUUACUUCAGAAGAACAAAGGCACAUCUCUCAUGAAAAGGUAAGAAAACAACCAGAGAAAACUCCAGUACCCACAGUAGUUAUUGCCACAGACAAAGCCAAAGAACAAGAAAGAAUAUCAAGAUCUAGAGAAGAAAUAUCUACCAGACACGAGCAAGUGCAAAUUGCUCAUGAAAAGAUAACAAAGGAAGAUAUGAAACCUUCUGUACCUAAGGUAGUAAUUACCACUGAUAAACCUAAACCACCAGUCAUAAUAUCGAAAAGUAAAGAAGGAAUUGCUACCAAACAAGAACAAGUGAGCAUAACCCAUGAAAAGAUUAAAAAGGAAGCUAAGAAAACUACUGUAGCUCCGAAACUUAUUGCCACUGAUAAAACCAAAGCACCAGUCACAGUGUCCAGAACUAGAGAAGAAAUUACAGCCAAGCAAGAACAAAUUCAUCUAGCUUAUGAUCAGACUGAAGCUGGAAAAAGGGCUGAAGCUGUAGCUACAGUUGUUGCCGCAGUUGAUCAGGCGCGUGUUCGAUCACCCUGGGAACAGCAACAAGUGGAUGAAGCUUAUGUAAAGCAGAAAACUUUGGAAUAUGGCUAUAAAGAGCAAGUAACAGACCGGGUUGCUGCUGUGACAGACCGGGUCGCUGAGGCCCCAGCAGAACGCCAUGUUGUCACUAAAGAAGUUAAAACUGUAUGUGUUCCUCCUGAGAAACAUAUCUCUGCUGCUGAAAAGAAGGAAGUUCAGAUAUCAACAGAGAUAAAAAGAGCAACAGAAGCUAAGACAGAGAAAACAAUUCAUGUUGAACACCCACGACCUCGCACAACAAGUCCUCACUUCUCAGUCUCCAAAAUUGCUGUUCCUAAACCAGAUCAUACAUAUGAGGUUUCAAUAGCUGGAUCUGCCAUGGCUACUCUGCAAAAAGAGUUGUCAGCUACUUCUGCCGUGCAAAAGAUCACCAAGCCUGUGAAGCCACCUCAGCUAAAGCCUCAUGAAGUCAGGAUAAAAGCAGAGCCAGUUGCCCCUCCACAGUUUCCUUUUGGAGAGGCUGCUGAAGCCUAUAAAAGUCAUUAUGAUGCUGAGACUAAAAAGGAGAUAGGUGUAAGCGUUAAAAGUGAAGCAGUGCGGGAAGAACACUUGAUGUUACGGAAAGAAGGUGAAGCAAAGGUGACAGAAACUGCCAGAGUUCCUGUGGCUGCAGAAAUCCCUGCUACUCCACCCACCUUUGUCUCAGGCCUCAAAAAUAAGACUGUGACUGAAGGAGAGUCUGUCACUCUGGAGUGUCAUAUCUCUGGUCAUCCUCAGCCUACUGUAACAUGGUACAGGGAAGACUACAAGAUUGAGAGUUCAAUGGACUUCCAGAUAACUUUCAAAGCAGGGCUUGCUCGCCUUGUGAUUCGUGAAGCUUUUGCCGAAGACAGUGGGAGAUUUACCUGCACUGCUACGAAUAAGGCUGGGAGUGUCAGCACAUCUUGCCACUUAUAUGUGAAAGUUUCAGAGGAAAUUGAGACUCGAGAAACCAUUUCUGAGAAGGCUGUUAGAGAAGAGAAACGCUACAUGGAGACAAAAGACAUUGUAAUGGAAGAUGUCUCUGCUGCAGUAGAGGAAGUAUCUGGAGAACCCAUACCUCCUUUCUUCAUAAGAAAACCCAUGGUACAUAAAUUAAUUGAAGGUGGGAGCAUUAUUUUUGAAUGCCAAGUAGGGGGCAACCCAAAGCCACAUGUCUACUGGAAAAAAGGUGGAGUUCCUCUAACGACUGGCUACAGAUACAAAGUGAGUUACAAAAGAGAAACCGGGGAAUGCAAACUUGAAAUUUCCAUGACUUUUGCCGAUGAUGCCGGAGAAUACACUAUUGUUGUUCGUAAUAAACAUGGCGAAGCUUCUGCAACGGUCUCCUUACUAGAAGAAGCUGAUUAUGAAGCCUACAUAAAAUCCCAACAAGAAGCAAUGUAUCAAACUCAAGUGACUGCAUAUAUUCAGGAACCUAAAGUGGCUGAGGUAGCCCCAGCUAUUUCAUAUGGUGACUUUGAAAAAGAAUAUGAAAAAGAACAAGCCCUAAUUAGGAAGAAAAUGGCGAAAGAUACAGUGAUGGUCAGAACUUUUGUAGAUGAGGAAUUCCAUAUUUCUUCUUUUGAAGAAAGACUUAUCAAGGAAAUUGAACUCAGAAUUAUUAAGACCACCUUAGAUGAACUUCUUGAAGAAGACGGAGAGGAGAUGAUGGUCGAUAUUUCUGAAUCUGAAGCUAUAGAAGCAGGAUUUGAUUUAAGGUUAAAGAAUUACAGAACUUUUGAAGGAACAGGAGUUACUUUCCAUUGCAAGACAACUGGAUAUCCAUUGCCAAAGAUUGCGUGGUAUAAAGAUGGUAAGCGCAUAAGGCAUGGAGAGCGCUACCACAUGGAAGUUCUGCAAGACGGCAGUGCUAGUCUCCAUUUGCCUGUUGUUCUACCUGAAGAUGAAGGAAUUUAUACUGUUUUUGCCAGUAACAUGAAAGGAAAUGCCAUUUGCUCAGCAAAACUCUAUGUUGAGCCAGUUGCACCCACAGCAACUCCAGGUUAUAUGCCAGGACCAGAAGUUAUGAGAAGAUAUAGGUCUAUUUCUCCACGAUCUCCAAGCAGGUCUCCUGCUCGCAGUUCUCCUUCUCGUUCUCCUGCCCGCAGAUUAGAAGAAACUGAUGAAGGACAACUAGAGAGACUAUACAAACCAGUUUUUGUCCUGAAACCUACAUCAUUUAAAUGUUCACAGGGGCAGACAGCAAGAUUUGACUUAAAAGUUGUUGGCAGACCUAUGCCAGAGACAUACUGGUUCCAUAAUGGUCAACAAGUGAUUAAUGACUACACCCAUAAAAUAGUGAUCAAAGAAGAUGGCACCCAGUCAUUGAUCAUUGUUCCUGCUAUGCCGGAGGACUCUGGAGAAUGGGCUGUAAUUGCUCAGAACAGGGCAGGCAAAGCCUCAGUCUCGAUGACACUGACUGUGGAAGCCAAGGAAGACCUAGUCAGACCACACUUUGUGGAAAGGCUGAGGAAUGUUAGUGUAAAGGAAGGCUCUAGACUGGAGAUGGCAGUGAAAGCUACUGGUAACCCUAAUCCUGACAUUGUAUGGCUGAAGAACAGUGACAUCAUUGUACCUCAUAAAUACCCCAAAAUAAAGAUUGAAGGAACCAAAGGGGCAGCUGCCCUUAAAAUCGAAUCUACCGCCAGGCAAGAUGCUGCAUGGUAUACUGCUACUGCUAUCAAUAAAGCUGGGCGGGACACUACUAGGUGCAAAGUAAAUGUUGAAGUUGAACAUGCAGAACCUGAACCAGAAAGGAGAUUAAUCAUUCCAAAAGGAACUUACAAAGCCAAGGAGAUUGCAGCACCAGAGUUAGAGCCUCUCCAUUUGCGUUAUGGUCAAGAGCAAUGGGAGGAAGGAGAUCUCUACGACAAAGAAAAGCAACAGAAACCAUUUUUUAAGAAGAAGCUUACAUCUUUAAGGCUCAAACAAUUUGGACCAGCACAUUUUGAGUGCAGGCUUACACCAAUUGGUGACCCUACCAUGGUGGUGGAGUGGCUGCAUGAUGGCAAACCCCUGGAAGCAGCUAACAGACUCCGCAUGAUCAAUGAGUUUGGGUACUGUAGCUUGGACUAUGGAGUAGCCUAUUCCAGAGAUAGUGGAGUUAUUACUUGCAGGGCAACCAACAAAUAUGGUACAGAUCAUACAUCUGCUACUCUGAUUGUCAAGGAUGAGAAAAGCCUUGUGGAAGAAUCCCAGUUGCCAGAAGGCAGAAGGGGGCUGCAGCGAAUUGAAGAGUUAGAAAGAAUGGCCCAUGAGGGUGCUCUUCCUGCAGUUGCAAUGGACCAAAAGGAAAAACAAAAACCAGAUAUUGUUUUGGUUCCUGAACCUGCAAGAGUCCUGGAAGGAGAAACAGCACGAUUCCGUUGCCGUGUGACUGGCUAUCCUUUGCCCAAGGUCAACUGGUACCUCAAUGGACAGCUCAUCCGUAAAAGCAAAAGGUUUAGACUCCGAUAUGAUGGAAUACACUACCUGGAUAUUGUGGACUGCAAAUCGUAUGACACAGGAGAGGUGAAAGUCACUGCAGAGAAUCCAGAAGGCUUUAUUGAACAUAAGGUGAGACUUGAGAUCCAGCAGAGGGAAGACUUCAGAUCUGUUCUUCGUCGUGCACCUGAACUCAAACAUGAGCCUGUACUGCCAGAGCCUGGAAAACUUCUCUUUGAGGUACAGAAAGUAGACAGGCCUGCAGAGGCAACAACCAAAGAAGUGGUGAAACUGAAAAGAGCUGAAAGAAUCACUCAUGAGAAGCUUUCAGAAGAAUCUGAAGAGCUGCGUAGUAAAUUCAAGCGUAGGACAGAAGAGGGCUAUUAUGAAGCUAUCACUGCUGUGGAACUUAAGUCUCGCAAAAAAGAUGAAUCAUAUGAAGAAAUGUUGAGAAAGACAAAAGAAGAACUUCUUCACUGGACCAAAGAGAUCCCAGAGGAAGAGAAGAAAGAACUUCCUCCUGAAGGCAAAAUCACCAUUCCAACAUUCAAACCAGAGAAGAUCGAGCUUAGCCCAAGUAUGGAGGCUCCCAAGAUACUUGAGCGCAUUCAGAGUCAGACUGUAGCCCAGGGAGCCGAUGCACACUUCCGUGUGAGAGUAGUGGGAAAACCAGACCCUGAGUGCCAGUGGUUCAAAAAUGGUGUGCAGAUUGAAAGGACUGAUCGCGUGUAUUGGUACUGGCCUGAAGACAAUGUUUGUGAAUUAGUAAUCAGAGAUGUGACUUCUGAUGAUUCUGCCAGCAUCAUGGUGAAAGCAGUCAAUAUAGCUGGUGAAACCUCUAGCCAUGCUUUCCUGUUAGUACAAGCCAAGCAGUUAAUCAGCUUUACCCAGGAGUUACAAGAUAUUGUUGCUAAACAGAAAGACAUCAUGGCAACAUUUGAAUGUGAGACAUCAGAACCCUUUGUCAAAGUGAAAUGGUUUAAGGAUGGAAUUGAGAUUCAUUCUGGAGAGAAAUACAGGAUGCACUCAGAUAGAAAGGCUCAUUUUCUUUCUGUAUUGGCAAUUGAAAUGUCUGAUACUGAUGACUACAGCUGUGCACUGAUAGAAGAUGAAUCCAUAAAAACUACUGCAAAGCUUACUGUUGAAGGUGCUGUGGUUGAGUUUAUAAAAGAACUUGAGGAUAUUGAAGUACCAGAAUCCUUCUCAGGUGAACUUGAAUGUGAGGUUUCCCCAGAAGAUGCAGAAGGGAAAUGGUAUCAUGGCGAUGUUGAACUCACUUCUAAUCAUAAGUAUGUGAUUACAUCCCGCCGUGGUCGCCAAAUCCUCACUAUUAAAGAUGUUACUAAAGAUGAUCAAGGAGAGUACAGCUUUGUUGUUGAUGGAAAAAAGACUCAAUGUCAGCUGAAGAUGAAGCCUCGUCCCAUGGCUAUUCUUCAAGGACUUACUGAUCAAAAAGUCUGUGAGGGAGACAUUGUACAACUUGAAGUUAAAGUCUCCCUAGAAAAUGUGGAAGGUGUCUGGAUGAAAGAUGGUCAGGAAAUUCAAUCAAGCGAUCGUAUUCACAUUGUGUUGGAUAAACAGUCACACAUGUUGCUUAUAGAAGAUGCAACAAAGGAAGAUAGUGGAGCUUACUCUUUCAGUGCUCCUGGUCUUGGACUGUCAACCACUGGGCAGAUCACAGUAUACAGUGUGGAAAUAGUGGUGCCACUAAAAGAUGUUCAUGUAGUUGAAGGAACAAAAGCUAUCCUUGAAUGCAAAGUUUCAGCACCUGAUGUGACUUCCUCCAAAUGGUACCUAAAUGAUCAUCAGAUAAAGCCUGAAGAACGUGUACAAGCUGUAUGUAAAGGCACUAAACAGAGGCUUGUGCUUACCAGAACCUAUGCAUCAGAUGAAGGACAUUAUAAGCUAAUGGUUGGCAAAGUUGAAACAACUUGCAAUGUCACAGUUGAAAAAAUUGAGAUUAUUAGAGGUCUUCAUGACAUCACCUGUACUGAAACUCAGAAUGUAUCCUUUGAGGUGGAGCUCUCCCAUUCAGGCAUUGAUGUAAUCUGGCAUUUCAAAGACCGAGAAAUAAAGCCUGGUCCUAACUAUAAAAUUGAAGCACAUGGCAAAAUAUAUAAAUUGACAGUGGUGAAGAUGAUGAAAGAUGAUGAAGGAGAGUAUGUAUUUCAUGCUGGAGAGAAGAAAACAUCUGGAAAACUUAUAGUAGCAGGUGGUGCCAUUUCAAAGCCUCUCGCUGAUCUGACUGUGGCUGAGUCCCAGACAUCUGUUUUUGAAUGUGAGGUGGCAAAUCCUGAAUCAGAGGGCCAGUGGCUAAAACAUGGUAGACCGUUAGCUAUGACAGAUCAGUACCGUGCUGAAUCUGAUGGUGUAAAGAGAAGGCUCAUUAUCCCUGUUACGAAAAUGGAUGAUAUGGGUGAAUAUAGCUAUGAAAUAGCAAGCUCAAAGACAACUGCCAAACUGAAGGUGGAAGCUGUUAAAAUAAAGAAGACACUAAAGAACUUGACUGUGACAGAAACACAGGAGGCGGUUUUCAGUGUAGAACUGACCCAUGCUGAUGUGAAAGGAGCUUUGUGGAUUAAAAAUGGUGUUGAACUUGAAUCAAAUGACAAAUAUGAAAUUACAGUGAAAGGAACUGUUCACACACUGAAAAUUAAACACUGUGUUGUCACUGAUGAGUCUGUUUAUAGCUUUAAGCUUGGAAAGAUAGGAGCAAAUGCCAGACUUCAUGUGGAAACUGUCAAGAUCAUCAAAAAGCCAAAGGAUGUGACUGCUUUGGAAAAUGCUGUUGUCUCCUUUGAACUGAGUGUCUCCCAUGAUACUGUACCUGUCCGAUGGUUCCACAAAAACAUUGAGCUUAAACAAAGUGAAAAAUACAAGAUGAUAUCUCAAAGGAAAGUUCAUAAGCUUAUGCUGCAUAACAUAUCUCCUGCUGAUGCCGGGGAAUACACAGCUCUUGUUGGGCAAAUCGAGUGUAAAGCAAAACUGUUUGUGGAAACUAUACACAUCACAAAGACAAUGAAAAAUAUUGAGAUUCCUGAGACCAAAACCGCCUCUUUUGAAUGUGAAGUUUCUCAUUUCAAUGUGCCUGCUGUCUGGUUGAAAAAUGGUGUGGAGAUUGAAAUGAGUGAAAAGUUCAAAAUAGUAGUCCAGGGAAAACUCCAUCAGCUCAAUAUCAUGAACACAAGCAGUGAAGAUUCUGCAGAAUACACCUUUAUCUGUGGAAAUGACAGAGUCAGUGCAACCCUGACCGUAAAACCUAUCUUGAUUACCUCCAUGCUAAAAGACAUCAAUGCUGAAGAGAAAGAUACGAUAACAUUUGAAGUUACUGUUAACUAUGAAGGUAUCUCAUAUAAAUGGCUAAAGAAUGGGGUAGAAAUAAAAUCGACUGAUAAAUGCCAGAUACGAACAAAGAAGCUCACACACUCUCUCUCCAUAAGAAAUGUGCAUUUUGGUGAUGCUGCAGAAUACACCUUUGUUGCUGGAAAAGCAGCUUCAUCAGCCACUUUAUAUGUGGAAGCUCGUCACAUUGAAUUUAGGAAGCAUAUAAAAGACAUCAAGGUUGUGGAGAAGAAGAGGGCUAUUUUUGAAUGUGAAAUUUCAGAACCUGACAUUCAGGUCCAGUGGAUGAAGGAUGGACAAGAACUCCAGAUUGGUGACAGGAUGAAAAUUCAAAGAGAGAAAUAUGUGCAUCGUCUCAUCAUUCCUUCCACAAGAAUAUCUGAUGCCGGUCAGUACACAGUAGUAGCAGGUGGAAACACAUCCAGUGCCAAUUUGAUAGUGGAAGGCCGUGACAUUCGUAUCAGAAGCGUCCGUAAAGAUAUUCAGGUCCUUGAAAGACAAAGAGCUGAAAUUGAAUUUGAAGUCAAUGAAGAUGACAUUGAACCACAGUGGUACAAGGACGGUAUUGAGAUCAACUUCCAGUAUGAGGAAAGAUACAGUUAUGUGGUAGAAAGGAGAAUUCAUCGAAUGAGCAUCUUUGAAACUACUUACUCUGAUGCUGGAGAAUAUACUUUUGUUGCAGGACGGAAUAGGAGUUCUGUUGUUCUCUAUGUGAAUGCUCCAGAGCCACCCAAGAUUAUUCAGGAACUAGAGCCAACCACUGUGGAGUCUGGCAAGCCUGCCCGCUUCUGUGCUAUGAUAUCAGGCAAACCCCAGCCCAAAAUUUCCUGGUACAAAGAUGAUCAACAGCUUUCUUCAGGUUUCAAGUGCAAAUUUCUUCAUGAUGCACAAGAAUAUACCCUAUUGCUCAUUGAAACUUUUCCUGAAGAUGCAGCAGUGUACACCUGUGAAGCAAAAAAUGACUAUGGAGUUGCUACAACUUCAGCUUCACUUUCAGUAGAAAUUCCAGAAGUUGUUUCUCCUGAACUAGAACUGCCAGUGUAUCCACCUGCUGUCUUAAUGCCAUUACGUGAUGCUGUUACAUCCGAGGGACAGUCUGCUUGUUUUCAGUGCAGAGUUACAGGGACAGAUCUGAAAGUCUCUUGGUACAGCAAAGAGAAAGAGAUCAAGCCUUCACGGUUUUUUAGAAUGACUCAGUUUGAAGACACUUACCAGCUGGAGAUUGCUGAAGCUUAUCCAGAGGAUGAAGGAGUCUAUACCUUUGUGGCUAGCAAUUCUGUAGGCCAAGUGACAAGCACUGCUACCUUGAAGUUAGAAGCUCCUGAAAAAAUGGUUCAUGAGAAGGUAGAGGAAGAGAUUGAAAUGGAAGCGAAAGACUUCUCUAGCUCUCUUCCUGUGUCUUCUGAGGAAGGAAGAAGUGUAGGCUACAGCAGUGGCCUUCAGUUGCCUGAUAAAGAAAAAACACUUGAAUUUGAGCCUGAAAAACCAGUUUAUUCCACCAAAGCAGAGAUGGAAACGGAGGGGGGCCAAGCCCCUGUUUUCCUAAAGCAGGUCUCAAAUGUUGAAGUCUGGCAGGGAGGUGUAGCUAGGCUCUCUGUUACUGUUACUGGCAGUCCCACACCCAAAGUCCAGUGGUUUUUCAACAGUAUGAAGUUAACCUCAUCUACAGACUGUAAGUUAGUGUUUGCUGGCAAUGAUCACAGCCUCAUCCUCCCAUAUGCGGGUGUGCAGGAUGAGGGUGAGUACACAUGUGUGGCCAGCAAUGUACACGGUGAGACCACGUGCAGCGCCCACCUCCAUGUGCAUCAGCGGGUACCAGGGGGCCCUUGCUUUGCCAGGAAGCCAGACGGCAUACGGUGUGCACCGGGUUUCACCGCAGUCUUUGAGUACACCGUGGCUGGCGACCCAUGCCCUGAUGUGCUGUGGUUCAAGGGGAGUGAACAGCUUUUCUCCGAUGCACAUCACUCUGUUUCUCACCAUCCUGAUGGGUCAGGCUCCCUGACAGUGCAGGAGUGCAUGGAGGAGGACACUGGGCUUUACACUUGCAAGGCAGUGAGUGCCCUGGGUGAGGCCACGUGCUCUGCUGAGCUCCUUGUGCUGUCUGAGGAGCAUGCUGUUCACAGGCAAAGCCCAGCCUUGCAGCAUUCUGCAGUGGCAGAAGACCAGAGUCCCCUGUCAUAUGAGGAGGCUGGUGAACUUCCUGCUGCAGAAGGAGCACUGAGACUUGAGGCCAUGAAAGAGCCCCUGGCCCUCCUUCAGCUCCAGAUGAUCCAGGAGGAACAUAGGCUGCCCAGGGAGGACAUCUUGCCCAGCCUGCCACCAGCCUGCCUGGCCACACAGACUGUUGAAGAGAUGCUCACCCGGGCAGCCACAACACAAGAGAGUGACAAGCUUUUGGCAGAGCCCCUGGAAACCUUCCCUGCUGGCCCCCAGGGUGUGGUGCCUGUGGCAGCAAUGGAGACACGACUGCCAGGCUGCCUUGGGACUGUAGCCACACAGAUACUCUUGCCCAAAGAGCAGGUCAUCCCUGAGACAGCAGAGCAAAUGGCUUCUCUGAAGACAGAGGCUUCCCAAGCCCUUCUGCAGGUGUCAAGCACCACUGAGAACCGUUCCAUAGAUGGUGACCAUAUGCAGGUCCUUGAGGACUUCCAGGCAGUGCAGGGUGAGCUGAAGGCUGAACCUAGACUUGCCUCUGAACUGGCCUUCACUGGGGGCCAAGCCGUUCCUCUGGAGACCGUUUCUUCCCUCGAAACAGCAGAGGCGGACUUUGUUGCAAGAAUCUGUGAGGGGCAGGCUGUGAGAUUUCCCUUGCUGCUAGAAGAAAAACAGCCCCUGGAGGAGGAACACAUUGUCAGUCUUGUCAAAGAAGGAAAAUCCUGUGAUGAAACCUCUGAGCUGAAGUCCCAGCAGGCUGAGACAACUAUGGAGGCAGAAAUACCCCUGGAGCAGCCUUUGUCUGUGCAAGUAAUCAACACUGUGACUGGGCAUAGUCAAAUCAAGGAUGUGGGUGCAGCUGCAGCCACUGCUGAUGUAGCCUCUGAGGGUGUUCCCAUCGAGACACCCACAGAAAUAUUGAAAGAGAAAGAGAAAGGGGAAGAAAUCUGUGAGGAAGAGAGCAGUAAAGUUCUGGAAGCUAAAGCUGGGAAGCUACAGAUCAAAGAGAGUUAUCCCAUCAUACAUAGCAACCUGGUCAACACUGUUGUGGAGGAAGGAGAAAGUGUCAGUUUGGUGUCUGUCAUAACAAAUGUCAGGGAGGUGAACUGGUACUUUGAGGGUAAACUGGUGUCUUCAGGUGACAAAUUCAAGUGUUUGCAAGAUCAGGACACAUACACACUUGUAAUAAGCAAAGCAUGCAGUGAUACUCACCAAGGAGAAUACACCUGUGAGGCGCUGAAUCAAGCUGGAAAAAGAGCAACAGCAGCAAAACUCACAAUUGUUAAAGGAGUUGCACCGAUCCUGAGGAGAAGGCUCACACCAGUGGAGGUGGCUGUAAAUCAUGUGGCCAAGUUUACCUGUGAGGUAGAGACUGCACCCAAUGUCAAGUUCCAGUGGUACAAAGCCGGCCGAGAGAUAUACGACGGGGACAAAUACUCCAUUCGCACAUCCAACUACCUCUCCACGCUUGAGAUUCUGAGGCCCCAGGUAGUUGACUGCGGAGAGUACAGCUGUAAGGCUUCCAACCAGCAUGGCAGUGUAAGCUCUACAGCCCUUUUGACAGUGAGUGAAGCAUUACCGCCAACGUUUCUUACCAGACCUGAAUCUAUCACUACUUUUGUGGGAAAAAGUGCCAAGCUCCUGUGUACUGUUUUGGGCACUCCAGUCAUCGACGUCGCCUGGCAGAAAGAUGGCACGACCAUUUCACCUUCAGACCAUCACAGAAUCUCCAAAGUGGAAAACAAACAUGUGCUAGAAAUUUCCCUUCUCACCAUCAGUGACAGAGGGGUUUACACUUGCAAAGCUUCCAACAAGUUUGGGGCUGACAUUUGCCAGGCUGAAUUGAUCAUUAUAGAUAAGCCUCACUUCAUUAAAGUGCUGCAGUCAGUGCAGUCAGCAGUCAAUAAAAAAAUACGCCUUGAAUGUCAGGUAGAUGAAGACAGGAAAGUAACAGUAGGGUGGACAAAGGAUGGAAACAAAAUUCCUCCAGGCAAAGAUUAUAAGAUUUACUUUGAAGACAAAAUAGCCUCACUUGAGAUUCCUUUGGCUAAGCUGAAGGAUUCAGGCCAUUAUGUGUGCACUGCCUCAAACGAGGCAGGAAGCAGCUCCUCUUCUGCCAGCGUCACAGUCAGAGAACCACCCAAGUUUGCUAAGAAGCUAGAGGCAGCAAAAGUAGUCAAGCAGGGUGACUCAGCCCGGCUUGAGUGCAAAGUAAGUGGGUCUCCAGAGAUGAAAGUAGUGUGGUUCAGAAAUGACCAUGAAAUUGUUGCCAGUGAAAAAUUCCGGACAUCAUUCAUUGACUCCUUGGCUGUGCUUGAAAUGAAUUAUCUCAGUACUGAUGACAGUGGUGACUACAUCUGCGAAGCUCACAACCCUGCCGGCAAGGCCAGCUGUAGCACUAAAGUCACAGUGAAAGAACCUCCUGUUUUUAGCAGGAAGCCCUCUCCAGUAGACAUGCUCAAAGGAACUGAGGUUAGCCUGGAAUGUGAGAUUUCAGGAACACCACCAUUUGACGUUACCUGGUACAAAGACAGGAGGCAAAUCCGCAGUAGUAAGAAGUAUAAGGUUACAGCCAAAAACUACCACACCAGUGUUCGCAUUCUUAAUAUUGAAGCUGCAGAUGUGGGUGAAUAUCAGUGCAAAGCCCAGAACGACAUAGGAAGUGACACUUGUUUUUGCACUGUGAAGCUGAAAGAACCACCAAAAUUCUUGACUAAAAUAAACAGUGUGACUGUUGUGGUUGGUGAACCAGUAGAGUUACAAGCAAGAGUGGAGGGCUCCCAGCCAAUUUCUGUGCAGUGGCUUAAAGACAAAGAGGAAAUUAUUAGAGAAAGUGAAAACACGAAGAUCACGUUUAUGGAAAAUAUUGCAACUUUACAACUUCUGCACACAGAGACAAGCAGUGCUGGAAAAUACAUCUGUCAGAUCAGAAAUGAUGCUGGAAGUCGAGAGUGCAUGGCUACCUUAAGUAUUCUAGAGCCUGCAGUCAUUGUAGAGAAAGCAGAACCAAUGAGAGUUACUAUAGGAGACGCCUGUACUUUGGAGUGCAAAGUGGCAGGCACACCAGAGCUUUCCACGGGGUGGUUCAAGGAUGGCAAAGAGCUGACCAGCAGCCAGAAAUACAGAAUUACUUUCCUCAAUAAAGUAUCUACGCUUAAAAUUAUGGAUGCAGAAAAGGAAGAUGCUGGACUGUACACUUUUGCAGUGCAGAACGACGUGGGGAAAAGCAGUUGCACAGCAUCAGUUGAUGUUUUAGAUCGAAUCAUUCCUCCUUCUUUCACAAGAAAAUUGAAGGAAACUCCUUGUGUUCUGGGUUCCUCAGCAUUGCUGGAAUGCAAAGUGUCGGGUUCACCUCCUAUUUCUGUGGCUUGGUUCCGAAAUGGACUUAAGUUAGUCAGUGGGGAAAAACAUCAAAUCUCCUUUUCAGAUAACCUUUGUAUUUUGGAAGUGAAUUCACUGAGUGAUUCAGAUGCUGGAACUUACACCUGCAAAGCUACCAACAUAGCUGGUUCAGAUGAAUGCAGUGCUGUAUUGACCGUACAAGAACCACCUUCUUUUGAGAGGACACCAGAGGCUCUGGAUGUCUUGCCAGGCACAAGCAUCACUUUUACAUGUGUUAUCAGAGGAACCCCACCUUUUAAGGUGAACUGGUUUAAAGGGUCCAAUGAGCUUGUGCCAGGAGACAAAUGCAAUAUCUACUUGGAGGACUCUGUUGUGGAGCUUGAGUUAUUUGACGUAACUCCUCUCCAAAGUGGAGAAUAUACUUGUCUAGUGACUAAUGAUGCUGGCAGGGCAAAUUGUACAACACACCUUACAGUAAAAGAGCCAGCAGUCUUUGUGAAGAAACUGAGUGAUCAGUAUGUAGAGCCCGGCAAGGCCAUCAUCCUGGAGGGAACUUACACAGGCAGCCUGCCCAUCUCUGUGACAUGGAAGAAGAAUGGCCACACCAUCACUCAAUCUCAGAAGUGUAGUAUCACCACCACAGAGAAAUCCUGCAUCCUGGAAAUACUUGACAGCACCAAAGGGGAUGCAGGAGAAUACACUUGCCAUGUUGAAAAUGAGGCAGGAAGAGAUGUUUGUGGGGCUAUAGUCUCUACUCUAGAACCUCCCUAUUUUAUUACACACUUGGAAUCUCUUGAGGUGUCAGUUGGGGAUUACACAACAUUGCAAUGCCAUGUUGGUGGUACACCAGAAAUCACUGUGUCUUGGUACAAAGGUGAUACAAAACUCAGAUCUACUCCUGAGUACAAAGUAUUCUUUAAAGACAAUGUUGCUACACUUAUUUUCAACAAAGCGGUUAGCAACGACAGCGGAGAAUAUAUCUGCAAGGCAGAAAACAGUGUAGGAAGUGCAUCUACAAAGGCUCUCUUGACAGUUCAAGAGCGCAAGCGACCACCUUCCUUUGCAAGAAAAUUAAAGGAUAUCGAGCACCCUGUUGGAUUACCCCUUAAAUUUAUGUGCCGGCUCAAUGGCUCAGAACCCAUUACUGUGGCUUGGCAUAAAGACGGUGUGCUGCUAAGCGAUGACCACAAUGUGCACACAUCCUUUGUAGAUAAUGUUGCAGUGCUGCAACUGGUGCAAACCGAGAUGAGUCAUACUGGGCAGUACUCCUGCACAGCCACCAAUGCUGUGGGCACUGCCACCUCGAGUGCUAGGCUUACAGUGGCAGAACCCAAGCAAGCACCUGUGUUUGACACCAAGCCAGAAUCUAUUGAUGUGCCUUUUGGCGAAAGUGCUGACUUUGAAUGCCAUGUUACUGGAGCACAGCCAAUAUGUAUCACCUGGUCCAAGGAUGGUCGGGAGAUCCGAACUGGAGGAAACUUCAAUAUUACAUUUGUAGCCAACACAGCUCACCUUCGUGUGCUCAGAGUGGGUAAAGGAGACUCUGGCCAAUAUACUUGCCAAGCUAGCAAUGAAGUUGGUAAAGACUUUUGCUCAGCCCAACUCUGUGUCAAAGAACCACCAAGGUUUAUUAAGAAACUUGACUCCUCAAGACUUGUGAAACAGCAUGAUUCCACUAAGUAUGAAUGCAAAAUAGGUGGAUCUCCAGAAAUCAAAGUCACCUGGUACAAAGGUGAAACUGAGAUUCAUCCCAGUGAAAAAUACCGAAUGUCCUUUGUGAAUUCAGUGGCAGUCAUUGAAAUGUACAACCUCAGUGUUGAAGACAGUGGUGACUACACUUGUGAAGCUCACAAUCCGGGGGGUAGUGCAAGCACCAGUACCUCACUGAAAGUAAAAGCACCCCCCAUUUUUACCAAGAAGCCCCCUCCAACUGAGACCUUGAAAGGGUCUGAUAUUCACCUAGAAUGUGAGCUUCAGGGCACUCCUCCGUUCCAGAUCUCUUGGUACAAAGACAAACGAGAAAUUCGGAGCAGCAAGAAGUAUAAGGUCAUGUCUGAGAACUACCUAGCCAGUAUUCACAUUCUCAGUGUGGAUACUGCAGAUGUUGGUGAAUAUCACUGUAAAGCUGUAAAUGAUGUGGGAAGUGACUCCUGCAUUGGCUCUGUAACACUAAGAGCACCACCAACCUUUGUGAAGAAACUGAGUGAUCUCACUGUUGUAGUUGGGGAGUCGAUUGAACUGCAGGCUGCAGUAGAAGGAUCACAGCCCAUUUCUGUUCUGUGGUUAAAAGACAAAGGGGAAAUCAUCAGAGAAAGUGAUAAUCUUUGGAUUUCCUAUUCAGAAAACAUUGCAACUAUGCGGAUUGGAAAUGCAGAACCAGCCAAUGCUGGGAAAUACAUUUGUCAGAUAAAAAAUGAUGCUGGAGUUCAGGAAUGCUUUGCCACACUGAGAGUUCUAGAACCUGCAGUCAUUGUUGAGAAGCCAGGCCCAGUCAAAGUUACAGCGGGAGACUCAUGUACUCUGGAAUGCACAGUAGAUGGCACACCAGAGCUUACUGCUAGGUGGCUUAAGGAUGGGAAUGAACUGUCCACUGACCAUAAAUAUAAAAUCAGUUUCUUCAAAAAAGUGUCUGGGCUUAAGAUUCUCAAUGCAAGACUAGAAGACAGUGGAGAAUAUACCUUUGAGGUGGAAAACAGUGUUGGUAAAAGCAGCUGCACAGCUUCAGUGCAUGUCUCAGAUCGUAUUAUACCUCCUUCUUUCACAAGAAAACUGAAAGAAACAUAUGGUCAGCUGGGCUCUUCUGCUGUACUGGAGUGUAAAGUUUAUGGGUCACCACCUAUUCUUGUUUCCUGGUUUCAUGACGGAGAGGAGAUUAUCAGCGGAGACAAGUAUCAGGCUACUCUUACAGACAAUACCUGUUCUCUGAAAGUGAAUGGACUUCAGGAAUCUGAUAUGGGAACUUAUUUGUGCACAGCUAGUAAUGUAGCUGGGUCCGAUGAGUGCAGCGCAUUUUUGAAUGUUAGAGAACCACCAUCUUUUGUGAAGAAACCUGAACCACUGAAUGUUUUAUCUGGGGCAAACAUAACCUUUACCAGUAUCAUAAAAGGCUCCUCUCCAUUGGAAGUCAAAUGGUUUAGAGGUAGUGUUGAGCUAGCACCAGGACACAGAUGCAGUAUCACCUUGCAAGAUUCAGUUGCAGAACUGGAGCUAUUUGAUGUACAUCCGCUUCAGAGUGGAGACUACACUUGCCAGGUCUCUAACAAGGCAGGGAUGAUUUCUUGCACAACACAUCUUUUUGUCAAAGAACCAGCCAAAUUUGUGAAGAGGGUGAAUGAUUUAACUGUAGAGAAAGGAAAAAAUUUCAUCUUGGAAUGCACAUACAUGGGUACUCCACCGAUUUCAGUGACAUGGAAGAAAAAUGGAGUAAAAAUAAUGCACUCUGAAAGGUGUAGCAUCACCACUACAGAAACAUCUGCCAUACUGGAAAUACCUAAUAGCAAACUAGAAGAUCAGGGGCAAUAUUCUUGUCAUAUUGAAAAUGAUUCUGGACAAGAUAAUUGUCAUGGUGCAAUCACAAUACUAGAACCACCUUACUUCGUUACACCCUUGGAGCCAGUGCAGGUGACUGUUGGGGAUUCUGCAUCCUUACAGUGCCAGGUUGCUGGAACACCAGAAAUGAUUGUAUCAUGGUACAAAGGCGAUACAAAGUUGAGAGGAACUGCUUCUAUGAAAAUGCACUUUAAAAACCAAGUUGCCACUUUGGUUUUCAGCCAGGUAGACAGUAGUGAUAGUGGGGACUACAUCUGCAAAGUAGAAAAUGCUGUUGGUGAGGCUGCUUCAUCAUCUUUGCUGACAGUUCAAGAGCGUAAGCUUCCUCCUUCUUUUACGCGAAAAUUAAGAGAUGUCCAUGAAACUGUUGGCUUACCAGUUACAUUUGAUUGUGGCAUUGCUGGUUCAGAACCUAUAGAAGUAUCUUGGUUUAAAGAUGGUGUGCGUGUAAAAGAGGACUACAAUGUUCAUACAUCCUUCGUAGAUAAUGUAGCAACUCUUCAGAUUUUGAAAACAGAUAGGAGCCUUAUGGGACAAUAUACCUGCACAGCUACCAAUGCAAUUGGGACAGCUUCUUCUAGUGGCAGGCUUGUCCUUACAGAAGGGAAGACUCUUCCAUUUUUUGACAUCCCAAUUACACCUGUGGAUGGUAUUAUUGGAGAAAGUGCUGACUUUGAGUGUCACAUCUCUGGAACACAGCCUAUUAAAGUCACUUGGGCAAAAGAUAACCAAGAGAUUAGAACAGGAAGAAACUACCAAAUCAGUUAUGUAGACAGCACAGCCCACUUGACCAUCUUGAGAGUUGAGAGGGGAGACUCUGGACAGUAUACAUGCUGUGCUAGCAAUGAAGUUGGAAAGGACUCUUGCACAGCUCAGCUGACUGUUAAAGAACGAAAAUCUCCACCAACUUUCACUAAGAAACUGUCUGAAGUAGUAGAAGAAACAGAAGGGAAUGAACUUAAACUUGAGGGCCAUGUUGCUGGCUCCCAGCCUUUGACUGUUGCUUGGUAUAAAAACAAUCAGGAAGUUCAUUCAAGCCCUCAUUGUGAAAUAUCUUUCAAAAAUAACACCUUAAUUUUGCACAUAAAGUGUGUAGAGCAAUCAGAUGCUGGUUUAUAUACCUGUAAAGUGUCCAAUGAAGCAGGAAGCGUGUUAUGUACAUCUUCUGUUGUUAUCAGAGAACCCAAAAAGCCUCCAGUUUUUGACCAGCCUCUUCAACCAGCAGCAGCAGAGGAAGGUGAUACUAUACAGCUCAGCUGCCAUGUUGAAGGAUCACAGCCAAUCCGGAUUCAGUGGCUGAAGGCAGGCAGAGAAAUAAGAGCUUCAGGCAGAUGCAACUUCAGCUUUGCUAAUGGAGUAGCUCUUCUAGAACUUGCUGCAAUUACCAAAUCCGAUUCAGGAGAAUAUGUAUGCAAAGCUUCAAAUGCAGCUGGCACUGACACUUGCAAAUCUAAAGUGACCGUUAAAGAAAAACCAGCAGCUGCACCAGUAGCUAAGAAAGCAGAACUGGAAGGAAAACUUUAUUUUGUGUCAGAGCCUCAGAGUAUCAAAGUCAUGGAAAAAACUGUUGCAAAAUUUAUUGCAAAAGUUGGAGGAGACCCAAUUCCAAAUGUUAAAUGGAUGAAGGGAAAAUGGAGGCAACUCAACCAGGGAGGUCGCAUUACAAUCCAGCAGAGAGGAGAUGAAGCCAAACUAGAAAUAAAGGACACAAUAAAAACUGAUUCUGGCAUGUACAAAUGCGUAGCUUUUAACCAACAUGGUGAAAUUGAGAGGAGCGUAAACCUACAAGUUGAAGAAAGAAAGAAAGAAGUUGUUGAAGGGGAUCUCAGGGCAAAACUAAAAAGCACUCCAAAAAGGAAGGAAGGAGAGGAAGAGCAACCUAUUGAUAUCUUGGAACUUCUCAAAAAUGUAGAUCCCAAAGAAUAUGAGAAAUAUGCUCGCAUGUAUGGAAUUACAGAUUUCCGUGGCCUCUUGCAAGCCUUUGAGUUACUAAAGCAAACUCAAGCAGAAGAAAGCCAUAGACUGGAAAUUGAGCUCACAGAAAGAGCUCAAAGAGAAGAUCAGGAGUUUGAUGAACUUGUAGCUUUUAUUCAACAACGACUCUCACAAACAGAGCCUAUUACUCUGAUCAGAGACAUUGAAAAUCAGACGGUUUUAACAGAUGAGGAUGCUAUCUUUGAAUGUGAGAUUAAAAUUAAUUAUCCAGAAAUUAAACUUUCAUGGUACAAGGGAACUCAGAAGCUGGACUCCAAUGACAAAUAUGAAAUUAGAAUUGAAGGUGAUCACCACAUACUGAGAAUCAGGAACUGCCAACUUGAAGAUCAGGGAAAUUUCAGAAUAGUGUGCGGACCACACAUUGCUAGUGCCAGGCUAACUGUGAUCGAACCUGCAGUUGAGCGGCAUCUCCAUGACACUACUUUCAAGGAAGGAAACACUUGCACGCUGUCCUGUCAGUUCUCUAUCCCAAAUGCCAAGUCUCAGUGGUAUAGAAAUGGGAGACCCAUUAAGAUAGGAGGGAGAUAUUCAACACAAGUGUCUGACAAAGUACACAAACUCAUCAUCAAGGAUGUUAGAACAGAAGACCAGGGACAAUAUACCUGCAAGCUUGACAACCUAGAAACAACUGCAGAUCUGGCCAUUGAAGCAGAACCAAUUCAGUUCACUAAGAGCAUACAGAAUAUUGUAGUGAGUGAACACCAGUCUGCAACCUUUGAGUGCGAAGUGUCUUUUGAUGAUGCAGUUGUGACAUGGUAUAAAGGCCCCACUGAACUGAGAGAGAGUCCCAAGUACAGCUUCAGAAGUGAAGGUCGCUGUCAUUAUAUGACCAUUCACAAUGUUAAUGCAGAAGAUGAAGGUGUAUACUCUGUAAUUGCUCGUCUUGAACCACGAGGAGAAGCAAGAAGCACUGCAGAGCUCUAUCUGGUAACCAAAGAAAUCAAACUGGAGUUGAAGCCACCAGAUGUUCCUGAUGCCAAGGUUGCAGUUCCACCUCAAAAAGCAGUUGAAGCUGCCCCUAUUCCUAUUCUUCUACCUCUUGUUCCACAACCAGAGGAGAAAAAGCCAGCAGAAAAAAAGGUUCCGUUAAAGAAAGUCUCCAAAAAGGUGGUUAAAAAAGUUCCUGAAGAAGUCCCACCACCAAAAGUUCCUGAGGUGCUGCCAGAGAAGCCCAAAGAGAUAAAAAUAACAUCCAUGGCAAGGAGAGAAGAGAUUCAUGAAGAAAAGAAGGAAAUAUAUGAAGAACCCAAAGAACCUUAUGAAGAAUGGGAAGAAGAUUAUGGAGAAGACCACGAAUAUUAUGUCAAGGAAGAAGGCUAUGACGAAGGCGAAGAGGAAUGGGAAGAAGCUUAUGAAAAAAGAGAAGUGAUUUAUGAAGAAAAACGAGUAAUUCAUGAAGAAGUUGUUGAAGUUCCUAAGAAGCCUGUGGCUGAGAGAAAACCACCACCAAUUACAGCUGAAAAGAAGGAAAAGAAAGAAGUAACAGUUCAUAAAGUUGUCAAGAAACCUGUUGAUGAAAAAGUGGAGAUAACUACUCAGAGGGCUGCAGAAGAAAAAGUCAAACGGGCUGAGGUUACCAAGAAAGUUCUACCACCAAAGCCUACACCAAUGAUCGUUGAAGAAAAAGUUAUGAAAAAGGAAGUACCUACAGUAGAAACAUGGACUGUUUCAGAAGAAAAGAUGUCAGUUUCUGUCCACAAACAAGAAGAGUAUUCAUAUGUCACAGAGCCAGCAGAGCGUGAGAAAACAGUUGAAGAAAGAUUCUUUGAAGCUGUUUACCCAAUUGAAGCACAUAAGGAAGUUGAAGAGCAAGAGGAGGAGGAAGAAGUAAUUUCUACAGAACAGGAUAUCUCACACGUUGAAGUGCCUGAGAUACCUAAGAGGCAUGUUCCAGAAGAAAGAAAGCCUGUUCCUGUUCCUAAAAAAGAAGCAGCUCCACCAGCUAAAGUGCCUGAAGUCCCUAAGAAACCUGUUCCAGAAAAGAAAGUUGCUGGUGCUAAAAAAGAAGUGGCUCCCCCAGCAAAAGUGCCAGAGAUGCCCAAGAGAGCUGCCCCAGAGACAAAAAUUGUUCCAAAAAGAGAGGAAGCUCCACCACCUAAAGCAACAGAAGUACCUAAGAAACCAGCUCCAGAAGAAAAAAUUCCACGUGUUCCUAAAAUAGAAGAAGCUCCACCUGCAAAAGUGCCUGCAGUUCCUAAGAAACCUAUGCCUAAAGAAAAAGUAUCUCCUGCUGUUCCUAAAAAAGUUGAACCUCCUCCAGCUAAAGUGCCUGAAGUGCAGAAGAAAGCCACUUUUGAAGAAAGAGUUCUUAUUACAGAAGAAAGAAUAUCUGUUGCCAUUCCAGAGGAAAUCCCACUACCUGAAGAACCAACAGUUGAAGAAUGGUCUGAAGAAGAAAUGGAGGAAGUAUCUAUUUCCAUUCACAGGGAAGAAGUUUCUGAAGUGACUGAAGAAGAGUCUUACUACAUAGAGGAGAGGGUAACUGCUCCUAAACGAGAGGAAGCCCCGCCCACUAAAGUGCCCGAGGUGCCAGAGAAAAUUCCAGAAGAGAAAGUACCUGUUGCUGUGCCUAGAAAACCAGAACUACCAGCAGCCAAAGUGCCUGACGCAUCUAAGGAAGUAGUUGUAGAAGAGAAAAUCAAAGUUGCUGUGCCUAAAAAGGCAGAAGCACCACCAGAUAAAGUGCCAGAAGUGCCCAAGAAAGUCCCAGAUGAGAAAAUACCAGUGGCAGAGCCUAAAAAACCAGCAGUUCGACCAGCUAAAGUGCCUGAGGUACCACAGAAAGUGAUCCCAGAAGAGGUUUCAGUUAAAGUACCAAAGAAACCAGAACCUCCACCAACUAAAGUGCCUGAGGUGCCCAAGAAAGUUGUUUCAGAAGAAAAAGUACACAUUGAAGUUCCUAAAAAACCAGAACCUCCACCACCUAAAGAACCUGAGGUGCCAAAGAAAGUUGUUCCAGCAAAGAAAAUACCUGUGCCUAAAGAACCAGAACCUGUAGUUGUCACAGAACCAGAGGCUGCACCUGAAGAACUAGAACCUGAGACAGUGCCUGGACUUGUAAAGAAACCUCACAAAAUAACUCCCGAAGUUACUCCUCCACCAGAAGAAGUUGUUUUGAAAAAAGUUCUUAGAAAGGAAAAAGAAGAGGAAGAACCUAAACCAGAAAAAGAACCUAAACCAGAAGUUAAAACAGUGCCUACACCAGUAGAAAAAAUUAAGAAACCUGAAGUUCCAGAGGUUCCUAAGAAGAAAACUGAGAUACCUGAAAUAAAAAAAGAGGAGAAAUAUGUGCCCAAACCACCAAAAGAACCUAAGCAAGCAGCUAUCCCACUUCCUGGGUCUGAACCUAAACCUGCAGUGGCUCUAAAAUCUCCAAAACCAGCAGCAGAAUCAGCACCAGCUGUUACUACUCCAGUGACAGUCCCAGUGGUUGGAAAGAAAGCAGAGGCCAAGACACCAAAAGAAGAAACUCCAAAGGGUAUCAGUCCAGUCAAAGCCAAGAAGACACCUUCACCAGCAGAUGCAGAAAGAAGGAAACUCAGGCCAGGCAGUGGUGGUGAAAAACCUCCUGAAGAGCCUCCAUUCACUUACCAACUCAAGGCUGUACCACUGAAGUUUGUCAAGGAGAUGAAAGAUAUAGUGCUAACAGAAGCUGAGUCUGUUGGGUCUUCUGCAAUCUUUGAAGUCCUUAUUUCACCAUCCACUGCAAUUACCAGCUGGAUGAAAGACGGAAGUAACAUACGAGAGAGCCCAAAGCACAAGUUUAUUGCUGAUGGCAAAGAUAGGAAGCUGCAUAUUAUUGACGUCCAGCUGUCAGAUGCUGGUGAAUAUACUUGUGUAUUACGACUGGGCAACAAAGAGAAGACCUCUACAGCCAAACUCAUUGUUGAAGAACUCCCAGUGCGGUUUGUGAAACCUCUUGAAGAAGAAGUCACUGUGGUUAAAGGCCAGCCACUGUACUUGACAUGUGAACUUAACAAAGAAAGAAGUGUGGUCUGGAGAAAGGAUGGGAAGAUCAUCAAAGACGUGCCUGGGAAAUUUGCUCUGGGCAUUAUUGGUUUGUCACAUACCCUCAUGAUCACUGAUUCAGAUGAUGCUGAUGCUGGUACUUACACUGUUACCGUUGAAGGCACUGAGCUCUCAUGCUCAUCUUGUGUUAAGGUAGUAGAAGUGAUAAGAGACUGGUUAGUAAAACCCAUAAGAGAUCAGCAUGUGAAACCAAAAGGAACAGCUACAUUCACCUGUGACAUUGUCAAGGAUACACCAAACUUUAAAUGGUUUAAAGGAGAUGAGGAAAUCCCUUCUGAACCCACUGACAAAACAGAAGUCUUGAAAGAGGGAAAUAAAAUUUUCCUGAAAAUCAAGAAUGCUGGCCCUGCUGAUGUUGGGGAAUAUUCAGUGGAAGUUGAAGGUCGCAGGUACCCAGCAAAACUUACCCUUGGAGAACGUGAAGUUGAACUUCUGAAACCAUUAGAGGAUGUUACCAUUUAUGAAAAAGAAACAGCAAACUUUGAUACAGAAAUAUCUGAGGAUGAUAUUCCUGGUGAAUGGAAGCUGAAAGGAGAAAUCCUGAGACCCUCACCUACAUGUGAAAUCAAAGCUGAAGGAGGAAAACGCUUCCUAACCUUGCACAAAGUGAAGUUAGAGCAAGCUGGUGAAGUCCUUUACCAGGCACUUAAUGCAGUUACUACAGCUAUCCUGACUGUGAAAGAAAUUGAACUGGACUUUGCUGUGCCCCUAAAAGAUGUUACUGUUCCUGAGAGGCGCCAAGCAAGGUUUGAAUGUGUCCUUACCAGAGAAGCCAAUGUUAUAUGGUCUAAGGGCACUGAUAUACUCAAGAUCGGAGAAAAAUUUGACAUCAUUGCAGAUGGAAAGAAGCAUAUUCUUGUAAUCAAUGAUUCUCAGUUUGAUGAUGAGGGAGAAUACACUGCUGAAGUCGAUGGCAAGAAGAGCACAGCAAGACUGUUUGUGGAAGGUGUGAGGCUGAAGUUCAUCUCACCUCUACAGGAUCAAACAGUGAAAGAAGGGGAAACAGCUCACUUUCAGUUUGAGCUUUCUCAUGAAGACAUGCCAGUGAAAUGGUAUAAAAAUGACAAGAGACUCCACACAAGCAGAACAGUUUUCAUGACUUCAGAAGGCAAAGUUCAUAAACUAGAACUUAGAGAAGUAACACUUGAUGAUAUCUCCGAAAUAAAGGCCGUGGUCAAGGACUUGAACACACAAGCAAACCUGAAAGUCUUAGAGGCUGAUCCAUAUUUCACUGUGAAAUUACAAGACUACAGUGCUGUGGAGAAAGAUGAUAUUACUCUGGAGUGUGAACUUAGCAAAGAUGUGCCAGUAAAAUGGUACAAAGAUGGUGAAGAACUGGUAGCUUCCAACAGAAUUUCCAUGAAAACGGAUGGCUUGCGCCGUAUCCUGAAGAUCAAGAAAGUUGCAGAUAGUGAUAAGGGUGUUUAUGAGUGCAACUGUGGAACUGACAAGACAACUGCUAAUGUCAGCGUUGAGCCUCGCUUAAUCAAAGUGGAGCGCCCACUUUAUGGAGUGGAAGUAUUUGUUGGUGAAACAGCACGUUUUGAAAUCGAAAUUUCUGAGCCUGAUGUCCAUCCCAUAUGGAAGCUAAAGGACAAAACACUAACACCUUCACCUGACUGUGAAAUCAUUGAAGAUGGGAAGAAGCAUAUUCUUGUCCUUCAUAACUGCAAACUUGAUAUGACUGGAGAAGUAUCUUUCCAAGCUGCUAACGUUAAAAGUGCUGCUAAUCUGAAAGUGAAAGAAUUGCCUCUCAUCUUCAUCACUCCACUAAGUGAUGUGAAGGUCUUUGAGAAAGAUGAAGCCAAGUUUGAAUGUGAGACGUCCAGAGAACCUAAGACUUUCCACUGGUUGAAAGGAACAGAAGAGAUCACUCCAGAUGAAAGAUACGAAAUUAUUUCAGAUGGAACAAAGCACGCUCUGAUUAUUAAAUCUGCUGCCUUUGAGGAUGAAGCUAAAUACAUGUUUGAAGCUGAGGAUAAGAGAACAAGUGCCAAGCUAAUUAUUGAAGGUAUCCGCCUGAAAUUCAUUACUCCUCUCAAAGAUGUAACAAAAAAGGAGCGAGAAACUGCAGUGUUCACUGUGGAACUCUCUCACGAAAAUAUCACUGUUGUCUGGUUCAAGAAUGACCAGCGAUUACAUACCAGCAAAGUGGUUUCAAUGACAGAUGAUGGCAAAUUCCAUUCACUCACAAUCAAAGAUCUUACUAUUGAUGAUACUUCUCAGAUUAGAGUGGAAGCUAUGGACAAAUCAUCAGAAGCCAAACUUACUGUUCUUGAGGCAGACCCUUACUUCACUGGGAAGUUGCAGGAUUACACUGCUGUAGAGAAAGAUGAAGUAAUCUUACAAUGUGAAAUCAGCAAAGCAGAUGCUCCAGUGAAAUGGAUGAAGGAUGGCAAACCAAUUACUCCAUCAAAGAAUGUUGUUAUUAAGGCUGAUGGUAAAAAACGAAUCCUUAUCCUCAAGAAAGCAUUGAAGAAAGACAUUGGACAGUACACUUGUGACUGUGGUACUGAUCAAACCUCUGCAAAGCUCAAUAUUGAAGACCGAGAUAUUGAGAUUAUACGUCCACUAUACAGUGUGGAGGUGAUUGAGACAGAGACUGCCCGUUUUGAUAUUGAAAUCUCUGAGGAAGGUGUCCAUGGCAAUUGGAGGUUAAAAGGAGAACCUCUGACUGAAUCAGCUGAAUGUGAAAUCAAGGAGGAAGGCAAAAAGCACUUCCUUACACUGUACAAUGUACGCUUAGAUCAAGCUGGUGGAGUAGAUUUCCAAGCAGCAAAUGCCAAAUCUGGUGCUCACCUCCGAGUGAAACCUCGAGUAAUUGGCUUGCUGAGACCCCUCAAGGAUGUAACAGUGACAGCUGGGGAAUCAGCAACCUUUGACUGCGAACUCUCUUAUGAGGGAAUUCCAGUAGAGUGGUUCCUGAAAGGAAAGAAACUGGAGCCCGGUGAAAAGAUCAUGACACGUGCUGAAGGGAGAGUUCACACACUUAUUCUAAGAGAUGUCAAGUUAACAGAUGCAGGAGAGGUAUCACUGACAGCAAAAGAUUUCAGAACUCAAGCAAAUCUUUUUGUGAAAGAACCCCCAGUUGAAUUUACUAAACCACUUGAGGACCAGACUGUUGAAGAAGAGGCCACCGCAAUACUGGAAUGCGAAGUUUCCAGGGAAAAUGCAAAAGUUCAAUGGUUCAAAAAUGGUGAAGAAAUUCAUAAAACAAAGAAGUAUGAUAUAAUUUCUGAUGGCAGGGUCAGAAAGCUCAUUAUCCAUGGCUGCACACUGGAUGAUGCAAAAACAUACACUUGCAAAGUUAAGGAUUUUAAGACAUCCUGUUUCCUCAAUGUAGAACCUAUUCGUCUUGAGUUCCUGAAGCCCCUAACUGAUCUUGAAGUGAAAGAAAAAGAAUCUGCCCGGUUUGAAUGUGAAAUUUCCCGUCCAGGUGUCAAGGUGAAGUGGUUUAAAGAUGGCAUUGAAAUCAGAAAAGGCAAGAAGUAUGACAUCAUUUCCAAAGGAGCAGAACACAUUCUUGUUGUCAAUAAAUGUGCCUUCGAUGAUGAAGCUGAAUAUGCCUGUGAAGCAAAAACAGCUCGAACAUCAGGACUACUUACGGUGAUAGAGGAAGAGGCUGUUUUCACAAAAAAGCUUCCUGAUCUUGAAGUGAAUGAAAAUGACACUGUAAAAUUGAUCUGUGAAGUUUCAAAGCCUAAUGCUGAAGUUACUUGGUUUAAAGGAGAUGAGGAGGUGCCUGAUGGUGCUAGAUUUGAACAUAUUUCUGAUGGCCGAAAGAGAAUCCUUCUCAUACAUAAUGCUCAUCCUGAGGAUGCUGGCAAAUAUACUUGCAAGCUCCCAAGCUCUAGUACAACAGGAAAACUUACUGUACAUGAACUUACACCACAAUUUCUUACCAGACCACAAAAUCUUGAGGUUCUUGAAGGAGACAAAGCUGAAUUUGUCUGUUCAGUAUCCAAAGAGGUAAUUUCAGUACAGUGGCUGAGGGAUGACACAGUCCUGGAGCCUGGUGAUAAGUAUGACAUCAUUUCAGAUGGCAAAAAGAGAACACUUGUAGUUAAAGACUCUAUUCUAGGAGAUGCAGGAAAGUAUACUGUCACAGUUGGCGAAGCUAAAGCAACAGCACGUUUAACAGUGAUUGAAAAACUCAGGAUUAUAACUCCCCUUAAGGACCAAGAAGUUAGUGAGGGUCAAGAAAUUAUCUUCAAUUGUGAAGUCAAUAAAGAAGGUGCCAAAGAGAAGUGGUACAAAAAUGAUGAGGCAAUAUUUGAUAGUGCAAAAUACAUUAUUGUUCAUAAGGAUUUAGUUUACACUCUCAGAAUCAGAGAUGCACAGCUGAAAGAUCAAGCUACCUACACCAUUGCACUGUCAAACCAGAGAGGUGAACAUGUCAAAAGCUUUGCUGCCGUAACCGUAUUAGAGGAGGAUCUCAGAAUUGUUGAGCCCCUUGAAGAUAUUGAGACAAUGGAAAAGAAAACCGUCACAUUCUGGUGUAAAGUCAAUCGCCUUAAUGCAACCCUCAAAUGGACAAAGAAUGGUGAAGAGAUCACAUUCGACAGACGCAUUUUGUACAAAAUUGAUAAGUACAAACACUCACUCAUUAUUAAAGACUGUGGGUUUAUAGAUGAAGGCGAGUACACUGUCACUGCUGGACAAGACAAAUCCGUUGCAGAGCUUCUCAUCACAGAAGCACCAGCAGACUUCAUCGAACAUCUUCGGGACCAGACCGUCACAGAAUUUGAUGAUGCUGUCUUUACAUGCCAACUUUCCAAAGAGAAAGCCAGUGUAAGAUGGUACAGAAAUGGAAGAGAGAUAAAAGAAGGCAAAAAAUACCAGUUUGAAAAAGAUGGAAAUCUGCACAGAUUAAUCAUUAAAGACUGCAGACUAGAUGAUGAGUGUGAAUAUUCCUGUGGCGUAGAUGACAGGAAAUCUAGGGCAAGACUUUUUGUUGAAGAAAUCCCUGUUGAGAUCAUCCGACCACCACAAGAUAUUUAUGAACCUCCUGGUACAGAUGUCAUCUUCAUGGCUGAGUUGAACAAAGAUGGUGUGGAGGUCAAGUGGUUGAGAAACAACAUGAUUAUUGUCCAAGGUGACAAACAUCAGAUGAUGAGUGAAGGAAAGGUCCACAGGCUGCAGGUGUGCGAUAUAAAGCCCCGCGACCAAGGAGAAUACAGAUUUAUUGCCAAAGAUAAGGAAGCUAGAGCUAAGCUUGAACUAGCUGCUGCACCCAGAAUCAAGACUGGUGAUCAAAACCUUGUAGUUGAUGUUGGGAAGCCUUUAACUAUGACUGUUCCAUAUGAUGCCUACCCAAGAGCAGAAGCUGAAUGGUUGAAAGGGGAGGAAAAUCUGCCCACAACAACUGUUGAUACGACAAAUGACUGUACUACUUUCAAAAUUUAUGAAGCAAAGAAAUCAGAUAAGGGGAGGUACAAGGUUAUACUUCGAAACAAACAUGGCCAGGCAGAAGCAUUCAUCAACGUAGAGGUCAUUGAUGUUCCAGGUCCAGUUAGAAACUUGGAAGUCACUGAAACUUAUGAUGGUGAAGUUGGCCUUGCCUGGCAAGAACCAGAAAGUGAUGGUGGAAGUAAAAUAAUAGGCUAUGUUGUUGAAAGACGUGAUAUCAAGCGCAAAACUUGGAUUAUGGUCACUGACCGUGCCGAAAAUUGUGAAUACACUGUUACUGGACUACAAAAAGGAGGUGUUGAGUACCUCUUCCGUGUUAGCGCAAGGAACAGGGUGGGCACUGGUGAGCCCGUGGAAACAGAUACACCUGUGGAAGCUAAGAGCAAAUUUGAAGUUCCUGGACCUCCUCAGAAUGUAGAAGUUACUGAUGUGAACAGGUUUGGAGCUACACUUACCUGGGAACCACCUGAGUAUGAUGGAGGAUCUCCAAUUACUGGCUACGUUAUUGAACUGCGUAACAGAGCUUCCAUCAAAUGGGAGCCAACUAUGACCACUGGAGCUGAUGAACUGUCAGCCGUCCUGACUGAUGUUGUGGAAAAUGAAGAAUAUUUCUUCAGAGUAAGAGCUCAAAACAUGGUUGGAGUUGGCAAACCAAGUCCUGCUACACGUGCAGUAAAAAUUAUGGACCCAAUCAAGAGACCAAGUCCUCCCAUUAACCUUGAUCAUUCAGAUCAAACUAAGUCAUCAGUGCAGCUCACAUGGGAACCUCCUCUCGACGAUGGAGGAAGUCCAGUCUUAGGCUAUAUUGUUGAAAGGCAAGAAGAAGGUACAGACAAGUGGAUUCGCUGUAACCCAAAAUUAGUACCUGCUCUUACUUUUAAGGUUACUGGAUUGAAACCAGGAUCCAGUUAUUACUACAGAGUCUCAGCAGAAAAUGCAGCUGGUGUGUCAGACCCAGCAGAGGCUAUUGGACCAUUAACUGCAGAUGAUACUUUUGUUGGACCUACAAUGGACCUAAGUGCAUUCAAAGAUGGGCUGGAAGUUAUUGUUCCGGAGCCAAUCAAGAUCCGUGCUCCUAUCACUGGCUACCCUGUGCCAACUGCCACAUGGUCUUUUGGUGACCAAGUCUUAGAAGAGGGUGAUCGUGUAACAAUGAAAACAACUGCCUCCUUUGCAGAACUUGUAAUUACUCCAAGUGAACGUCCAGACAAGGGAAUUUAUUCCUUAACGUUAGAAAACCCUGUGUCAUCUGUUUCAGGAGAAAUUAACGUUAAUGUCAUCGCUCGUCCAAGUGCACCAAGAGAACUCAAAGUUUUAGACGUAAGCAGGAACACAGUACAGUUGUCAUGGGAACCUCCAGAGGAUGAUGGUGGAAGUCCAGUUACUGGCUAUAUAAUUGAAAAACGUGAAGUAAGCCGGAAAACAUGGAGCAAAGUUAGGGAUCAGGUUGUUGACCAAGAGUUCACUGUACCUGACCUCAUCCAAGGAAAAGAAUAUUUGUUCAGAGUUUCUGCAUGCAAUAAAUGUGGCCCAGGAGAACCUGCAUAUAUUGAUGAACCAGUAAAUAUGUCAGCACCAGCAACGGUGCCUGAUCCACCAGAGAAUGUUAAAUGGAGGAACCCAACAUCAAAAGGAAUCUUCCUAACAUGGGAGCCUCCUAAAUAUGAUGGUGGUGCCCGCAUUAAAGGUUAUCUGGUAGAAAAAUCUCAGCGUGGUACAGACAAGUGGGAGACUUGUGGGGAACCUGUUGUUGAAACAAAGAUGGAAGUAACAAAACUCAAGGAAGGAGAGUGGUAUGCAUAUCGGGUUAAGGCUUUGAACAGAAUAGGAGCGAGCAAGCCAAGUAAACCAACAGAUGAUAUUCAAGCCAUUGAUGCAAAAGAGGCUCCAGAAAUUUUCUUAGAUGUGAAGCUUCUUGCUGGACUUACAGUGAAAGCUGGAACUAAAAUUGAGCUGCCAGCUAAAGUGGUUGGAAAGCCUGAGCCCCAGAUUACUUGGACCAAGGCUGACAAAAUUUUGAGGCCUGAUGACAGAAUCACCAUUGAAACCAAACCUAAUCAUUCUACAGUCACAAUUACAGACAGCAAGAGGAGUGACAGUGGAACCUAUAUUAUAGAAGCUGUAAAUACCAGUGGACGUGCUACUGCUGUUGUUGAAGUUAAUGUUCUUGAUAAACCUGGGCCACCAGCUGCAUUUGAUGUAUCAGAAAUCACAAAUGAAUCCUGUCUUCUGACAUGGAAUCCUCCACGAGAUGAUGGGGGUUCUAAAAUUACCAACUAUGUCCUUGAGAAAAGAGCUACAGACAGUGAAAUAUGGCACAAGUUGUCAUCAACUAUAAAGGAUACAAAUUUCAGAGCUACCAAUUUAACUCCUCGUAAAGAAUAUGUGUUCCGAGUCAGUGCCGAGAACAUGUAUGGUAUUGGGGAGCCAGUAGAGUGUAGCCCCAUCAUUGCAAAAUAUUCAUUUGAUCCACCAGGCCCUCCAACAGGUCUCAAGCCUACAGAAGUCACUAAAGACUCAGUCACCCUAACAUGGAAUGAACCAGAUGAAGAUGGUGGUAGCCCCAUAACUGGCUACUGGGUUGAAAGAUAUGAUCCUGAGCAGGAUAAAUGGAUAAAAUGCAAUAAAAUGCCAGUGAAAGAUACAGCAUUCAAGGUUAAAGGUCUUACGAAUAAGAAGAAAUAUAAGUUCCGUGUCUUGGCAGAGAAUCUUGCAGGACCUGGAAAACCAAGCAAGGAAACAGAGCCAAUCUUAGUGAAAGACCCAAUUGAUCCACCAUGGCCUCCUGGAAAGCCAACUGUGAAAGAUGUUGGCAAGACAUCAUUAUCCCUUAGCUGGACAAAACCAGAACAUGAUGGAGGGGCAAAGAUCGAAUCUUAUGUCAUUGAACUAUUAAAGACUGGAACAGAUGAGUGGGUGAGAGUGGCUGAAGGAGUUCCCACAACUGAACACUUCCUUAAAGGGCUUAUGGAGAAACAAGAAUAUUCAUUCCGUGUAAGAGCUGUGAAUAAGGCUGGCGAGAGUGAGCCCAGUGAACCCAGUGACCCUGUGCUGUGCAAGGAGAGGCUCUAUCCUCCUUCACCACCUCGGUGGCUUGAGGUUAUUAAUAUUACUAAAAACACAGCAGAUCUUAAAUGGACAGUACCAGAGAAGGAUGGAGGUUCCCCAAUUACCAACUACAUUGUUGAAAAGAGAGAUGUAAGACGUAAAGGCUGGCAGACAGUUGAUACAACAGUGAAAGAUACCAAGUACACAGUGAGCCCACUGACUGAAGGCUCAUUGUAUGUGUUCCGUGUGGCUGCUGAAAAUGCCAUUGGACAGAGUGACUAUUGUGAAAUAGAAGAUUCAGUGCUUGCUAAAGAUACUUUCACAACUCCUGGGCCUCCUUAUGCACUUACAAUAGUUGAAGUGACAAAAGGUCAUGUGGAUUUGAAAUGGGAACCACCUAAGAAUGAUGGUGGCAGACCAAUUCAAAGAUAUAUUAUUGAAAAGAAAGAAAAACUAGCCACUCGCUGGGUAAAAGCUGGCAAGACAGCUGGUCCAGACUGCAAUUUCAGAGUGACUGAUGUCAUCGAAGGUACAGAUGUACAGUUCCAGGUUCGUGCAGAAAAUGAAGCUGGCUGUGGUCAUCCCAGUGAACCAACUGACCUCAUUCAUAUUGAAGAUCCAACAAGUCCUCCUUCACCUCCUCAGGAUUUACAUGUCACAGAUGCAGGUCGAAAGCAUAUUUGCAUUGCAUGGAAACCACCUGAGAAGAAUGGUGGAAGCCCUAUUAUUGGGUAUAAUGUUGAGAUGUGCGAAGCAGGAACAGAAAAAUGGAUGCGGAUCAAUUCUCGUCCAAUAAAAGAUCUAAAAUGUAAAGUGGAGGAAGGUGUUGUUCCAGACAAAGAGUAUGUGCUGAGAGUCAGAGCAGUCAAUGCUGUUGGAGCUAGUGAGCCAUCAGACGUCUCAGAAAAAGUUGUUGCCAAGGACCCAGACUGUAAUCCCACCAUUGAUCUACAAACUCGUGACAUUGUUGUUGUUAAAGGACAGAAAUUAAGUAUUCCUGUACCCUUUAGAGCUGUUCCAUCACCAACUAUUACAUGGCACAAAGAUGGCAAAGAGUUGAAAGCUGGUGACAGAACAACAAUGAAGAGCGAUUACACCUCUGCAUUGCUUGAAGUCAUAGACAGUGUUCAUGCUGAUGCUGGUGUUUAUACCAUCACAUUGGAGAACAAGCUGGCAUCAACGACUGGUUCAGUCAAUGUCAAAGUCAUAGGACCACCUGGACAGUGUAAAGACAUCAAGGCAAGUGAAGUAACUAAGAAUUCUUGCAAAAUAUCCUGGGAACCUCCAGACUUUGAUGGUGGCACUCCUAUUCUGCAUUAUGUUCUGGAGCGCAGAGAAGCUGGUCGUAGAACAUAUAUCCCAGUUAUGUCUGGUGAAAAUAAGCUUUCAUGGCAAGUCAAAGAUCUUAUCCCAAACAGUGAAUAUUAUUUCCGUGUUAAAGCUGUCAAUAAGAUUGGAGGAGGUGAAUAUCUUGAACUAAGAAACCCAAUCAUUGCAGAAGACCCGAAACAGCCCCCAGAUCCUCCUGUUGACCUUGAAGUCCAUAAUCCAACAUCAAAAUCAGUAACACUUACAUGGAAACCACCCCUGUUUGAUGGCGGAAGCAAGAUUAUGGGCUACAUAAUAGAAAAGCUCGCUAAGGGCAAGGAGAGGUGGGAGAGGUGCAAUGACUAUCUGGUACCUCUCUUAACUUAUCCAGUGAAAGGUCUUGAGGAAGGAAAGGAAUAUCAGUUUCGUGUUCGUGCUGAGAAUGCUGCUGGCAUUAGUGAGCCUUCUCGGAUUACUCCUUUUGUGAAAGCCGUGGAUCCUAUUGAGGCUCCAAAAGUCUUCCUAGCUGCAAACCUACAGUCUGGCCUUGAGGUGAAAAGAGGUGAUGAGAUCAUACUUGAGGCACAUAUUUCAGGGUCACCUUAUCCAUCUAUCACUUGGCUGAGGAAUGAUGAAGUUGUCACACCAGAGGAAAUCAAAAAGAGAGUACCAACAUAUACAAGGAAGAAGAAGGAUGAAGCUGAAGAAGAGAAACCUUUCCAGCUUUCACUGCCAGAACGUAUGAGUAUUGACAACCAUAAAGAAGGAGAGUCUAUACUAUCAAUUCGUGACUCCAUCAGAGCUGACCAUGGCACAUUUACAAUUAAAGUGGAAAAUGAUCACGGUGUUGCAAAAGCCUCAUGUGAAGUCAAUGUUUUAGAUACACCUGGGCCUCCAAUCAACUUUGUAUUUGAAGAUGUCAGGAAAGAUUCUGUCAUUUGCAAGUGGGAGCCUCCCAUUGAUGAUGGCGGAAGUGAAAUCCUAAACUAUGUACUGGAAAAGAAAGACAAUACCAAAGCUGAAAUGGGCUGGGUCACUGUCAGUUCAACACUCAGGCAUUGCAAAUUCCAUGUAACAAAACUGAUUGAAGGAAAAGAAUAUCUCUUCCGUGUAUUUGCUGAAAAUAGAGUUGGAUCAGGGCCACCAUGUGUUUCAAAACCAAUGACAGCAAAAGAUCCUUUCUCUCCACCAGACCCACCUAAUAAGCCUGAUGUGGAGGAUGUUACCAGCAACAGUAUGUUGGUUAAAUGGAAUGAACCAAAAGACAAUGGCAGCCCAAUCAUAGGAUAUUGGAUUGAAAAACGUGAAAUUAAUAGUACUCAUUGGGCUCGGGUCAACAGGAGCCUUGUGAACGCUCUGGAAAUAAAAGUUGACGGACUGUUGGAAGGUUUAACCUACAUCUUUAGAGUAUGUGCUGAAAAUGCAGCUGGUCCUGGGAAAUUUAGUCCCCCGUCAGAUCCAAAAACUGCACAGGACCCAAUAAUGCCACCUGGUCCACCAGUUCCAAGGGUUGCUGAUACAAGCUCAACUUCUAUUGAGUUAGAAUGGGAGCCUCCUGCGUAUAAUGGUGGUGGAGAUAUCACCGGUUACCAUGUAUAUAAACAACUGGUGGGAGUAAACGAGUGGUCACGUUGCACAGAGAAACCCAUUAAGGUCCGACAGUAUACUGUUAAAGAAGUCAGAGAAGGUGCAGACUAUAAACUUCGUGUUACUGCACUUAAUGCAGCUGGUGAAGGACCCCCUGGUGAAACCGAACCCACAACAGUUGCAGAACCUAAAGAGCCUCCCACAGUUGAGCUGGAUGUUUCUGUCAAAGCAGGUAUUCAGGUCAUGGCUGGACAAACUAUUAAAAUUCCUGCUACUGUGACAGGACGUCCUACUCCCACCAUUGUAUGGGCUAUGGAAGAGGGUGAAUUAGACAAAGAUCGAGUUGUUAUUGAAAAUGUCGGCACAAAAUCUGAAUUAACCAUUAAGAAUGCAUUAAGAAAAGACCAUGGAAGAUACGUAAUUACUGCUACCAAUAGCAGUGGCUCCAAAUCUGCAGGAACCAGAGUAGAAGUAUUUGAUGUUCCUGGGCCAGUCCUUGACCUAAAGCCAGUGGUCACAAACAGAAAGAUGUGUUUGCUGAACUGGUCUGAUCCUGAAGAUGAUGGUGGCAGUGAUAUCACUGGCUUUAUUGUUGAGCGGAAGGAUGCCAAAAUGCAUACAUGGAGACUAGCUGUAGACACAGAGAGAUCUAAAUGUGAUAUAACAGGUUUAGUUGAAGGGCAAGAAUAUAAAUUCCGUGUUAGUGCCAAGAAUAAGUUUGGUACUGGUCCACCUGUUGAAAUAGGACCUAUUCUCGCAGUUGAUCCAUUAGGUCCUCCAACAGCACCUGAGAGGUUUAUGUACACAGAGAGAACAAAGUCAAGCAUUACACUUGAUUGGAAACCUCCACGUAGUGAUGGUGGCAGUCCAGUCUUAGGAUAUAUUGUUGAAAAGAGGAGACAUGAUUCUAAAGACUAUGAAAGAGUUAAUGCAAGGCUCUGUCCAACAACAUCUCUUCUUGUUGAUAAACUUGACGAACUUCAUAUGUAUGAAUUCCGUGUCAAAGCUGUCAAUGCUAUUGGAGAAAGUGAACCAUCAUUGCCUCUCAAUGUAGUUAUACAAGAUGAUGAAGUACCUCCAAGUGUUACAUUACGCUUGGCUGUGAGAGGAGAUACUAUCAAAGUGAAGGCAGGAGAACCAGUUAAUAUUCCUGCUGAUGUGACAGGUCUGCCAAUGCCAAAGAUUGAAUGGGACAAGAAUGAAGUUUUAAUUGACCAGACAUCUGAUGCACUUAAGAUAACCAAGGAAGAAGUAUCUAGAAGUGAGGCAAAAACUGAACUUAUCCUGCCUGCAGCAGUGAGGGCUGAUAAAGGCACUUACACUGUGAGAGCUUCCAAUCGUCUUGGCACUGCAUUUCGCAAUGUGCAUGUUGAAGUGUAUGAUCGUCCUUCUCCACCAAGAAAUCUUGCUGUUUCUGAUAUUAAAGCAGACUCAUGCUAUUUAACAUGGGAUGCACCUCUUGAUAAUGGUGGUAGUGAAAUUACUCAUUACAUUAUUGAGAAACGUGAUGCUAGUAGGAAGAAAGCCGAGUGGGAAGAAGUCUCCAAAAGUGUUGUUGACAGAAGAUUUGGGGUAUGGAAUCUUGCAACAAAUGAAAAAUAUCAAUUUAGAGUCCAGGCUGUAAACAAAUACGGAAUAAGUGAUGAAUGCCUCUCAGAAAAAGUUGUUAUUAAGGAUCCCUAUGGCCUUCCUGGACCCCCUGGCAAGCCAAAAAUUUUAGAUCGCACCAGAUCAUCAAUGCUGGUGACUUGGGAGCCUCCUUUGAAUGAUGGUGGCAGCCCAAUAACUGGCUAUUGGUUGGAGAAAAGAGAGGUGGGAGGUGUCUACUGGUCACGUGUUAACAGGGCUCCAGUAACAAAGCCAUCAGUAAAAGGUCUACAGUACAAUGUGCUUCGUUUGGCUGAAGGUGUUGAAUACCAGUUUAGAGUUAUGGCUGAAAAUCUUGCUGGAAUUGGUCCUCCCAGUGAACCAUCAGAUCCUGCUUUAGCAGCAGAUCCCAUAUUUGUUCCUGGUCCACCAUCUUGCCCAGAGAUCAAAGAUAAAACCAAAUCAUCUGUAGCUCUUGCAUGGAAGCCUCCACAAAAGGAUGGUGGCAGUCCUAUAAAAGGAUAUAUUGUUGAAAUGCAAGAUGAAGGUAGUUCUGACUGGAAGAAGGUGAAUGAAGGAGACAAACUCUUUCCUACUUGUGAAUGUGUUAUUCCCAACUUGAAAGAGCUCAGAAAAUAUCGAUUUAGGGUGAAAGCUGUAAAUGCUGCUGGAGAAUCAGAACCAAGUCCUGCAACAUCAGAAAUACCUGUCCAAGAUAUUCUAGAGGAACCAGAAAUCUUCCUUGAUAUUGGAGCACAGGAUUUUCUCUCUUGUCGUGCUGGCACAACAAUUAAAAUCCCAGCUGUUAUCAAGGGUCGUCCAGUUCCAAAAACAUUUUGGGAGUUUGAAGGAAAAGCAAAGACAAUAGCAAAGGAGGGUGGUCAUAAUAUACCUGAAGAAGCUCAGGUGGAAGCAACUGAAACACGUUCAGCGAUUAUCAUCCCUGAGUGCAACAGAAGUCAUUCUGGACGAUACAGUAUUACAGCAAAGAACAAAGCAGGACAAAAAACUGUGCAUGUCAGAGUCAAUGUGCUUGAUGUCCCAGGCCCACCAAAAGACCUAAAAGUAAGUGAUAUCACAAGAGGUAGUUGUAAACUUUCAUGGAAGAUGCCAGAUGAUGAUGGUGGAGAUAGAAUCAGAGGCUAUGUUAUAGAGAAAAGAACUAUUGAUGGGAAGGCCUGGACUAAAGUCAAUGCAAACUGUGGAAGUACUUCCUUUGUUGUACCUGAUCUCAUAUCUGGCCAAGAGUAUUUCUUCCGGGUGCGUGCAGAAAACCGUUUUGGUGUUGGCCCUCCUGCAGAAACCAUUCAACGGACCACAGCCAGGGAUCCAAUCCAUCCUCCUGAUCCACCUAUUAAACUAAAGAUUGGCCUUGUAACCAAGAACACAGUGAGUUUGACAUGGAAACCACCAAAGAAUGAUGGUGGGGCUCCUGUUACACAUUAUAAUGUUGAAUGUCUCCGCUGGGAUCGUACGGGAGAAGUGAAGGAGACUUGGAAGCAAUGCAACAGACGUGACGUGGAAGAAACAAAAUUUACUGUUGAGGAUCUUGUCGAAGGUGGAGAAUAUGAAUUCAGAGUCAAAGCUGUAAAUAUAGCAGGUCCUAGUAGGCCUUCAGCCACUGUUGGCCCACUUGUUGUCAAAGACCAGACUUGCCCACCAUCUAUUGAACUCAAAGAAUUCAUGGAGGUUGAAGAAGGAACAGAUGUCAACAUUGUGGCCAAGAUAAAGGGUGUACCCUUCCCCACAUUAACAUGGCUAAAAGCUUCUCCAAAGAAACCAGAUGACAAAACACCAGUGAUGUAUGAUCAACAUGUCAACAAGAUUGUUGGUGAAGAUAGCUGCACUUUAUUAAUUCAACAGUCUCGCAGGAAUGAUACAGGCUUAUAUACUAUAACAGCUGUAAAUAAUCUGGGAACUGCUUCAAAGGAGAUGAGACUAAACGUUCUGGGCCGUCCUGGACCUCCAGUGGGACCUAUUAAAUUUGAAUCAAUUUUGGCUGAUAAAAUGACAAUAUCAUGGCUUCCUCCAUUAGAUGAUGGUGGUUCUAAGAUUACAAACUAUGUUAUAGAGAAAAAAGAAGCAAAUAGGAAGACAUGGGUACCUGUUACUAAUGAGCCUAAGGAAUGCAUAUUCACUGUUCCCAAGUUGAUGGAAGGCCAUGAAUAUGUGUUCCGCAUUAUGGCGCAAAACAAAUAUGGUAUUGGAGAACCUUUGGAUAGUGAACCAGAAACAGCACGAAACCUUUUCACUGUUCCUGGACCUUGUGACAAGCCAACAGUAAGCAGUAUAACACGUGACUCAAUGACUGUAAACUGGGAAGAACCAGAACACGAUGGUGGCUCUCCUAUUACUGGUUACUGGUUGGAGCGCAAAGAGACUAGUGGAAAGAGAUGGACCAGGGUUAAUCGUGAUCCUAUCAAACCUAUGACACUAGGAGUUUCAUACAAAGUUACAGGUCUUAUUGAAGGCUCAGAAUAUCAGUUCCGUGUUUCAGCUAUCAAUGCAGCUGGUGUUGGUCCACCAAGCAUGCCGUCUGAUCCAGCAGUUGCUAGAGAUCCUAUUGCCCCGCCUGGCCCUCCUAUUCCAAAAGUUACUGAUUGGACAAAGUCUUCUGUGGAUUUGGAAUGGUCUCCACCACUAAAGGAUGGUGGUUCCAGGGUCACUGGCUACAUUGUUGAGUAUAAAGAGGAAGGAAAGGAAGAAUGGGAACGGGUAAAAGAUAAAGAAAUUAGAGGAACAAAGUUCGUUGUGGCAGGAUUAAAAGAAGGAUGUUUUUACAAAUUUAGAGUUAGAGCAGUGAAUGCUGCUGGCAUUGGAGAGCCUGGAGAAGUUACAGACAUUAUCGAAAUGAAGGACAGAAUUGUGGCUCCUGAUAUUAAUUUGGAUGCAAGUGUCAGGGACAGAAUUGUUGUUCAUGCUGGAGGAGUAAUUCGAAUCAUAGCAUAUGUCUCAGGAAAACCAACUCCAACAGUGACCUGGAGUAGGGAUGACCAAGCUUUACCAGAAGAAGCCAAAAUUGAAGAGACAGCUAUUAGUUCUUCUUUGGUUAUCAAGAACUGCAAGAGGAGCCAUCAGGGUCUAUACACUUUACUUGCUAAAAAUGCCGGUGGUGAGCGGAAGAAGACUAUUAUUGUUGAUGUGCUAGAUGUGCCAGGCCCAGUUGGAAUGCCAUUCCUUACUGAGAACCUGACCAAUGACUCUUGCAAAUUGACAUGGUUUACUCCAGAAGAUGAUGGUGGUUCUCCUAUUACCAACUAUAUAAUUGAAAAACGUGAAUCUGACCAUAGAGCUUGGACUCCAGUAAGCUACACAGUUACAAGACAAAAUGCUACUGUUCAGGGACUCACUGAAGGGAAAGCUUACUUUUUCCGAAUUGCAGCAGAGAAUAUAAUUGGCAUGGGUCCAUUCACAGAGACUACCAAAGAAAUUGUUAUUAGAUCUCCUAUAACUGUUCCUGACCGUCCAGAAGACCUGGAAGUAAAAGCAGUUACCAAGAACUCUGUUACAUUAACUUGGAAUCCUCCAAAAUAUGAUGGAGGCUCAGAAAUCACCAUGUAUGUUCUAGAGAGCCGUCUCAUUGGAAAAGAGAAAUUCCACAAAGUUACAAAGGAGAAAAUGCUUGAUAGGAAAUACACUGUAGAAGGCUUGAAAGAGGGUGACACCUAUGAGUAUCGUGUGAGUGCUUGCAAUAUUGUGGGGCAAGGCAAACCAUCAUUUUGCACAAAACCAAUCACCUGCAAGGAUGAAAUUGCUCCUCCAUCACUUGACCUUGACUUCAGAGACAAGCUUAUUGUUAGGGUUGGUGAAGCUUUCAGCCUGACUGGACGUUACUCAGGCAAGCCCACACCAAAGGUUACUUGGCUAAAGGAUGAUAUUGUUGUAAAAGAAGAUGACCGUACAAAGAUCAAGACAACUCCUACAACUCUUUGCCUGGGGAUAGUAAAAUCUGUCCGUGAAGACUCAGGCAAAUACUGUGUUACUGUGGAGAACAGCACAGGAUCAAGAAAAGGAUUUUGUCAAGUUAAUGUUGUUGAUCGUCCAUCACCUCCAGUAGGCCCAGUUAUAUUCAAUGAAGUUCAUAAAGAUCACAUGAUAGUUUCCUGGAAACCUCCAUUAGAUGAUGGAGGCAGUGAAAUUACAAAUUACAUUAUUGAGAAGAAGGAUACACACAGAGAUUUGUGGAUGCCAGUUACCUCAGCCACAGUAAAGACCACAUGCAAAAUUCCGAAGCUGCUUGAAGGAAGAGAAUAUCAAAUAAGAAUUUAUGCUGAAAAUCUUUACGGCAUAAGUGAUCCUCUCAUCUCUGAUGAGAUGAAAGCCAAGGACCGUUUCCGUGUUCCUGAUGCACCUGAGCAACCAAUCAUUAAGGAUGUUACCAAAGACUCUGCAGUAGUGGUUUGGAAUAAACCGUAUGAUGGAGGCAAGCCAAUAACAAACUAUAUUGUAGAAAAGAAGGAAACAAUGGCUCCAAGAUGGGUUAGAGUUACCAAAGACCCAAUUUUCCCCGGUACUCAGUUCAAAGUACCUGACCUCCUUGAAGGCUGUCAGUAUGAAUUCCGUGUUUCAGCAGAAAAUGAAAUUGGUGUUGGUGAUCCUAGUCCACCAUCAAAACCAAUUUUUGCUAGAGAUCCAAUCGCAAAGCCAAGUCCACCCAUUAAUCCGGAAGCAGUAGAUAAAACUAAAAAUUCAGUUGAUUUAUCUUGGCAACCUCCACGUCAUGAUGGUAAUGGCAAGAUAAUUGGCUACCUUGUUGAAUAUCAGAAGGUUGGAGAUGAGGAAUGGAAAAAGGCUAAUCUUACAGCAGAUUCUUGUCCUGAAACAAAAUACAAAGUCACUGGCCUUACUGAGGGUUUGACCUAUAAAUUCAGGGUCAAGGCAGUCAAUGCAGCAGGUGAAUCUGAACCAGCCUAUGUUCCUGAUCCAGUAGAAGUAAAGGACAGACUUGAACCUCCUGAGCUGAUACUUGAUGCUAACAUGGCCCGAGAACAGCAUGUAAAAGCUGGAGAUACCCUGAGGCUUAGUGCUGUUAUUAAAGGUGUUCCAUUCCCAAAAGUCACAUGGAAGAAAGAGGAUCAUGAGGUCUCACCCAAAGCUGAUAUUGAGGUUACAGGAGUUGGCAGUAAGCUUGAAAUUCGUAACACUGUCCAUGAAGAUGGUGGAAUUUACUCCUUGACAGUUGAAAAUCCAGCUGGUUCAAAGACAGUUUCAGUAAAAGUUGUGGUCUUAGAUAAGCCUGGUCCACCCAGAAAUCUGCAAGUCAGUGAAGUUAGAAGCGAUUCUUGCUAUCUCACAUGGAUGGAACCAGAAGAUGAUGGUGGCUCUGUCAUUACCAACUAUGUGGUGGAAAGGAAAGAUGUAGCUUCUGCACAAUGGGUAGCCAUCUCAUCAUCCUCCAAGAAACGUAGUCACUUGGCUAAAUAUCUGAUGGAAGGCACUCAGUAUGUCUUCCGAGUUGCAGCUGAGAAUCAGUAUGGUAGAGGUCCAUAUGUGGAAACGCUCAAGCCUAUUAAAGCUAUAGAUCCACUGCAUCCUCCAGGGCCACCAAAGAAUCUGCAUCAUGUAGAUGUUGACAAAACUGAAGUUUCCCUUGUUUGGAAUAAACCAGAUCGUGAUGGUGGUGCUGAGAUAACUGGAUAUUUGGUGGAAUAUCAAGAAGAUGGUGCAGAUGAGUGGACAAAGUUCCAGACAGUCCCUAUGCUAGACUGUGUUGUUACAGGCCUACAAAAAGGAAAAAUAUACAAAUUCCGUGUGAAAGCUCAGAAUAUUGUUGGUCUUAGCCUUCCAGAUACAACUAUACCAAUAGAGUGUCAAGAAAAAUUGGUACCUCCAUCUGUGGACCUAGAUGUGAAAUUAAUUGAAGGUCUUGUUGUUAAAGCUGGCACCACAGUAAGACUUCCUGCGAUUAUGAGAGGUGUGCCAGUUCCCACUGCAAAAUGGGUUACUGAUGGCAUUGAAAUUAAACCAGAUGGCAGAUACAGGAUUGAGACUGACAAUUAUUCGACUGUACUUACCAUCAAAGACUGUAUAAGGAAAGAUACAGGAGAGUAUCUACUCACAGUAUCUAAUGCAGCUGGCAGCAAAACUGUUGCUCUACAUCUUACAGUUUUGGAUGUUCCUGGCCCACCAACUGGUCCUGUUAAUAUUCUUGAAGUAACACCAGAACAUAUGGUUAUUUCUUGGCGCCCUCCUAAAGAUGAUGGUGGGAGUCCUAUAAUAAAUUAUAUUGUUGAGAAGCGUCAAUCAAAGAAAGAAACUUGGGGAGUGGUUAGCUCUGGAACAAGUCACACAAAAAUUAAGAUUCCACGACUGCAGAAAGGCUGUGAAUAUAUUUUCCGUGUCCGGGCAGAAAAUAAGAUAGGCAUUGGUGCACCCCUUGAUUCAGAACCAACAGUUGCUAAACAUAUGUUUGAUCCACCAUCCCCACCUGGUAAACCAACUGUUUAUGAUAUUACAGAAAAUGCUGCAACAGUGUCUUGGACCCUACCAAAAUCCGAUGGUGGAACUCCAAUAACUGGUUAUAUACUUGAACGUCGGGAAGCAUCUGGUAAAUGGGUGCGUGUCAAUAAGGCACCAAUACUUGAUAUGAAAUACAGAGUCACUGGUCUUUUUGAAGGCAACACGUAUGAAUUCAGAGUUUUUGCAGAAAAUAUGGUGGGCUUAAGCAAACCAUCUCCAAGCUCUGAUCCAAUAAAAGCCUCACGUCCUAUCACUCCUCCUGGACCACCUAUUAAUCCAAAACUAAAAGACAAAACCAAAGAAACAGCUGAUCUUGUGUGGACAAAGCCCCUCAAAGAUGGUGGCAGCCCGAUCCUGGGAUACAUUGUGGAAUGUCAGAAGACUGGAACUACUCAGUGGAAUAGGAUCAAUAAAGAUGAACUCAUUAGACAAUGUGCUUUCAGAGUACCUGGGUUAAUAGAAGGAAAUGAAUAUAAAUUCCGAAUAAAAGCUGUCAACAUUGUGGGAGAGGGAGAACCAAGAGAACUGGCAGAAACUGUACUUGCAAAGGAUAUUCUUUCUCCUCCAGAAGUAAGCCUAGAUGUGACCUGUCGAGAUAUAAUUACUGUUCGAGUAGGCCAAACAAUCCGUAUUACUGGUAAAGUAAAAGGCAGGCCAGAUCCUGACAUAACAUGGUCUAAAGAUGGCAAAAUAUUAGUUCAAGAAAAACGUGUUGAGAUACUCCAAGAUCUACCUAAUGUUGAACUACAAGUGAAAGAAGCCAAAAGAUCUGAUCAUGGCAAAUAUAUAAUAGCAGCUAAGAACAGCUGUGGACAUGCUCAAGCUUUUGCUGUUGUUAAUGUGCUUGACAGACCUGGACCAUGUCAGAACCUGAAAAUAAGCUAUGUCACAAAAGAUUCUUGUAUGAUCGCUUGGGAGAGUCCAGUGGAUAAUGGUGGCUCUGAAAUUACAAAUUACAUAGUAGAGUGCCGUCAACCAAACCAGAGGGGGUGGUCAAUUGUAUCCUCUGAUAUCACUAAGCGAUUAAUAAAGGCAAACCUGAUAGAGAACCGUGAAUACUUCUUUAGGGUUUGUGCAGAAAACAAAAUAGGUCCAGGUCCUUCCAUUGAGACCAAGACUCCUAUCCUUGCCAUCAAUCCUAUUGACAAGCCUGGAGAACCAGAAAAUCUUCACAUUGCAGAGAAAGGAAAGACAUUUGUUUAUCUGAAAUGGAGAAGGCCAGAUUAUGAUGGUGGCAGUCCCAAUUUAAGUUAUCAUGUUGAGAGAAAACUGAAAGAUUCAGAUGAAUGGGAAAGGGUUCACAAAGGCAGCAUUAAGGAAACACACUACAUGGUAGAUAAAUGUAUUGAAAAUAAGAUUUACGAAUUCAGAGUUCAAACCAAGAACGAGGCAGGUGAAAGUAACUGGGUAAAAACAGGUGAAGUUGUUGUGAAAGAAGAUCUGCAGAAACCAGUUCUAGACUUAAAGUUAAGCGGUGUGCUAACUGUAAAAGCAGGUGACACAAUUAGAAUUGAGGCUGGAGUCAGAGGAAAACCACAGCCUGAAGUUGUAUGGACAAAAGACAAAGAUGCCACAGAUCUAACUAGAUCUCCAAGAGUCAGCAUUGAAACAACUUCUGACACAUCUAAAUUUGUUCUCACAAAAUCAAGGCGUAGUGAUGGUGGGAAAUAUGUGAUCACUGCAACUAACACAGCUGGUAGUUUCGUAGCAUACGCUACUGUUAUUGUCUUGGAUAAACCAGGUCCUGUAAGAAACUUGAAAGUCACUGACAUUUCAAGUGAUAGAUGUACUGUUACUUGGGACCCUCCAGAAGAUGAUGGUGGUUGUGAAAUACAGAACUAUAUCCUGGAAAAAUGUGAAAGCAAGCGUAUGGUUUGGUCUACAUACUCUUCCUCUGUUUUAACAAACUAUGCGAAUGUGACACGGCUUAUUGAAGGUAAUGAAUAUAUAUUUAGAGUUCGUGCAGAGAAUAAAAUGGGCACUGGUCCACCAACAGAAACAAACCCAAUUAUUGCAAAAACAAAAUAUGAUAGACCUGGUCGCCCUGACCCUCCAGACGUCACAAGAGUUAGCAAAGAAGAGAUGACUGUAGUUUGGAAUCCACCAGAGUAUGAUGGUGGCAAAUCAAUUACAGGAUACAUUUUAGAGAAGAAAGAGAAACGAUCACUGAGAUGGGUUCCUGUUACUAAGACUGCAAUCCCAGAGAGACGCAAGAAGGUUACUAAUCUCAUCCCUGGUCAUGAAUAUCAAUUCCGUGUCAGUGCCGAAAAUGAAGUUGGACUUGGAGAACCAAGCUUGCCAUCAAGACCUGUAGUAGCAAAAGACCCAAUAGAACCACCUGGUCCUCCCACAAACCUGAGAGUGGUUGAUAGCACAAAGAGUUCAAUAACUCUUGGCUGGGGAAAACCAGUGUAUGAUGGUGGUGCUCCAAUUAUUGGAUAUGUUGUAGAAAUUAGACCAAAAGUUGAGGGUGCUGAUCCUGAAGCAGGAUGGAAACGAUGCAAUGUUGCUGCCCAAGUUAUUCACACAGAAUUUACAGCCACCAGCCUGGAUGAAAACCAAUUGUACGAGUUCAGAGUUUCUGCUCAAAACCAGGUUGGUCUUGGCCGACCAGCUGAACUGAAAGAAGCUGUGUCUCCCAAAGAAAUACUUGAACCUCCUGAGAUUGAGUUGGAUGCAAGCAUGAGAAAGUUAGUCACAGUCAGGGCAGGAUGCCCUAUUAGACUUUUUGCCAUUGUUAGGGGUCGCCCAGCACCAAAAGUCACCUGGAGGAGAAUGGGUAUCGAUAACGUUAUCAGAAAAGGACAAGUUGAUCUGGUUGACACUAUGGCCUUCUGUGUCAUUCCUAAUUCAACACGUGAUGACUCAGGCAAAUAUUCAUUGACACUUGUUAAUGCAGCUGGAGAAAAGGCUGUAUUUGUGAAUGUCAGAGUCCUGGAUACUCCUGGACCUGUGUUGGACUUCAAGGUUUCAGAUGUCACAAAGAUGUCAUGUCAUCUUUCAUGGGCACCUCCAGAGAAUGACGGUGGUAGCCCAGUGACUCAUUACAUCCUGCAGAAACGUGAGGCUGACAGGAAGACCUGGGGAACAGUCACUGCAGAACUGAAGAAAACUAGUUUCCAAAUAGCUAACCUUGUACCUGGAAAUGAAUAUUACUUUAGAGUAACAGCAGUAAAUGAAUAUGGGGAAGGUGUUCCAAGUGACAUACCAAAACCAGUUCUAGCAUCAGAUCCGCUAAGUGAACCUGAUCCACCACGAAAACUUGAAGUUACUGAAGUCACGAGGAAUAGUGCUACUUUAGGCUGGCUGCCACCACUGCGUGAUGGAGGCUCUAAAGUUGAUGGGUACAUUGUUAGCUACAAAGAAGAUGACCAACCAGCAGAUCGCUGGACGGAAUAUUCAGUUGUUAAAGAUCUCUCCAUUGUUGUAGCUGGUCUGAAAGAGGGAAAGAAAUACAAGUUUAGAGUGGCGGCUAGAAAUGCAGUAGGAGUAGGUUUGCCUAGAGAAACUGAAGGAAUAUUUGAAAUCAAAGAACAACUCAUCCCACCUAAGAUUCUGAUGCCUGAUCAUGUUCACAUCAAAGCUGGAAAGAAACUGAGAAUUGAAGCUCAUGUAUAUGGGAAGCCUCAGCCAGUCUGUAAAUGGUUGAAAGGAGAUGAAGAUGUACUUACAUCCAGUCGCCUUGCUGUACAUAAAGCAGAAAAGUCUUCUGUUCUUAUCAUUAAAGAUGUGACUAGAAAAGAUUCUGACUUUUACACUCUUACUGCAGAAAAUAGCUCUGGUACUGAUAGUCAGAAAAUCAGAGUGAUAGUCAUGGAUAAACCAGGUCCACCACAGCCUCCAUUUGAUAUUUCUGAAAUAGAUGCAGAUGCAUGCACUCUUGCAUGGCAUAUACCUCUUGAAGAUGGUGGCAGUAACAUUACGAACUAUGUAGUUGAAAAAUGUGAUGUAAGCCGAGGAGACUGGGUAACAGCUUUAGCUUCUGUCACAAAGACAAGCUGCAGAAUUGGAAAACUGAUUCCUGGAGAAGAGUAUAUGUUCCGCGUUCGUGCUGAAAAUCGUUUUGGGAUUUCUGAACCACUUACUUCUGGAAAGAUGAUAGCAAGGUUCCCAUUUGAUGUUCCUAGUGAACCAAAGAAUGCACGUAUUACCAAGGUCAAUAAGGACUGCAUUUUUGUUGCUUGGGAUAAACCAGAUAGUGAUGGAGGCAGUCCAAUCACAGGUUAUCUCAUUGAGCGCAAAGAAAGGAACAGUUUACUAUGGGUGAAAGCUAAUGACACAGCUGUGCGCACCACAGAAUACCCUUGUGUGGGGCUCAUCGAAGGCCUUGAGUAUACCUUCAGAAUUUACGCACUGAAUAGAGCUGGAGCAAGUAAACCUAGUAAACCAACUGAGUUUGUCACAGCAAGAGCACCAGUUGAUCCCCCUGGAAAACCUGAAGUUAUUGAUGUCACUAAGAGUACUGCAUCACUGGUAUGGACAAGACCAAAGCAUGAUGGUGGUAGCAAACUUAUUGGCUACUUUGUUGAAGCUUGCAAAUUACCUGGUGAUAAGUGGGUCCGGUGCAAUACAACUCCACAUCAAAUACCCUUAGAAGAGUAUACAGCUGCCGAUUUAGAAGAAAAUGCUCAGUAUCAAUUUAGAGCAAUUGCUAAAACAGCAGUUAACAUUAGCAGACCUUCUGAACCUUCUGAUCCAGUGACCAUUCAUCCAGAAAAUGUUCCCCCCAGAAUAGAAUUGGAUCUGUCUAUGCAAUCACAGCUUACAGUAAAAGCUGGAACGAAUGUGCGUCUGGAGGCAAAUGUAUAUGGCAAGCCAAUGCCAUCAAUUACCUGGAAGAAAGACGGGGAAGUUUUAAAGCCAUCUGAAGGUGUUAAGAUCACCACUAAGAGAAAUCUUGCUACAGUUGAGUUGUUCAGUGUUAACAGGAAGCAAACAGGAGACUAUACUAUUACUGCUGAAAAUGCAAGUGGAACAAAGUCAGCAACCAUUAAACUUAAAGUACUUGAUAAGCCUGGUCCUCCAGCCUCUGUUAAAAUCAAACAUAUGUAUGCAGAUCGUGCAAUGCUUUUGUGGGAGCCUCCUCUGGAAGACGGAGGUUCAGAAAUUACUAACUACAUUGUAGACAAACGUGAAACAAGCAGACCAAACUGGGCCCAAGUCAGUGCCAAUGUACCCAUUACAAGCUGCACAGUGGAGAAACUUAUUGAAGGACACGAGUAUCAGUUCCGCAUAUGUGCUGAAAACAAAUAUGGUGUUGGAGACCCUAUCUUCACUGAACCAGCGGUUGCUAAGAAUCCAUAUGAUGUACCUGGACCUUGCGAUCCACCAGUAAUUAGCAAUGUAACGAAAGACUUCAUGACUGUUAGCUGGAAGCCACCAGCUAAUGAUGGUGGAUCACCAAUAACUGGUUAUAUGCUUGAGAAACGUGAAACUAAGGCUCUUAACUGGACAAAGGUAACCAGAAAGCCUGUAAUUGAAAGAACUGUUAAAGCUACUGGACUCCAAGAAGGAACAGAAUAUGAGUUCCGGGUGAUAGCGUUGAAUAAAGCUGGACCUGGCAAGCCUAGCGCACCAUCUAAAGCAGUGUAUGCUCGUGAUCCUCAAUAUCCUCCUGGCCCACCAGCUUUCCCGAAAGUGGUUGAUACUACUCGUAAUUCAAUAAGCCUGUCAUGGAGUAAACCAGCAUAUGACGGAGGAAGUCCUAUUAUUGGUUAUCUAGUGGAAGCAAAAAGAGCUGACACAGACAACUGGGUCAGAUGCAAUCUACCCAAGAACUUACAGGCUACACGAUUUGUGGUAACAGGGCUGAUAGAAGAUACAGAGUACCAGUUCCGUGUUUAUGCUGUCAAUAAGAUUGGAUACAGUGAUCCAAGUGAUGUUCCUGAUAAACACACUGCCAAAGACAUUUUAACUCCUCCUGAAGGAGAACUUGAUGCAGAACUAAGGAAAGUCCUUGUAUUGCGUGCUGGAGUCACAAUGAGACUUUAUGUGCCGGUAAGAGGACGUCCACCUCCAAAGAUUACAUGGUCUAAAGUGGGUGCCAACCUAAGAGACAGACAAGGAUUAGAUAUCAAAUCAACUGAUUUUGAUACCUUCCUGCGCUGUGAAAAUGUAAACAAAUAUGAUGCUGGAAAAUACAUCCUCAGUCUGGAGAACAGCUGUGGCAAAAAGGCAUACACUAUUGUUGUAAAAGUCCUUGAUACUCCAGGCCCUCCAGUUAACCUGAUUGUAAAGGAAGCAUCUAAGGAUUCUGCCCUGAUUACAUGGGAACCUCCGCUAAUAGAUGGUGGCAGUCCAAUCACAAAUUAUGUGGUUGAAAAACGCGAUGCAGAAAGAAAGUCAUGGUCCACAGUAACAACAGAAUGUCCAAAGACAAGCUGCAGGAUAACUAACUUAGAAGAAGGCAAAUCCUACUUCUUCAGGGUUUUUGCUGAAAACGAAUAUGGCAUUGGUGACCCCUGUGAAACUCGUGAUGCUGUUAAAGCUUCUGAAACACCUGGACCAGUUGUGGAUCUAAAAGCUUCAGCUGUAACAAAAUCAUCAUGCAAUUUAGUAUGGAAAAAACCUAUCAGUGAUGGUGGAAGCCGUAUUUUUGCAUAUGUUGUUGAGGUCCUCAUUGGUGAAGAUAAAUGGCAAGAAGUCAUGCGGGCAAAGAACCUCCAUUUUUCAAUGAGAGACCUAAAAGAAGGACAAGAAUACACUUUCAGAGUGAGAGCCCAAAAUGACGCUGGAUAUGGAACUCCAAGAGAGCUUACAAUUGUGGCAAGAGAUGAUGUUGUGGCACCUGAUCUUGAUUUAAGAGAUCUACCUGAUUUGUGCUAUACAGCUAAAGAGGGUAGCAAUUUCCGUCUUAAAAUCCCAAUUAAAGGCAAGCCUGUCCCAUCUGUAACUUGGAAGAAAGGUGAAGACCAGGCACUUACUGAGAGUGGAAGAGUUGCAUUUGAGUCUACAGCAGUUAACACCACACUUGUAGUACAUGACUGCCAGAAAGCUGAUGCUGGAAAAUACACCAUAACUCUGAAGAAUGUUGCUGGCAGCAAGGAAGGCACUAUUUCUGUGAAAGUUGUUGGCAAACCUGGCAUACCAACAGGUCCAGUGAAAUUUGAAGAAGUCACAGCUGAUGCCAUAACCUUAAAGUGGGGCCCUCCAAAAGAUGAUGGUGGUUCAGAAAUCACCAACUAUGUCCUAGAGAAGAGAGAUAAUGUAAACAAUAAAUGGGUGACUUGUGCCUCCGCAGUGCAGAAAACCACAUUUAGAGUUACAAGACUUCAUGAAGGAAAUGAAUAUACAUUCAGGAUCAGGGCUGAAAACAAAUAUGGAGUAGGUGAAGGUCUUAAAUCUGACCCUGUCAUUGCAAAACAUCCAUUUGAUGUUCCAGAUGCUCCUCCACCUCCCAACAUUGUUGCUGUGCGGCAUGACUCUGUAGCUUUAACUUGGACUGAUCCAAGAAGAACUGGAGGCUCACCAAUCACAGGUUAUCACAUUGAAGUCAAAGAAAGAAACAGUCUUCUGUGGAAGAGAGCAAAUAAAACACCAAUUAGAAUGAAAGAUUUCAGAGUGACAGGAUUAACUGAAGGUCUGGAAUAUGAAUUCAGAGUAAUGGCAAUCAACAUGGCUGGAGUAGGUAAACCAAGUCUGCCAUCUGAACCAGUUGUGGCACUUGAUCCUAUUGAUCCCCCUGGGAAACCUGAAGUUAUCAAUGUAACCAGGAGCUCAGUAACACUCAUUUGGACAGAACCAAAAUAUGAUGGUGGACACAAAUUAACUGGUUAUAUUGUUGAAAAGCGUGAUUUACCUUCAAAGAAUUGGACAAAAGCUAAUCAUGUGAAUGUUCCAGACUGUGCAUUUACUGUAACUGACCUCACUGAAGGCUCCAAAUAUGAGUUCAGAAUUAGAGCAAAGAACACUGCUGGAGCUAUCAGUGCUCCAUCUGAAUCCACAGAAACCAUAAUAUGCAAGGAUGAGUAUGAGGCACCAAGCAUUGUUAUUGAUCCUACUUUGAAGGAAGGUUUAACAGUAAAAGCAGGGGACACCAUUACAGUGUCUGCUAUUAGUAUCCGUGGCAAACCACCUCCAACUUCAGCAUGGUCAAAAGCUGGAAAAGAUUUUAGACCUUCAGAGCUCGUGCACAUUGAAACCACACCAACUUCUUCUACUCUGUCUGUCAAAUACGCAGCCAGAAAAGAUUCUGGAGAAUACACAAUUACUGCAACCAAUCCUUUUGGCACUAAGCAGGAGAGCAUACAUGUGAAAGUUUUAGAUGUUCCAGGACCUCCAGGACCUAUUGAGAUCAGCAAUGUUUCAGCAGAAAAAGCAACUCUUACAUGGUCACCUCCUGCAGAAGAUGGUGGAUCACCAGUCAAAUCAUAUGUUCUUGAAAAGAGAGAAACUAGCAGACUGCUCUGGACAUUGGUUGCUGAAAAUAUUGAAAGCUGCAGGCAUGUUGUUAGCAAGCUCAUUCAAGGAAAUGAAUAUGUUUUCCGUGUCUCAGCAGUAAAUCAAUAUGGCAAGGGUGAACCAGUACAAUCAGAACCAGUUAAAAUGGUGGAUAGAUUUGGUCCCCCAGGCCCUCCUGGAAAACCAGAAGUAACAAAUGUGACGAAAAAUACUGUCACAGUUACCUGGAAAAGGCCAGUAGAUGAUGGUGGAAGUGAAAUCACAGGUUACUAUGUGGAGAGAAGAGAAAAGAAAGGUUUAAGAUGGGUCAGAGCAACAAAGAAACCAGUUUCAGAUCUUAGAUGCAAAGUAACUGGUCUCCUGGAAGGAAAUGAAUACGAAUUCCGUGUCAGUGCAGAAAACAGAGCAGGAGUUGGACCACCAAGUGAUGCUUCAAAAUCAAUCAUGUGCAAGGAUAUUGCAUACCCACCAGGUCCACCUGCAAACCCAAGAGUGACUGAUACUACAAAGACAAGUGCAUCUUUAGCCUGGAGCAAGCCCCACUAUGACGGUGGUCUUGACAUCACUGGCUAUAUAGUGGAGCAUCAAAAGGAAGGAGAAGAAGAAUGGGUAAAAGACACAACAGGGACUGCUUUAAGAAUCACUCAGUUUGUUGUUGCUCAUCUGCAAACAGGAGCCAAAUACAAUUUCAGAAUCUCUGCCAUGAAUGCUGCAGGUGUGGGUGAACCAGCAAUAAUUCCAAGCGUGGAAAUCAAAGACCGUGAAGAAAUUCCUGACUUUGAAUUAGAUGCUGAACUAAGAAGAACACUUGUUGUUAGAGCUGGAUUAACUAUUCGUAUUUUUGUGCCAAUUAAAGGGCGUCCAACUCCAGAAGUUACAUGGACAAAAGAUGAUGUUUCUCUCAAAGGACGUGCCAGUAUUGAAAAUACAGAUUCUUUUACGCUCUUGAUUGUCACAGAGUGCACCAGAUAUGAUGCAGGGAAAUACGUAAUGACUCUUGAAAAUGCUGCUGGUAAGAAAACUGGCUUUGUAAAUGUAAAGGUCUUGGAUACACCAGGUCCACCAAUAAACCUUAAGCCUAGGGAAAUAACGAAAGACAACAUCACUCUCCAAUGGGAUAUGCCUCUAAUAGACGGUGGUUCACGUAUAACAAACUAUAUUGUUGAGAAACGUGAAUCGACUAGAAAAGCAUAUUCAACAGUCACUACCAACUGCCAGAAGUGCUCCUUCAGGAUUACUAAUUUGGCUGAGGGGUGUGAAUACUAUUUUAGAGUGCUGGCUGAAAAUGAGUAUGGUAUUGGUGAACCAGCUGAAACCACGGAGCCCAUAAGAGCUUCUGAGGCACCAUCCCCACCUGAGAGUCUUAAUAUUAUGGAUAUAACACGGAACUCAGUUAGCCUGGCUUGGCCAAAACCAGAACAUGACGGUGGCAGCAAGAUCACUGGGUAUGUAAUUGAAGCACAGAGGAAAGGAACAAACCAGUGGGCACACGUCACCACUGUAAAAACACUGGACUGUGUAGUAAAGAAUCUAACUGAAAAUGAAGAGUAUACUUUCCAGGUUAUGGCAGUUAACAGUGCUGGAAGAAGUGCCCCAAGAGAAAGCAGGCCAGUUAUUAUCAAAGAGCAAACAAUGCUACCAGAGUUUGAUCUCCGGGGUAUCUACCAGAAAACAGUCAUUGCCAAAGCUGGUGAUAAUAUAAAGAUUGAAAUCCCUGUGCUUGGUCGUCCAAGGCCUACUGUGACUUGGAAGAAAGAAGAUGAGAUACUUAAGCAAACACAAAGAAUAAAUUAUGAAAAUACUGCAACUGCUACUAUACUAACCAUCAAUGAAUGUAAACGAAGUGAUAGUGGUCGAUACCCAUUAUCAGCUAAAAAUAUUGUUGGAGAAGUUAGUGAAGUAAUCACAGUUCAGGUUCAUGACAUACCUGGACCACCUACUGGACCAAUAAAAUUCGAUGAAAUUUCAUGUGACUCUCUAUCAUUCUCAUGGGAGCCUCCUUUGAAUGACGGUGGUGUACCAAUAAGCAACUAUGUUGUGGAAAUGCGUCAAACUGACAGUACUACAUGGACUGAACUGGCAACCACAGUGAUACGUACUACAUUUAAAGCCAUUCGUCUCACUACUGGAGUUGAGUAUCAGUUCCGUGUUAAAGCUCAAAACAGAUAUGGAAUUGGUCCAGCCAUUACUUCAGAGUCUGUAGUUGCCAACUACCCAUUUAAGGUACCUGGGCCUCCUGGAACUCCUCAGGUGAUAGCAGUCACCAAAGAAACCAUGACCAUUAGCUGGAAUGAGCCAGUUACUGAUGGUGGAAGCCCAAUUUUGGGGUAUCACAUUGAAAGAAAAGAACGAAAUAGCAUUCUUUGGCAGACUGUAAAUAAAAUGCUGGUAUCAGGCAAUAUCUUUAAAUCAACUGGACUUACUGAUGGCAUUGCAUAUGAAUUCCGUGUUAUAGCAGAAAAUCUGGCUGGGAAGAGUAAGCCAAGCAAGCCAUCUGAGCCUAUGUUUGCCCUAGACCCAAUAGAUCCACCUGGUAAGCCAAUACCUCUGAACAUUACAAGACAUGCAAUUACACUGAAGUGGACUAAACCAGAAUAUAAUGGUGGGUUUAAGAUAACUGGCUAUACUGUUGAAAAAAGAGACCUUCCUAAUGGCCGUUGGCUAAAAGCUAAUUUCAGCAAUAUAUUAGAGACUGAAUUCACUGUAAGUGGCUUGACAGAAGAUGCUGCCUAUGAAUUCCGUGUGAUUGCUAGGAAUGCUGGGGGUGCUGUUAGUCAGCCCUCUGAGCCAUCAGAUGCAAUUACUUGUAGAGAUGACAUUGAAGCACCAAAGAUAAAGGUAGAUGCUAAAUAUAAAGACACAUUAGUGCUGAAAGCAGGUGAAGUUUUCAGACUUGAGGCUGAUGUUUCAGGCCGCCCUCCACCAACUAUGACAUGGACAAAAGGAGAAAAAGAACUUGAAGACACAGCAAAAUUAGAAAUUAAAAUAGCAGAUUUCUCUACUGCUCUCACCAAUAGAGACUCUUCAAGAAGAGAUGGCGGUGCCUACACACUUACUGCAACAAAUCCUGGUGGCUUUGCUAAGCAUAUCUUCAAUGUUAAAGUUCUUGAUAGACCUGGUCCCCCAGAAGGACCUUUGGCUGUGUCUGAAGUCACUGCAGAAAAAUGUGUGCUGUCAUGGCUACCUCCACUGGAUGAUGGAGGAGCAAAGAUUGACCAUUAUGUGGUUGAAAAACGUGAAACCAGUAGACUGGCAUGGACAGCUGUAGCCACAGAAGUUCCAGUAACUAAACUGAAGGUUACUAAGCUGUUGAAGGGCAACGAGUAUGUGUUCCGUGUUAUGGCCGUUAACAAAUAUGGAGUUGGUGAGCCUCUGGAAUCAGAGCCCAUUCUUGCAGUAAAUCCAUAUGUGCCACCUGAUCCACCUAAAACACCUGAAGUUACAGCAAUUACAAAAGAUUCUAUGGUUGUCUGUUGGGGCCAUCCUGAUUCUGAUGGUGGGAGCCCAAUAAUUAACUAUAUCGUGGAACGUCGAGACAGGGCUGGUCUACGGUGGGUGAAGUGUAAUAAACGGGUUGUUACUGACUUACGUUAUAAAGUGUCUGGACUGACAGAAGGUCAUGAAUAUGAAUACAGAGUCAUGGCUGAAAAUGCUGCUGGCAUCAGUGAGCCAAGCCCAACCAGUCCAUUUUAUAAAGCUUGUGAUACUGUAUUUAAGCCUGGUCCCCCAGGUAAUCCUCGUGUUUUGGACAGCAGCAAGUCUUCAAUUACAAUAGCAUGGAACAAACCAGUAUAUGAUGGUGGAUCAGAGAUCACAGGUUACAUGGUUGAGAUAGCACUACCUGAAGAAGACGAGUGGAAGAUUGUAACUCCACCAACAGGUCUAAAGGCCACUUCUUUCACCAUCACUAACCUAAAAGAAAAUCAAGAGUAUAAAAUACGAAUAUAUGCUAUGAACUCUGAAGGUCUUGGAGAACCUGCUCUUGUUCCUGGUACUCCAAAAGCUGAAGAGAGAAUGCUACCUCCAGAAAUUGAACUUGAUGCAGAGCUGCGUAAAGUUGUCACUAUUAGAGCCUGCUGUACUCUACGGCUCUUUGUCCCAAUUAAAGGAAGACCAGCGCCUGAAGUAAAAUGGACAAGAGAACAUGGAGAAUCUUUGGAUAGAGCAAGCAUUGAAUCAACAAGUUCUUAUACUCUACUUAUUGUUGAAAAUGUAAAUAGAUUUGAUAGUGGCAAAUACAUACUGACAAUUGAAAACAGCUCAGGUAGUAAGUCAGCAUUUGUGAACGUCAGAGUUCUUGAUACCCCAGGGGCACCUCAAGAUUUGAAAAUAAAAGAAGUUACAAAGUCAUCAGUUACACUCACAUGGGAGCCUCCUCUCAUAGAUGGUGGCUCUAAAAUAAAAAAUUACAUUGUUGAAAAGCGUGAAUCAACAAGAAAAGCUUAUUCAACUGUUAAUGCAAAUUGCCACAAGACCAGCUGGAAAGUCGAUUCACUGCAAGAAGGCUGCAACUACUACUUCAGAGUCCUAGCUGAAAAUGAGUAUGGAAUAGGCCUUCCAGUUGAAACUUCAGAAUCUGUAAAAGUAUCAGAAAGACCACUUCCACCCGGGAAAAUAACUUUGCUGGAUGUGACAAGCAAUAGUGUAUCUUUAUCUUGGGAAAAACCUGAACAUGAUGGUGGUAGCAGAAUUCUGGGCUACAUUGUAGAAAUGCAAAGCAAAGGCAGUGAAAAGUGGUCAACUUGUGCUACAGUAAAAGUUACUGAAGCCACUAUCACAGGAUUGAUCCAAGGUGAAGAAUACACCUUCCGUGUUUCAGCUCAGAAUGAGAAAGGUAUCAGUGAUCCUCGUCAGCUGGGUAUACCAGUUGUUGCAAAAGACCUUGUGAUUCCACCAGCUUUCAAAUUACUGUUUACCACUUUCAGUGUUCUAGCAGGAGAGGACUUAAAGGUUGAUGUUCCUUUUGUUGGUCGACCCAAACCAGCAGUGUUUUGGCAUAAAGAUGAUAUUGCAUUGAAGCAGACUACAAGAGUAAAUGCAGAAAGUUCAGAAAAUAACACAGUGUUAACAAUAAAAGAAGCAUGCAGAGAUGAUGUGGGGACAUACUUAGUUAAACUUACAAACUCUGCAGGUGAGGCAACUGAGACCCUAAAUAUUGUUGUCCUUGACAAACCAGGACCUCCAACUGGACCAGUAAAAGUAGAUGAAGUAACAGCAGAUAGUAUCACCAUUUCCUGGGAACCACCUAAGUAUGAUGGUGGUAGCUCUAUCAAUAAUUACAUUGUAGAAAAAAGAGACACCUCGACCACAACUUGGCAGAUGGUGUCAGCUACUGUUGCAAGAACAACUAUAAAAGCAUGUCGAUUAAAGACUGGAUGUGAGUAUCAAUUCAGAAUCGCAGCCGAGAAUAGAUAUGGAAAGAGUACCUAUCUUACUUCAGAGUCAAUUGUAGCCCAGUAUCCAUUUAAAGUUCCUGGUCCACCUGGAACACCUUUUGUAACAAACGUCUCAAAAGACAGCAUGAUGGUACAGUGGAAUGAACCAGUCAAUGAUGGUGGCAGCAAGAUCAUUGGGUAUCACUUGGAGCGCAAAGAAAGAAACAGUAUUCUCUGGGCUAAACUGAAUAAAACACCUAUUCCAGAUACCAAAUUUAAGACAACAGGACUUGAGGAAGGUCUCGAAUAUGAGUUCAGAGUUUAUGCAGAAAACAUAGUGGGCAUUGGAAAGGCAAGUAGAGCAUCUGAAUGCUAUACUGCACAUGACCCAUGUGACCCUCCGGGUCGUCCAGAACCUAUAAUUGUCACAAGAAGCUCAGUAACACUUCAAUGGAAGAAACCUGUAUAUGACGGUGGAAGUAAGAUCACAGGUUAUGUUGUUGAAAAGAAGGAGCUACCUGAUGGUCGUUGGAUGAAAGCAAGCUUUACAAAUGUCAUUGAUACCCAAUUUGUAGUAACUGGUCUAGUUGAAAACCAGAGGUAUGAGUUCCGUAUUAUAGCACGAAAUGCUGCAGGUGUUUUCAGUGAACCAUCUGAGAGCUCAGGGGCAAUUACAGCAAGAGAUGAAGUAGAACCACCUCAGAUAAGUAUGGAUCCAAAAUACAAAGACACAAUUGUAGUGAACGCUGGUGAGUCAUUCAAGCUUGAAGCUGAUGUUCAUGGCAAACCAAUACCUUCCAUUCAGUGGUUAAAAGGCGAUCGUGAGCUGGCAAACACUGCUCGUAUGGAAAUAAAAAGUACUGAUUUUGCAACAAGCCUUAGUGUGAAGGAAGCCAUUAGAGUUGACAGUGGUCAGUAUGUAUUACUGGCAAAGAAUGUUGCAGGUGAAAAGAAAGUUCCUGUUAAUGUUAAAGUUCUUGAUAGACCUGGACCACCAGAAGGACCUGUUGAGAUUACAGGCGUUACUGCUGAAAAAUGCAUGUUGUCAUGGAAACCUCCACUACAAGACGGUGGUAGCGAUAUUUCACACUAUGUUGUAGAAAAAAGAGAAACCAGUCGCUUAGUGUGGACGGUCAUUGAUUCAAAUGUGCAAACCCUAAAUUGCAAAGUUACAAAACUUUUAGAAGGAAAUGAGUAUGUUUUCCGCAUCAUGGCAGUCAAUAAAUAUGGUGUUGGUGAGCCUCUCGAGUCUGAACCAAUACUCGCGAAGAACCCAUUUGUAGUGCCACUUCCACCAAAGGCACCAGAAGUAACCGCCAUUACCAAGGAUUCUAUGAUAGUCGUAUGGGAAAGGCCAGCCUCAGAUGGUGGUAGUGAAAUCCUAGGUUAUGUCCUUGAAAAACGAGAUAAGGAAGGUAUUCGCUGGACAAGAUGUAACAAACGCCUGAUAAGUGAACUGCGAUACAGAGUGACUGGGCUUAUAGAAAAUCAUGAUUACGAGUAUAGAGUUUCAGCUGAAAAUGCUGCAGGUCUUAGUGAGCCAAGCCCACCUUCAAUUUACUACAAAGCAUGUGAUCCUAUUUACAAGCCAGGUCCACCCAAUAAUCCUAAAGUUGUGGAUGUUACAAGAUCUUCAGUUUUCCUUUCAUGGGGUAAGCCCAUCUAUGAUGGUGGCUCUGAAAUUCAGGGAUACAUUGUGGAAAAAUGUGAUGUAAGUGACAGUGAAUGGGCAAUUUGUACCCCUCCAACUGGAAUUAAGAAUACUCACAUGGAAGUAGAAAAAUUGGUGGAAAAACAUGAAUACAAAUUCCGCAUAUGUGCAGUUAAUAAAGCAGGAGUUGGAGAGCAUGCAGAUGUUCCUGGUACUGUUGUUGUGGAAGAAAAGAUGGAAGCGCCAGACCUUGACCUUGACAUGGAAUUAAGGAAGAUUGUAAAUGUGAGGGCAGGAGGUUCCUUAAGACUGUUUGUUCCCAUCAGAGGUCGUCCAACACCUGAAGUAAAAUGGGGUAAAAUGGAUGGUGACAUCAGAGAGGCAGCUAUUAUUGAUACCACUAGCAGCUUUACUUCCCUUGUUCUAGACAACGUUAACAGAUUUGAUACUGGAAAGUAUACUCUGACUUUAGAAAACAGCAGUGGAACAAAGUCUGCAUUUGUCAGUGUAAGGGUACUGGAUACCCCAAGUGCACCUGUUAAUUUAAAAAUCAGAGAAAUUACUAAAGACUCUGUUUCACUUUCGUGGGAGCCUCCUCUCUUGGAUGGUGGAGCAAAAAUAAAGAAUUACAUUAUUGAAAAGCGUGAAGCAACAAGAAAGGCAUAUGCAGCUGUUGUAACAAACUGCCAUAAGACUUCAUGGAAAGUAGAUCAACUUCAGGAGGGCUGCUAUUACUUCUUUAGAAUCUCUGCUGAGAAUGAGUAUGGAAUUGGCCUCCCUGCAGAAACCAGUGACCCAAUCAAAGUUGCUGAAGUUCCACAGCCUCCUGGGAAAAUAACAGUGGAUGAUGUCACAAGAAGCAGUGUCUCACUAAGCUGGGAAAAACCUGAACAUGAUGGUGGCAGCAAAAUCAUACAAUACAUUGUUGAAAUGCAAGCAAAGGGUAGUGAGAAGUGGUCAGAGUGUGCUCGUGUGAAAACUCUUGAAGCAGUCAUUACUAACCUAACUCAAGGGGAAGAAUAUCUUUUUAGAGUAAUGGCUGUGAAUGAAAAGGGUAAGAGUGAUCCUAGAGCACUUGCAGUUCCAAUAGUUGCCAAAGACCUGGUGAUUGAACCUGAUGUAAGACCUGCUUUUCAUAGUUAUAGUAUCCAAGUGGGACAAGAUCUGAAAGUAGAAGUACCAAUUGCAGGUCGACCUAAACCAACUGUAACCUGGGUAAAAGAUGACCAGCCAUUAAGGCAGACAACAAGAGUCAAUGUUAGUGAUUUGACUGACCUCACUAUACUGAAUAUUAAAGAAACUAGCAAAGAGGACAGUGGCACUUAUGAAAUCACUGUGGCUAAUGUUGUUGGGCAGAAGUCUGCUUCUGUUGAAAUUAUAACUCUAGAUAAACCUGACCCUCCAGUAGGACCUGUGAAGUUUGAUGAAAUAAGUGCAGAAAGUAUUACCCUAUCGUGGAAUCCCCCAGCUUACACAGGCGGCUGCCAGAUCACCAACUAUAUUGUUCACAAGAGAGAUACAACAACCACUGUCUGGGAAACUGUUUCAGCUACCGUCGCAAGAACUACACUGAAGGUGACUAAACUGAAAACUGGUUCAGAAUACCAGUUCAGAAUAUUUGCUGAGAACAGGUACGGGCAGAGCUUUGCACUGGAUUCUGCACCAGUUGUAGCACAGUACCCCUACAAGGAACCAGGACCUCCUGGCACACCAUUUGUGACAAUUGUUACAAAAGACUCCAUGGUUGUACAGUGGCAUGAACCAAUAAAUGAUGGUGGCAGUAGAGUGUUGGGCUACCAUCUUGAGAGAAAGGAGAAAAACAGCAUUUUAUGGGCUAAAGUGAACAAGACUAUUAUUCAGGACACAAGCUUUAAGACAACUAACCUUGAAGAAGGAAUCGAAUACGAGUUUCGAGUUUCUGCAGAAAAUAUUGUUGGUGUAGGCAAAACAAGUAAAGUGUCUGAGUGCUAUGCAGCUCGUGACCCAUGUGAUCCUCCAGGUCGCCCAGAAGCUAUAAUAAUAAAAAGAAGUUCUAUUACUCUACAGUGGACCAAACCAGAAUAUGAUGGUGGAAGUAAGAUUACUGGUUAUAUUGUAGAAAAACGUGACUUACCAGAUGGUCGCUGGAUGAAAGCUAGCUUCACAAAUAUCAUUGAAACUCACUUCACUGUAACAGGGCUUACUGAAGACCAAAGAUAUGAGUUUAGAGUAAUUGCAAAGAAUGCUGCAGGUGCCAUAAGCAAACCUUCUGACAGUACAGGACCAAUAACAGCAAGGGAUGAAGUUGAACUUCCACGAAUUUCAAUGGAUCCAAAGUACAAAGACACAAUUGUUGUAAAUGCUGGUGAAACAUUCAGACUUGAGGCUGAUGUUCAUGGAAAACCACUGCCAACUAUUAAGUGGUACAAAGGAGAUAAAGAGCUUGAGGAAACUGCUAGGUAUGAAAUCAAGAACACAGAUUUCAGUGCAUUAAUAAUUGUAAAAGAUGCUAUUAGAGUUGAUGGUGGACAGUACAUUUUAGAAGCCUCUAAUGUUGCAGGAACAAAGACAGCAACACUAAAUGUAAAAGUCUUGGACAGGCCAGGACCUCCAGAGGGCCCAGUCCAAGUGACAGGAGUCACAGCUGAAAAAUGUUCAUUAGCAUGGGCUCCUCCUCUUCAUGAUGGUGGCAGUGAUAUUUCUCACUACAUUGUAGAGAAGAGAGAAACUAGUCGCCUAGCAUGGACUGUUGUUGCUUCAGAGGUUUUACCUACAAUGCUGAAAGUAACAAAACUCUUGGAAGGAAAUGAGUAUGUUUUCCGUAUUAUGGCAGUUAACAAAUACGGGGUUGGUGAGCCAUUAGAAUCUGUGCCAGUAAUGAUGAAAAAUCCAUUUGUGGCUCCUGGACCACCAAAGGCCUUGGAAAUUACUAACAUUACAAAGGAUUCUAUGACUGUCUGCUGGACCCGGCCAGACAGUGAUGGAGGUAGUGAAAUCAUAGGUUACAUUGUAGAAAAAAGAGACCGAGCAGGCAUCAGAUGGAUAAAAUGCAAUAAACGCAGGAUUACAGAUUUGCGAUUAAGAGUUACAGGCUUAACAGAAGAUCAUGAAUAUGAAUUCAGAGUUUCUGCUGAAAAUGCUGCUGGAGUGGGUGAACCAAGUCAAGUGUCUCCUUACUUUAAAGCUUGUGACCCCAUGUUCAAGCCUGGCCCACCUACAAAUGCCCAUGUUGUGGAUACAACCAAAAGUUCAGUUACACUUGGCUGGAGUAAACCUAUUUAUGAUGGUGGUUGUGAAAUCCAGGGGUACCUUGUAGAAAUCUGUAAAGCUGAUGAAGAUGAAUGGUCACUUGUUACUCCACAGACAGGUAUACGUGCCACUCGGUUUGAAAUCAAAAAGCUUACUGAACAUCAAGAAUAUAACCUACGAGUGUGUGCCCUCAACAAGAUUGGUGUAGGAGAGGCUGCAUCAGUUCCUGGUACUAUUAAGCCUGAAGAUAAACUUGAAGCUCCAGAACUUGAUAUUGAUUCAGAGCUAAGGAAAGGGAUAGUGGUUAGAGCUGGUGGGUCUGCUAGAAUUCACAUACCAUUCAGGGGACGACCAACACCUGACAUCAUGUGGUCUCGAGAAGAAAGUGAAUUCACAGAAAAAGUUCAGAUUGACAAAGGCAUAAAUUACACACAACUUUCAAUUGACAACUGUGAUAGAAAUGAUGCUGGCAAGUACAUUCUUAAGCUGGAGAACAGCAGUGGUUCUAAAUCUGCAUUUGUUACGGUGAAAGUCUUGGACACACCAGGAAGACCUCAAAACUUAGUGGUAAAGGAUAUAAAGAAGGAUUCUGCUGUAUUAUCUUGGGAACCACCCAUUAUUGAUGGUGGUUCAAAGAUAAAGAACUAUGUAAUAGACAAGCGUGAGUCAACCAGGAAGGCAUUUGCAAAUGUAAGUGCUAAGUGUGGCAAGACAAGUUUCAAAGUUGAAAAUCUUACAGAAGGAGCAAUUUAUUACUUCAGAGUUAUGGCUGAAAAUGAAUUUGGAAUUGGUGUUCCAGCUGAAACCAAAGAUGCUGUCAAAGCCUCAGAGCCACCUCUGCCCCCUGGGAAAGUAACACUCACUGAUGUGACUCAGAGAAGUGCAUCUCUUACAUGGGAAAAACCUGAACAUGAUGGAGGUAGCAGAAUUUUGGGAUAUAUUGUUGAAAUGCUGCCUAAAGGAACAGAAAAAUGGAGUGUUGUUAGUGAGACCAAAACAUGCAAUGCGGUUGUGUCUGGUUUGAGUCCAGAACAGGAAUAUCAAUUCCGUGUGAUUGCCUACAAUGAAAAAGGCAAAAGCGAUCCCAGAGCCCUUGGAAUUCCUGUGAUAGCUAAAGACUUGACAAUUGAGCCAAGUUUCAAACUGAUGUUUAAUACCUACAGUGUACAGGCUGGAGAAGAUCUGAAGGUAGAAGUACCAUUUAUAGGUAGACCUAAACCAACUAUUACUUGGACAAAAGAUGAGCAGCCACUGAAACAGACAACCAGAUUACAUAUUCAGGACACAUCAACAUCAACUAUCUUAAAUAUUAAAGAAAGCAACAAGGAAGACUUUGGUAAAUAUACAGUAACAGCAACAAACACAGCAGGUACAGCAACAGAGCAGCUGAGCAUAAUUGUACUGGAAAAGCCUGGCCCACCACAAGGACCUGUGCGCUUUGAUGAAGUUAGCGCGGAUUUUGUUGUUUUAUCAUGGGAUCCACCUGAUUAUACUGGUGGCUGUCAGAUAAGCAACUACAUAGUAGAAAAGCGUGACACAACCACUACCACGUGGAGCAUUGUGUCAGCAACUGUUGCCAGAACAACUAUCAAAGCAACAAAGCUUAAAACAGGUUCUGAAUACCAGUUCAGGAUUUCUGCUGAAAACAGAUAUGGGAAGAGCGCUCCUUUGGAUUCUAAACCAGUUGUUGUGCAAUACCCUUACAAGGUGCCUGGGCCACCUGGAACCCCAUUUGUAACAGCAGCUUCCAAGGACCAUAUGAUCGUAGAAUGGCAUGAACCAGUUAAUGAUGGAGGAAGCAAAGUUCUAGGCUACCAUCUUGAACGUAAAGAUAAGAAUAGCAUUCUUUGGACAAAACAAAACAAGUCACUCAUUGCAGAUACCAAAUAUAAAACAGAUGGCCUUGAAGAAGGUCUUGAAUAUGAAUUCAGAGUUUCUGCUGAAAAUAUUGUUGGCAUUGGCAAAGUCAGCAAAGUAUCAGAAUUGUAUGUUGCCCGAGAUCCUUGUGACCCACCUGGCUGCCCAGAGGCUAUUGUUGUUACAAGAAAUAAUAUCACACUGAAAUGGAAAAAACCAGAGUAUGAUGGUGGAAGCAAAAUAACAGGAUAUAUUGUAGAAAAGAAAGAGCUACCAGAUGGUCGCUGGAUGAAAGCCAGCUUUACAAAUGUGUUGGAAACAGAAUUUACAGUAAGUGGUCUUGUUGAAGACCAACGAUAUGAAUUUAGAGUAAUUGCAAGAAAUGCAGCAGGUUGCUUGAGUGAACCAUCUGAAAGUACAGGGCCCAUUACUGCCAGAGAUGAAAUUGAGGCACCAGGGGCUUCACUGGAUCCUAAAUACAAAGAUGUCAUUGUUGUUCAUGCUGGAGAAACCUUUGUUCUUGAAGCUGAUAUCCAUGGCAAACCUAUUCCUGACAUUACAUGGUCAAAAGAUGGUAAAGACCUUGAAGAAGCAACCGCAAGAAUGGAAAUCAAAUCUACCAUUCAGAAAACAAUUCUUACCGUCAAAGACUGUAUAAGAGUAGAUGGAGGUCACUAUACUCUUAACCUCAAAAACGUUGGUGGCACAAAAUCCAUACCAAUCACUGUUAAAGUGCUUGACAGACCAGGACCUCCAGAAGGACCUUUGAAGGUUACAGGUGUCACUGCAGAAAAAUGCUACUUGGCAUGGGCACCACCUUUACAUGAUGGCGGUUCUAGUAUCUCACAUUAUAUCAUUGAGAAGAGAGAGACAAGCAGGCUUUCAUGGACACAAGUAGCAACAGAAGUGCAGGCUCUUAACCACAAAGUAACCAGACUCCUUGCUGGCAAUGAGUACAUUUUCCGUGUAAUGGCAGUGAACAAAUACGGAAUUGGAGAACCCUUGGAAUCUGAGCCAAUUGUGGCUCGUAAUCCAUACAAACCCCCUGGUCCUCCUUCAACACCUGAAGUUUCAGCAAUCACAAAAGAUUCAAUGGUGGUAACGUGGGGUCGUCCAGAAGACAAUGGGGGAGCUGAAAUUGAAGGUUACAUACUUGAAAAACGAGACAAAGAUGGUAUCCGGUGGACCAAAUGCAAUAAGAAAAGGCUGACGGACUUGCGAUUCAGAGUAACAGGUCUUACUGAUGGGCAUUUCUAUGAAUUUAGAGUUUCUGCUGAAAAUGCUGCAGGGGUAGGGGAACCCAGUGAGCCAUCCAUUUUCUAUCGAGCUUGUGAUGUAUUAUAUCCACCAGGUCCACCAAGCAAUCCGAAGGUUACAGACACUUCCAGGUCAUCAGUUUCCCUUGCCUGGAGUAAGCCUAUAUAUGACGGUGGUGCUCCAGUUAAGGGAUAUGUAGUAGAAGUAAAAGAAGCUGCCGCUGAUGAAUGGACUACCUGCACCCCACCAACAGGCCUACAAGCAAAACAGUUCACUGUAACAAAACUUAAAGAGAACCAGGAGUAUAACGUCCGCAUCUGUGCCAUCAACUCAGAAGGAGUAGGAGAACCUGCUACUAUACCUGGUACAGUCAUAGCAGCAGACAAGAUUGAACCUCCUGAAAUUGAACUUGAUGCAGAUCUCAGAAAAGUAGUCACUGUACGUGCUAGUGGUACAUUACGCCUGUUUGUCACCAUCAAAGGAAGACCAGAACCUGAAGUUAAAUGGGAGAAAGCAGAAGGAAGAAUUAGCGAGCGAGCUCAGAUUGAAGUCACCAGUUCCUAUACAAUGCUGAUCAUUGACAAUGUGAAUAGGUUUGAUAGUGGUAGGUACAAUCUUACUUUAGAGAACAACAGUGGAAAAAAAUCAGCUUUCGUUAAUGUCAGGGUGCUUGAUACACCUAGUGCUCCUAUAAACCUGACAAUCAGAGAAGUGAAGAAAGAUUUUGUAACAUUAGCCUGGGAACCACCACUUAUUGAUGGUGGAGCUAAAAUUACCAACUAUGUAGUUGAAAAGCGAGAAUCCACAAGAAAGGCAUAUGCCACUGUUACAAACAACUGCAUUAAGAAUUCCUUCAAAGUUACCCAACUACAAGAAGGAUGUAGUUAUUACUUCCGUGUUCUAGCAGUAAAUGAAUAUGGGGUUGGUCUACCAGCAGAAACACCGGACCCAGUUAAGGUUUCUGAACCACCUUCGCCACCUGCGAAGGUCAUUCUUGUUGAUGUGACUCGCAAUUCUGCUUCAAUUAAAUGGGAAAAACCAGAGAGCGAUGGUGGUAGUAAAAUCACUGGUUAUAUAGUAGAAAUGCAAACUAAAGGAAGUAUAAAAUGGAGUGCAUGUACACAGGUGAAAACCUUAGAAGCAACAAUAACAGGCUUAAGUAUGGGAGAAGAGUACAGUUUCAGAGUGAUUGCUGUUAAUGAAAAAGGAAAAAGUGAUCCAAGAGAGCUUGGUGUCCCAGUCAUUGCAAAAGAUAUUGAAAUCCAGCCAUCUGCUGAGCUCCUUUUCAAUACAUUCACUGUGAAAGCUGGAGAUGAUCUUAAGAUUGAUGUGCCAUUCAGAGGGCGACCUCUUCCAACUGUUAGCUGGAAGAAGGAUGGGAAUCCCUUGAAAGAGACAACCAGAGUAAAUAUUCAUACUUCAAAGACUUCAACUUCACUGUCCAUCAAGGAAGCUUCAAAUGAAGAUUUGGGACAUUAUGAAUUACAUCUUUCAAAUACUGCUGGAUCAACAACAGCUUCUUUAACUGUAGUUGUCCUUGACAGACCAGGACCACCAACUGACGUGCAUAUUGACGAAGUUAGUGCUGAUAGUGUAACUCUGUCUUGGAAAGCUCCAGUAUAUGAUGGUGGGUGCCAUAUUAGCAAUUAUGUUGUGGAGAAGCGAGAAACCACCACAACGACGUGGAGUGUAGUAUCUGCAGCAGUUGCAAGAACAUCAAUUAAAGUAUCUCAACUCACCACUGGGUCUGAAUAUCAGUUCCGUAUUUGUGCAGAAAACCGCUAUGGGAAAAGCACUUACACGAAUUCUUCUUCUGUUGUGGCAGAGUAUCCAUUUAAGCCUCCAGGACCACCAGGAACUCCUCAUGUGGCACAUGCAACUAAAGCUUUCAUGAUUGUAACUUGGCAGGUACCAGUUAAUGAUGGAGGUAGCAGAGUACUAGGAUAUCACUUGGAGCGUAAAGAAAGAAGCAGCAUUCUUUGGACAAAAGUCAACAAAAGCCUUAUAUCUGAUACACAAAUGAAAGUUACAGGACUUGAUGAAGGGCUGCUGUAUGAAUAUCGUGUUUACGCUGAAAACAUUGCUGGAAUAGGCAAAUGCAGUAAGUCAUGUGAGCCAGUUGCUGCAAGAGAUCCAUGUGAUCCUCCUGGUCAACCAGAAGUUACUAAUAUUACAAGAACAUCUGUCUCACUGAAAUGGACUAAACCAGAAUAUGAUGGUGGGGCUAAAGUAACAGGUUAUAUUAUUGAACGCAGAGAGAUACCAGACGGUCGGUGGCUGAAAUGUAAUUUUACUAAUGUACAAGAAACAUAUUUUGAUGUAGGUGGACUUUCAGAAGACCAGAGAUACGAAUUCCAUGUGAUUGCAAAGAAUGCUGCUGGACUUUUCAGUCAGCCAUCUGAAUCAACUGGACCUGUGACUGUAAAAGAUGAUGUGGAGGCUCCAAGAAUUAUGAUGGAUGCCAAAUUCAGGGAUGUUGUAGUUGUGAAAGCUGGAGAAGUGUUUAAGGUCAAUGCUGAUGUUGCAGGAAGGCCAAUACCGGUGAUUUCGUGGACAAAAGAUGGCAAGGAGCUUGAAGGAAAAGCUAGAGUUGAAAUAGCCUCAACAGAUUACACUACUGCAAUAACCAUUAAGGACUGUAUCCGAGGUGAUUCAGGACAGUAUUUACUAACAUUACAAAAUGUUGCAGGAACAAAAUCUUUGGCAAUUAACUGCAAAGUGCUUGAUAGACCUGGCCCACCUGCAGGCCCAUUAGAAACACAUGGCCUUACUGCUGAAAAGUGCCACUUAUCAUGGGGACCCCCUCAAGAAAAUGGUGGUGCAGAUAUUGAUUAUUAUAUUGUAGAAAAACGUGAGACCAGCAGACUUGCAUGGACCCUUUGUGAAGGAGAGCUUAGAACAACAUCCUGUAAAGUGACGAAACUACUGAAGGGUAAUGAGUAUAUUUUCAGAGUGAUGGGAGUUAACAAAUAUGGUGUUGGUGAGCCUCUGGAAAGUGUUGCUGUCAAAGCCCUAGACCCAUUUACAGUUCCAAGUCCACCUACAUCUCUAGAGAUCACCAGUGUGAGCAAAGAUUCAAUAACUCUGUGUUGGGCAAGACCUGAGUCUGAUGGAGGAAAUGAGAUCUCUGGCUAUGUAAUUGAAAGACGUGAGAAAACUAGCUUAAGAUGGAUUCGUGUAAACAAAAAGCCAGUUUAUGAUUUAAGAGUGAAAUCAUCUGGUCUCCGCGAAGGAUGUGAAUAUGAAUUCCGGGUUUAUGCAGAAAAUGCUGCUGGCCUCAGUCUUCCAAGUGAAACCACACCAUUGAUUAAGGCAGAAGAUCCAAUCUUCUUGCCGUCUCCCCCAUCUAAGCCUAAGAUUAUGGAUUCUACAAGGUCAAAUAUCACAAUCGGGUGGACAAAGCCGCUGUUUGAUGGAGGUGCUCCAGUAACAGGAUACACAGUUGAAUACAAGAAAACUGAUGAAACUGAUUGGACCACUGCUGUUCAGAACUUAAGAGGCACAGAAUACACUGUAUCUGGAUUAGUGUCAGGCUCUGAGUACGUCUUUAGAGUGAAAUCCAGUAACAAAAUUGGUGUCAGUGAACCAAGUGAUGUCUCAGAACCUCAGCUGGCAAAAGAAAGAGAAGAAGAACCUGCCUUUGAUAUUGACAGUGAAAUGCGGAAGACUUUGAUUGUAAAGGCUGGUGGAUCAUUCACAAUGACUGUUCCUUUCAGAGGCAAACCAGUCCCAAAUGUAACAUGGAACAAACCGGACACUGAUCUCCGUAUACGAGCAAGCAUUGAUACUUCAGAUAGUUGCACAUCUCUUACUAUUGAAAAAGCAACAAGAAAUGAUUCUGGAAAAUACACCUUAACAUUGCAAAACAUCCUGAACACUGCUACCUUGACUUUAAUUGUCAAAGUUCUUGAUACUCCUGGCCCACCAUCUAAUAUUGCAGUAAAAGAAGUAACUAAAGAAUCUGCUGUGUUAUCUUGGGAUGUUCCUGAAAAUGAUGGUGGAGCACCUGUGAGGAACUAUGUUAUUGAAAAACGAGAAGCUAGCAAAAAAGCGUGGGUCACUGUGACAAACAAUUGUCAUCGCCUGUCCUACAAAGUGACUGGCUUGCAAGAAGGUGCCAUUUACUACUUCCGGGUUUCUGGAGAAAAUGAGUAUGGUGUUGGAGCGCCUUCUGAGACCAAGGAAGGCACAAAAAUAACAGAAAAACCCAGCCCACCAGAAAAACUUGGAGUAACAAAUGUCACAAAGGACAGUGUUUCUCUUUCAUGGCUAAAACCAGAACAUGAUGGUGGAAGCAGAAUUGUGAGCUAUCUUGUUGAAGGUCUUGAGAAAGGACAGCAAAAAUGGGUUAAGUUUGCAGUUGUAAAGACAAAUCAUCAUGUUGUUCGUGGUCUUAAGGAGAAUGUUGACUAUUUCUUCAGAGUGUCUGCAGAAAACCAAGCUGGUUUAAGUGAUCCUAAGGAACUAUUGGUCCCUGUUACAGUUAAAGAACAAUUAGAAUCCCCUGAGAUUGACAUGAAGGGCUUCCCUCAUAACACUGUAUAUAUUCGAGCAGGAUCAAACCUGAAAGUUGAAAUUCCAGUUUCUGGAAAACCAGUGCCAAAGGUGACAUUGUCUAGAGAUGGUGCUCCACUGAAACCUACCAUGAGAUUUCACACAGAAACCACUGCAGAAAGUCUCAUCAUUAACCUUAAAGAAAGUGUGGCUGCUGAUGCUGGAAGAUAUGACAUUACUGCUGCCAACUCAAGUGGCACCACAAAAUCAUUUGUUAAUAUUGUUGUGUUGGAUAGACCAGGUCCUCCUGUUGGUCCUGUUGUCCUUAGCGAUAUCACUGAAGAGAGCGUAAUACUCAGAUGGCAGCCUCCAGCUUAUGAUGGUGGUAGUCAAGUUACCAACUAUAUUGUACUGAAAAGAGAAACAAGUACUGCUGCUUGGUCUGAGGUGUCUGCAACUGUUGCUAGAACUGUUAUUAAAGUUAUGAAGCUCACAACAGGAGAAGAAUACCAAUUCCGCAUCAAAGCUGAGAACCGCUUUGGCAUCAGUGAUCACAUAGACUCAAAAUGUGUGGUUGUUAAGCUUCCUUACACUACCCCUGGACCUCCUUCCACACCAUGGGUCACAAACGUAACCCGAGAGAGUAUUACUGUUGGAUGGCAUGAACCAGUCACUAAUGGUGGCAGUGCAGUCACUGGAUACCACCUGGAAAUGAAAGACAGGAAUAGCAUAUUAUGGCAGAAGGCUAAUAAGACUCUCAUUCGCACAACCCACUUCAAAGUCACCACAAUCAGUGCUGGCCUUAUCUAUGAAUUUAGGGUUUAUGCAGAAAAUGCAGCUGGCAUUGGAAAAGCAAGCCAUGCUUCUGAUCCAGUCCUUGCAAUUGAUGCUUGUGAACCACCAAGAAAUGUUCGUGUCUCAGAUAUUUCGAAGACUGCUAUCACUCUAACAUGGCAGAAGCCAGCAUUUGAUGGUGGUAGCAAGAUCACUGGAUACAUCGUAGAAAAACGUGAUCUUCCAGAUGGCAGAUGGACAAAAGCUAGCUUCACCAAUGUUAUUGAGACUCAUUUCACAAUAUCUGGUCUGACACAGAAUUCCCGGUAUGAAUUCCGGAUCUUUGCUAAGAAUGCGAUUGGUUCCAUUAGUAACCCCUCAGAUGUUGUGGGUCCUAUCACAUGUGUGGAUACAUACGGUGCACCUGAAAUCGAUGUGCCACCAGAAUAUACAGAAGUGGUGAAAUAUAAAGCAGGAACUUCAGUUAAGUUAAAACUAGGCAUCUCAGGCAAGCCUAUACCCACAAUUGAAUGGUUCAAAAAUAACAAUGAGGUACAAACCAGUGCACUAGUGUCUAUUGAAAACACAACAGAAUUUGCUUCUAUACUUAUCAAGGAUGCAACUCGGCUGAACAGUGGCACCUAUGAAUUAAAAUUGAAGAAUGCCAUGGGUUCGGCAUCAGCCCAUGUUAGACUACAGAUACUUGACAAGCCAGGACCCCCAAGUGGACCUAUACAGUUUAAGACAGUCACUGCUGAAAAGAUUACAAUAAUAUGGAACCCGCCAGUGGAUGAUGGUGGUGCACCUGUAACACACUAUGUUGUUGAAAAACGAGAGACAAGUCGGGUUGUAUGGUCUUUAAUUUCUGAAAAACUGGAGGGGUGUAUCAUAACUACAACAAAACUUAUCAAAGGAAAUGAAUAUGUGUUCCGUGUCCGUGGUGUAAACAAGUUUGGAGUUGGUGAUCCACUGGAGUCUGAGCCUGUUAUAGCUAAAAAUUCAUUUGUUACACCUGGACCACCUAGUGUGCCAGAAGUCACAAUGAUAACCAAAAAUUCUAUGACCGUUGUCUGGAAUAGGCCUACCGUUGAUGGAGGCAGUGAAAUAUCAGGAUAUUUUCUUGAGAAGCGUGACAAGAAGAGUCUGAGUUGGUUCAAGGUUACUAAAGAAACCAUUCGGGACACCAGACAAAAAGUAACAGGCCUGACUGAAAACAGUGAAUAUCAUUUCCGAGUUUGUGCUGUCAAUGCUGCUGGACAAGGGCCGUUCUCUGAAGCUUCUGACUUCUACAAAGCUGCAGAUCCUGUUGAUAAGCCAGGCUCACCAACAAAGCUGAAGGUUGUGGAUACAACCAAGACAUCUGUCACCCUUGGCUGGGUUAAACCUGCUUAUGAUGGAGGAAGUCCAAUUACCAGCUAUGUGGUGGAGAAAAGAGAAGGUGAAGAGCAAGAAUGGACUGUAGUCAGUACUAAGGGAGAAGUGAGAACAACUGAGUACGUUGUAUCCCACCUUCAGCCAAGUGUUAAUUAUUAUUUCCGCGUGUCUGCUAUAAAUUGUGCUGGACAAGGAGAGCCUAUUGAAAUGAUGGAACCUGUUCAAGCUAAAGAUAUUCUCGUGGCAUCAGAGAUUGAUCUGGAUGUUGCUCUCCAGACCUCUAUUAUUGCUAAAGCAGGUGAAGAUGUGCAAACAAUGAUUCCAUUCAAAGGCAGACCUCCUCCAACAGUCACAUGGAGAAAGGGUGACAAGAAUCUUGGGAUCGAUGAAAGAUAUAUCAUCCAGAACACAGAAUCAUCUACGCUACUUACUAUUCCUCAAGUUACCCGAAAUGAUACAGGAAAAUAUGUUCUUACAAUAGAAAAUGGAGUUGGAGAAGCAAAAUCCACAUUUGUUAAUGUAAAAGUACUUGACACGCCAUCAGCCUGCCAGAAGCUGCAGCUUAAGCAUGUUUCUCGUGGCACAGUUACACUGGUAUGGGAACCACCUCUCAUCAAUGGUGGUUCUGAAAUAACAAAUUAUGUUGUUGAAAAAAGAGAUGCUACAAAGAGGGCCUGGUCAACUGUAACAACAAAGUGUUCUCAUACUACCUUUAAGCUAACUAACCUGUCAGAGAAGACUGCAUUCUUCUUCCGUGUUCUUGCUGAAAAUGAAAUUGGACUGGGUGAACCUUGUGAGACAUCUGAACCAGUGAAAGCUGCAGACAUACCUGGACCAGUAAAAGACCUAGCCAUGAAAGAUUCUACAAAGACUUCUGUUAAAUUGCAGUGGAGCAAACCUGACUAUGAUGGUGGUAGCAUUAUAUCAGACUAUGUUAUUGAAAAGAAACUGCAGGAAGAAAAAGAAUGGACAUAUGCAGGCACAAGCAAAAGCUGUGAAUUUGAAGUUGAAAAACUUAAGGAGCUCUCUGUCAUGGAAUUCAAGGUCUUUGCUAGAAAUGAAAAAGGCAAAAGUGACGGUGUUACUGUUGGACCCAUUACAGUGAAAGAACAUAUAAUACCACCUGAAGCUGAUCUUUCUGAUAUUCCUGGAGGUCAAGUUUCAGUGAGAAUUGGACAUAACCUGCUUAUUGAAUUGUCCUAUAAAGGUAAACCUAAGCCAUCAAUGAGCUGGCUGAAAGACAACCUCCCUCUUAAAGAAACUGAACAUCUUCGUUUCAAGAAAACUGAAAACAAAAUAAGCUUAAGCAUCAAGAAUGCGAAAAAGGAGCAUGGUGGCAAAUAUACUUUAAUUCUUGACAAUGUAGUCUGCAGAAAAACAUUCACAAUCACUGUCAUUACUCUUGGGCCUCCAUCUAAGCCAAAAGCACCUUUAAGACUAGAUGAAAUCAAAGCAGAUAGUGUAGUUUUGUCAUGGGAAGCUCCUGAUGAUGAUGGUGGAGGAGAAAUUACUGGCUACAGUAUUGAGAAGAGAGAAACUUCACAAAUGAACUGGAAAUUGGUGUGUUCAAGUGCUGCAAGAACAACCUUCAAAGUACCAAACCUUGUUAAAGACACUGAAUAUCAGUUUAGAGUUCGUGCAGAAAACAGAUAUGGAGUGAGUCCACCUCUUGUCUCAGCAGAUGUUGUGGCAAAGCAUCAGUUUAGACCACCAGGUGCCCCAGGCAAGCCUGUUGUAUACAACAUAACCGCUGAUGGAAUGACCAUAUCUUGGGAUGCUCCUGUUUAUGAUGGUGGCUCAGAGAUUAUUGGAUACCAUGUUGAAAAGAAGGAAAGAAACAGUAUUUUGUGGCAAAAGGUUAAUGUUGCAUUAAUAUCUAGCAGAGAAUACAGGAUUACUGGACUGCUUGAGGGCCUGGAUUACCAGUUCCAAGUAUAUGCUGAAAAUGCUGCAGGUCUAAGCCGAGCUAGUGAGCCAAGCAAAUUUACUUUGGCAGUCUCUCCAGUGGACCCACCUGGUACUCCUGAUUACAUUGACGUCACCAGGGAAACAGUCACCCUUAAAUGGACCCCACCGCUACGCGAUGGAGGCAGUAAGAUUGUGGCUUACAGCAUUGAGAAACGGCAAGGAAGUGAAGACCGUUGGCUCAGAUGUAACUUUACUGAUGUCAGUGAAUGCCAAUAUACAGUUACAGGACUCAGUUCAGGUGACCGAUAUGAAUUCAGAGUGCUUGCAAGAAACGCUGUUGGUACAAUCAGCCCGCCUUCACAGUCUUCAGGCUAUAUCAUGACCAGAGAUGAAAACAUUGCUCCAACAAUUGAAUUUGGCCCUGAGCACUUUGAAGGCCUUACUGUUAAAGCUGGAGAGAGCAUUAGACUUAAAGCUCUAAUCAAAGGACGUCCAGUACCUAAAGUGACAUGGUUUAAAGAUGGUAAGGAGAUUGAGAAAAUAAUGAAUAUAGAAAUAACUACAGCUAUUGGAUAUAGCACAAUCUUCAUCAGAGAUGCUAUCCGGGAACAUCGUGGAGUGUACACAGUAGAAGCCAAAAAUGCAUCAGGCACUAAACGAGAAGAUAUUACCAUCAGAGUACAAGACACACCAGGAAAAGUUGGUGGACCAAUACGAUUCACAAACAUUACUGGAGAGAAAGUCACGUUAUGGUGGGAGCCUCCAGCUAAUGAUGGUUGCGCUUCUAUCUCCCACUACAUAAUUGAAAAACGUGAAACUAGCAGGAUUGCUUGGGCAUUAGUUGAAGAUAAAUGUGAAGCUUGCAGCUACACAGCACUUAAAUUAAUUAAAGGAAAUGAGUACCAGUUCCGUGUCUCUGCAGUGAACAAAUUUGGAGUUGGCAGACCAUUGGAGUCUGAUCCAGUUACUGCACAAAUACCUUAUACUAUCCCUGAUGCACCAGGAACUCCAGAGCCUACCAACGUAACAGGAGAUAGUAUCACACUCACUUGGACAAGACCAGCAUCAGAUGGCGGAAGCGAGAUAAAUGAGUAUAUUCUAGAAAGGAGAGAAAAGAAGAGCAUGCGCUGGGUUAAAGUAUCCAGUAAGAGGCCUAUUACUGAGAACAGAUACAGAGUAACAGGCCUAAUGGAAGGCAAUGAGUACGAGUUCCAUGUCAUGGCUGAAAACGCUGCAGGAGUUGGACCUCCAAGUGAUGUUUCAAAACUGGUUAAAUGUAGAGAACCAGUCAGCCCACCAAGUGCUCCUAAUGUUGUCAAGGUGACAGAUACAUCAAAGACUAGUAUAAGCUUGGAGUGGACCAAGCCAGUAUUUGAUGGAGGCAUGGAAAUAAUUGGAUAUAUCAUUGAGAUGUGCAAAGCUGAUCUCGAAUCAUGGCAGAAGGUCAAUGCAGAGACUGUUCUUGCUACUAAAUAUACUGUCAUUGAUUUGGAGGCAGGAGAACACUAUAAAUUCAGAGUUAGUGCUGUCAAUGGUGCUGGCAAAGGAGAAAGUUGUGAAAUUCCUGCUUCGGUCCAAACUGUGGACAGGCUUUCUGCACCUGAAAUUGAUAUUGAUGCAAACUUCAAGCAGACUCAUAUUGUAAGAGCAGGUGCAAGCAUUCGUCUAUUUAUUGCCUUCUCUGGAAGACCUGUUCCUACUGCUGUGUGGUCCAAAGCAGAUGCUAAUCUCAGCUUGCGUGCUGACAUUCAAACAACUGAUUCAUUCAGUACAUUGACUGUGGAGGAAUGCAAUAGAAAUGAUUCUGGCAAGUAUGUCUUUACUGUGGAAAACAACAGUGGAAGUAAGUCUAUUACAUUUACUGUCAAGGUUUUGGACACACCUGGUCCACCUGGUCCUAUUACGUUUAAAGAUGUGACUCGAGGAUCUAUAACUUUAAUGUGGGAUGCUCCUGUUCUGGAUGGAGGUUCACGUAUCCAUCACUACAUUGUGGAAAAACGAGAAGCAAGCCGUCGUAGCUGGCAAGUGGUGAGUUCAAAAUGCACUCGACAAAUCUUUAAGGUCACCGAUCUGUCAGAAGGCGUGCCAUAUUUCUACCGAGUGUCAGCAGAAAAUGAAUACGGUGUAGGUGAACCCUGUGAAUUAACAGAACCAGUUGUAGCCACAGAAGAACCUGCUCCACCUAAGAGACUAGAUAUUGUUGAUACAACCAAAUCUUCUGUAGUUUUAGCUUGGCUUAAACCUGAUCAUGAUGGUGGUAGCCGUGUUACUGGAUACCUUCUCGAAAUGAAACAAAAAGGAUCUGACUCAUGGAUUGCAGCUGGGCAAACUAAACAACUUACUUUCACUGUUGAAGGCCUUGUGGAGAACACUGAAUAUGAGUUCCGGGUCAAGGCAAGAAAUGAUGCUGGCUACAGUGCACCGAGAGAAGCUUUCUCUUCUGUUAUUAUUAAGGAGCCACAGAUUGAACCAACAGCAGAUCUCAGUGAAAUAAGCAGACAGCUCAUAACAUGCAAGGCUGGAAGCACCUUUACUAUUGACAUACCCAUCAGUGGGCGCCCAGCUCCAAAAGUGACAUGGAAACUUGAGGAGAUGCGGCUGAAGGAAACUGAGAGAGUGACUAUCAAGACAACAAAAGACAGAACCACACUGACUGUAAAGGACAGUAUGAGAGGUGACUCUGGUAAAUACUACCUCACACUUGAAAACACUGCUGGUGUGAAAACAUUCGCUGUCACAGUGGUAGUCAUAGGAAGGCCAGGUCCCGUCACUGGCCCAAUUGAAAUAUCAUCUGUCUCUGCUGAAUCCUGUGUGUUGACCUGGAAAGAACCUGAAGAUGAUGGUGGCAGUGAGAUUACAAACUACAUUGUAGAAAAACGUGAAUCUGGCACAACAGCAUGGCAGCUGGUAAAUUCCAGUGUGAAGCGUACACAAGUCAAAGUCGCUCAUCUCACAAAAUACCAGGAGUACAGUUUUCGAGUAAGCUCAGAAAACAGAUUUGGUGUUAGCAAACCCCUUGAAUCAAAAACGAUAGUUGCUGAGCAUCCAUUCGUCCCACCAAGCCCACCUUCUAGGCCAGAAGUCUAUUCUGUGUCUGCAACUGCCAUGGCCAUUCGCUGGGAGGAGCCCUAUCAUGAUGGUGGCAGCAAAGUCAUUGGAUAUUGGGUUGAAAAGAAGGAACGCAACACUAUCCUUUGGGUGAAGGAGAACAAAGUGCCAUGCUGUGAAUGCAACUACAAAGUCAUGGGAUUGGUGGAAGGCCUAGAAUAUCAAUUCAGAACAUAUGCUUUAAAUGCUGCAGGUGUUAGCAAAGCUAGUGAAGCUUCUAGACCUGUAGUGGCUCAAAAUCCAGUUGAUCCACCAGGGAGACCAGAAGUAACAGACGUCACCAGAUCUACAGUGUCACUGAGCUGGUCAGCACCCCUUUAUGAUGGUGGAAGCAAAAUUAUCGGAUAUAUUAUAGAGCGCAAACCAUAUAAUGAAUCUGGUGAUGGACGCUGGCUGAAAUGCAAUUAUACCAUUGUCUCAGAAAACUCUUUUACGGUGACAGCUCUUAGUGAAGAUGAAGCAUACGAAUUCCGUGUACUAGCAAAGAAUGCUGCUGGUGUGAUUAGCAAAGGAUCUGAAUCGACUGGUGCUGUCAUUUGCAGAGAUGAAUACUCACCACCAAAGGCUGAACUUGAUGCCAGACUGCAGGGAGAAGUUGUGACCAUCAGGGCUGGAUCAGAUCUUGUUCUCGAUGCAGCCAUUGGUGGGAAACCAGAACCAAAAGUCUUCUGGUCCAAAGGUGAUAGGGAAUUGGAUCUAUGUGAAAAGAUAUCUCUGCAAUAUACCAGCAAACGAGCCAUCGCAAUUAUCAAGUUCUGUGACAGAAGUGACAGUGGAAAAUAUACUCUAACAGUUAAAAAUGCCAGUGGGAUGAAACAAAUUUCUGUAAUUGUUAAAGUGCUUGAUUCACCAGGGCCAUGCGCAGGCAAAAUCACAGUUAGCAGAGUAACAGAAGAGAAAUGUACUCUGGCAUGGAACAUUCCUGAGGAAGACGGAGGAGCACAAAUCACUCACUAUAUUGUAGAAAGGCGUGAAACCAGCAGACUUCAUUGGGUUAUUGUUGAGGCUGAAUGCCAGACUUUAUCAUAUGUGGUAACAAAACUUAUUAAAAAUAAUGAAUACAUCUUCCGUGUGAGAGCUGUCAAUAAAUAUGGACCAGGUGUUCCACUUGAAACAGAACCUGUGAUUGCCAGGAAUGCUUUCACUAUCCCAUCACAGCCUGGUGCUCCUGAAGAAGUGAGUGUUGGCAAAGAACAUAUCAUUAUUCAGUGGACAAAACCAGAAUCUGAUGGUGGCAAUGAGAUUAAGGACUAUCUUGUCGACAAACGUGAAAGGAAAAGUCUGCGCUGGACACGGGUGAACAGAGAUUACACAGUUUAUGAUACCAGACUGAAAGUCACGGGUCUUAUGGAAGGCAGCCAGUACCAGUUCCGUGUCACUGCAGUGAAUGCUGCUGGGAACAGUGAGCCUAGUGAAGCUUCGCAAUACAUGCUAUGUAAAGAACCAUCGUAUACUCCUGCACAACCUUCAGCUCCAAGAGUCGUGGAUACUACUAAGCACAGCAUAAGUUUAGCAUGGUCAAAGCCCACAUAUGACGGUGGUGCUGACAUCUUAGGCUAUGUUCUUGAAAUGAAAGAAGAAGGUACUGAACAGUGGUAUCGACCACAUACAACUGCCACUCUGAGGAAUGCUGAGUUCACUGUGACUGGUCUUAAAACAAGCCAGAAAUACCAAUUUAGAGUUGCUGCUACAAAUGUGAAUGGUAUGAGUGAAUUCAGUGAAUCAUCAGCAGAAAUAGAACCUGUGGAAAGAAUAGAAAUACCUGAACUUGAACUUGCUGAGGACCUGAAGAAGACAGUCACAGUCAGAGCUGGUGGUUCCCUGCGCCUAAUGGUCUCUGUAUCUGGCAGACCUGCUCCUGUAAUCACAUGGAGCAAGCAGGGUGUUGACCUUGUAAGUCGAGCUAUUAUUGAUACUACAGACAGCUACACUCUUCUUGUUGUGGAUAAAGUUAAUCGGUAUGAUGCUGGAAAGUACGUCAUUGAGGCUGAAAAUCAAUCAGGAAAAAAAUCUGCAACUAUUUCUGUAAGAGUGUAUGAUACACCUGGUCCGCCAGCUUCAGUGAGAAUUAAAGAAGUAUCAAAAGAUUCUGUGACACUUACUUGGGAUAUUCCAACCAUUGAUGGUGGAGCCCCAGUCAACAAUUACAUAAUUGAGAAACGUGAAGCUUCCAUGAGAGCUUACAAGACUGUCACUACCAAAUGCAGCAAGACAUUUUAUAGAGUUACUGGACUUCUAGAAGGAGCUUUGUAUUAUUUCAGAGUACUACCAGAAAAUAUUUAUGGCAUUGGUGAACCUUGUGAAACAUCUGAUGCAGUACUAGUAUCCGAUGUCCCCAUGGUACCACAAAAACUUGAAGUGAUUGACACCACUAAAUCAACUGUUACUCUUGCAUGGGAGAAACCAUCCCAUGAUGGUGGCAGCAGGUUGACUGGCUAUGUUAUUGAGGCCAGCAAAGCUGGAACAGAAAGAUGGUUGAAGGUAGUGACACUGAAGCCUACUGUCUACGAGCAUACAAUUAUCUCUCUCAAUGAAGGUGAACAGUAUUUGUUCAGGGUCAGAGCACAGAAUCAGAAGGGAGUGUCAGAACCACGAGAGAUUGUCACAGCAGUGACAGUACAAGACCAAAAAGUUCUACCAACAAUUGACUUCUCUGGAAUACCUCAGAAGACAAUUCAUGUACCUGCUGGCAAGCCCAUUGAAUUAGCUAUUCCAAUUGAAGGACGACCACCUCCAGCUGCAUCUUGGUUCUUUGCUGGUUCUAAAUUAAAAGAAUCAGAACGCAUCAAAGUGGAGACUGCUGCAAAAAUGACUAAAUUAACUGUGCGUGAGACCACCAUACAUGACACUGGAGAGUAUACACUUGAACUAAAGAACACAACUGGAACAGUUACAGAUACGAUAAAGGUUAUAAUCCUCGACAAACCUGGACCACCUGUUGGACCUAUCCGAAUUGAUGAAGUUGAUGCAAAUUAUGUAACCAUUUCCUGGGAGCCACCUGAACUAGAUGGGGGAGCUACCCUGAGUGGCUAUGUGGUAGAGCAGCGUGAUGCUCACCGUCCUGGAUGGCUGCCAGUUUCAGAGUCAGUAACCAGGACAACGUUUAAGUUCACAAGACUUGUUGAAGGUGCAGAAUACGUGUUCCGCGUGGCUGCUACAAACCGCUUUGGAAUUGGAUCUUACCUGCAGUCUGAAAUUAUAGAAUGCAAGAGCAGAAUCCGUAUUCCUGGUCCUCCUGGCACUCCAGAAGUGUUUGAUAUCUCUAGAGAUGGCAUGACAUUAACUUGGUAUCCUCCAGAAGAUGAUGGUGACUCACAGAUUACUGGCUAUAUUGUGGAACGCAAAGAAGUUAGAGCAGAUAGAUGGAUCCGUGUAAAUAAAGUUCCAGUCACUAUGACUCGUUACCGCUCCACUGGCUUGGUUGAAGGAUUAGAAUACGAACACCGAGUCACUGCAAUCAAUGCCAGAGGCACUGGGAAACCCAGCCGUCCUUCUAAGUCUGCUGUUGCCAGAGAUCCAAUUGCUCCUCCAGGUAAACCACAGAAUCCAAGAGUAACUGAUACUACAAGAACAUCUGUCUCCCUGGCUUGGAGUCCACCAGAAGAUGAAGGUGGUUCUAAAGUUACUGGCUACUUAAUUGAGAUGCAGAAGGUUGAUCAAUUUGAAUGGACCAAAUGCAAUACCACACCAACCAAGAUUCGUGAAUACACCUUAACACAUUUACCUCAGGGUGCAGAGUACAGAUUCCGUGUACUAGCCUGUAAUGCUGGUGGACCAGGAGAACCUGCUGAUGUGCCAGGAACUGUCAAAAUAACAGAAAUGCUUGAAUAUCCUGACUAUGAACUUGAUGAAAAAUACCAGGAAGGUCUCAUGGUGAGACAAGGUGGAGUUAUCAGGCUUACAAUACCCAUUAAAGGUAAACCCAUCCCAAUAUGCAAAUGGACUAAAGAAGGACAUGACAUCAGCAAGAGGGCCAUGAUUGCGACUUCUGACACUCACACAGAACUUGUGAUCAAAGAUGCAGAAAGAGAAGACUCAGGCACCUAUGAUUUGGCACUUGAAAACAAGUGUGGCAAAAAAGCUGUGUAUAUUAAAGUCAGAGUGAUUGGCAUUCCAAAUCCACCAGAAGGGCCACUUGAGUAUGAUGAUAUACAAGCUCGUUCCGUCAGAGUUAGCUGGAGACCUCCCACAGAUGAUGGUGGUGCUGAUAUCCUAGGUUACAUUGUUGAGAGACGAGAAGUACCGAAGACUGCCUGGUACACUGUUGACUCUAGAGUGAAAGGGACAUCACUAGUGGUGAAAGGGCUAAAAGAAAAUGUGGAAUAUCACUUCCGUGUUUCUGCUGAAAACCAUUUUGGUAUUAGCAAAUCUCUCAAAUCUGAAGAACCAGCAGUGCCAAAGACACCUCUAAAUCCUCCAGAGCCUCCAAACAACCCACCUGAAGUGCUUGAUGUUACAAAGAGUUCUGUCAACUUGUCCUGGGCCAGACCUAAAGAUGAUGGUGGUUCCCGUGUAACUGGCUACUACAUUGAACGUAAAGAGACAUCUACAGAAAAAUGGGUCCGGCAUAAUAAAACACAGAUUACCACUACAAUGUACACAGUCACAGGACUUGUUCCAGAUGCUGAAUAUCAAUUCCGUAUCAUUGCUCAAAAUGACAUUGGUGAAAGUGAAGCAAGUCCUCCUUCUGAACCAGUUGUAUGCAAGGAUCCAUUUGACAAACCAAGCCAGCCUGGAGAAAUUGAGAUCACUUCUAUAUUAAAGGACAGCAUUACAUUAGAAUGGGAAAGACCUGAAAGUGAUGGUGGCAAAGAGAUCCUUGGCUAUUGGGUUGAAUAUCGCCAGUCUGGAGAAAGCACCUGGAAAAAAUGCAAUAAAGAACGCAUCAAGGACAGGCAGUUUACAGUAGGAGGUUUACUCGAGGCUACAGAAUAUGAGUUCCGUGUUUUUGCAGAAAAUCAGACUGGCCUCAGCAGACCUCGAAGGACUGCUAUGGCAGUGAAAACUAAAUUAACAUCUGGAGAAGCACCCGCCAUCAAAAAAGAAAUGCAGGAUGUUACAACUAAACUGGGUGAAGCAGCUCAGCUGACAUGCCAGAUUGUUGGGAGACCUUUGCCUGAUAUUAAAUGGUAUCGCUUUGGCAAAGAACUGGUGCAAAGCCGAAAAUACAAAAUGUCAUCUGAUGGUCGCAAUCAUACUCUGACAGUAAUGACAGAUGAACAGGAGGAUGAAGGUCUCUACACCUGUAUGGCUACUAAUGAUGUUGGGGAAAUUGAAACUAGUGGCAAGCUAUUAUUGCAGGCUCCUCCUCAGUUCCACCCUGGCUUCCCGUUGAAAGAGAAGUACUAUGCAGGUGCAGGUGGCACCCUCCGCCUUCAUGUUGUGUAUAUUGGCCGACCAGUACCAGCAAUAACUUGGUUCCACGGCAACAAACCUUUGAGAGGAUCAGAAACAGUUACUAUUGAGAACACAGAGCAUUAUACUCAUCUUGCGAUUAAGAAUGUCCAGCACAAGGCUCAUGCUGGGAAAUACAAAGUGCAACUCAGUAACACAUUUGGAACUGUUGACACAGUACUUAAUGUGGAAAUACAAGAUAAGCCAGAUAAACCAGUAGGGCCAAUUGUUAUAGAGUCUAUACUGAAGAAUUCUGUGGUGAUAAGCUGGCAACCACCGGAGGAUGAUGGAGGUGCUAUGAUAACCAGUUAUAUCAUAGAGAAACGUGAAGCCAAGGAAGGAGCAGAAUGGCAACUUGUAUCUUCAAGCAUUUCAGGCACAACCUGUAGAAUUAUUAACCUAACUGAAAAUGCAGGCUAUUAUUUCCGUGUUUCUGCUCAGAACACAUAUGGCAUUAGUGAAGCACUGGAGGUUUCAUCAGUUGUUGUUAUGAAGCCUCCAUUUGAAAAACCAGGACCACCAGGUCAGCCAGCAGUAAGUGCUGUCACAAAGGAUUCUUGUGUUGUCUCAUGGAAGCCACCUGCAAGUGAUGGCGGUGCAAAGAUUAGAACUUACUAUCUCGAGAAGCGUGAGAAAAAACAGAACAAGUGGAUUUCUGUUACAACAGAUGAAAUUCGUGAAACAGUCUAUUCUGUGAAAGACCUUAUUGAAGGUCUGGAAUACGAGUUCCGCGUCAAAUGUGAAAAUCUUGGCGGUGAAAGUGAGUGGAGUGAGGUAUCACAACCAGUCACUCCAAAAUCUGAUGUACCAAUUAAAGCUCCACAUUUCAAGGAAGAACUAAGGAAUUUAAAUGUGAAAUUCCAAGCUAAUGCCACAUUUGUCUGCAAAGUCACUGGUCAUCCUAAACCAAUUGUCAAGUGGUACAGACAGGGCAAAGAAAUCAUGCCAGAUGGUGAAAAGAUCAAGAUACAGGAAUUCAAGGGUGGAUAUCACCAGCUAGUUAUCACAAAUGUAACAGAUGAUGAUGCCACAGUAUAUCAAGUUAGAGCUACCAACCAAGGAGGAUCUGUGUCUGGGACUGCCUCUUUGGAUGUUGAAGUUCCUGCAAAGAUUCACUUGCCCAAAAAUCUGGAAGGCAUGGGAGCUGUUCAUGCCCUCCGAGGGGAAGUAGUGAGCAUCAAGAUUCCAUUCAGUGGCAAGCCAACCCCUGUGAUCACAUGGCAGAAGGGACAAGACCUCAUUGAUACUAAUGGACACUACCAAGUCAUUGUUACGCGAUCAUUCACAUCUCUUGUUUUCCCAAAUGGUGUUGACAGAAAAGAUGCAGGGUUUUACAUUGUUUGUGCCAAAAAUAGAUUUGGAAUCGACCAAAAAACAGUUGAAUUAGAUGUAGCUGAUGUGCCUGAUCCACCAAGAGGUUUGAAGGUAACUGACAUUUCAAGGGACUCGGUUAAUUUAACCUGGAAUGAACCAGCUACUGAUGGUGGAAGCAGAAUCAUAAACUACAUUAUUGAGAAACGUGCUACAACAGCAGAGCAAUGGAUUCGUGUUGCACAGGCUCGUGAUACACGGUACACAGUGGUGAACCUGUUUGGCAAAACCACCUACCAGUUCCGUGUAAUUGCAGAAAACAAGUUUGGCCAAAGCCAGCCUUCUGAACCUACUGAUCCAAUUAUAACAAAAGAAGAUAAGACCAGGGUAACGAACUAUGAUGAAGAAGUUGAUGAGACCAGGGAAGUCACCACAGAUAAAGCAGCUCACUAUUCUACAAAGGAACUCUAUAACAGAUACAUGAUUGCAGAAGAGCUUGGACGUGGGCAGUUUGGCAUUGUACACCGCUGUGUUGAAGCGGUUUCAAAGAAGACUUACCUGGCUAAGUUUGUCAAAGUAAAGGGUGCUGACCAAGUUUUGGUAAAGAAAGAAAUUUCCAUUCUUAACAUUGCUAGGCACCGAAAUAUCCUGUAUCUUCAUGAAUCAUUUGAGAGCCUAGAAGAAUUGGUCAUGAUCUUUGAAUUCAUUUCUGGAGUUGACAUCUUUGAAAGAAUCAGCACAGCUUCAUUUGAACUUAAUGAAAGAGAAAUAGUAAGUUAUGUACGCCAGGUCUGCGAUGCACUAGAAUUUUUGCAUCGCCAUACCAUUGGACAUUUUGAUAUUAAGCCAGACAACAUUAUUUAUGUCACAAGAAGAAGCUCUGCAGUUAAAAUUGUUGAAUUUGGUCAAGCCAGACAACUGAAGCCUGGAGACAGCUUUAGGCUCCAGUUCACCUCUCCUGAAUAUUAUGCACCUGAAGUACAUCAUCAUGAUUUAGUCAGUACAGCCACUGACAUGUGGUCAGUUGGUGCUCUAACAUACAUACUUCUCAGUGGCAUCAAUCCUUUCAUUGCUGAAACAAACCAACAAGUUAUUGAAAAUAUUCUGAAUGCUGAAUACAACUUUGAUGAUGAAGCAUUCAAAGACAUAAGCAUUGAGGCCAUGGACUUUAUCGAUCGCCUACUAGUAAAGGAAAGAAAAGCUCGGAUGACAGCUGCUGAAGCGCUUAAUCAUGUAUGGCUAAAACAGCAAACAGAAAAGACCAGCACUAAAGUCAUCAAGACCUUGAGGCACAGGCGUUACUACCAAACUCUAGUAAAGAAGGAGUGGAAUACAGUUGUUUCAGUAGCCCGUAUUUCCUGUGGAGGUGCAAUUAGAUCUCAGAAAGGCAUAACAGUGGCUAAAGUUAAAGUUGCACCAAUAGACAUUGGUCCCAGCACUGGGCAGAUAAAGCAUGCUGUUGUGGAAGAAGGAGGGCAUGCCAAAUAUGUAUGUAGGAUUGAAAAUUAUGAUCAGUCCACACAAGUCACAUGGUACUUUGGUAUGAGGCAAUUAGAAAGCAAUGAGAAAUAUGAAAUCAAAUAUGAAGAAGGUGUGGCAACUAUGUAUGUCAAAGAUGUCUCUAAAUCUGAUGAUGGUACCUACAGAUGCAAGGUAGUAAAUGACUAUGGAGAAGACAGCUCUUACGCAGAACUUUUUGUUAAAGGUGUGAGAGAAAUUUCUGAGCACUACAGAUGCAGAACUGUUAGGAAAGUGAAACGACGGGUUGAUACUAUGAGACUAUUAGAACGUCCACCAGAAUUCACCUUGCCUUUGUACAACCGUACUGCAUACAUUGGAGAAAAUGUCAGGUUUGGAGUAACUAUAACAGUUCACCCAGAACCUCGCGUAACCUGGUUCAAAUCAGGCCAGAAAAUCAAACCUGGUGAUGAUGAUAGGAAGUAUACUUUUGAAUCAGAUAAAGGUCUUUAUCAACUCGUGAUCAAUAAUGUCACUGAAGAGGAUGAUGCUGAAUACAGUAUUGUGGCACGCAAUAAGUAUGGUGAAGACAGCUGCAAAGCUAAGCUGACUGUGAUUCCACAUCCACCUCCAGCAGAUGCCACACUAAGGCCAAUGUUUAAAAGACUGCUGGCAAACGCUGAAUGUCAAGAAGGCCAAAAUGUCAGUUUUGAGAUCAGGGUAUCUGGUGUACCAAAACCAACUCUGAAAUGGGAGAAAGAUGGUCAACCUCUAUCCUUUGGUCCUAACUUUGAUAUAAUUCAUGAAGGUUUAGAUUAUUAUGCUUUGCAUAUCAGAGAUACUUUACCUGAAGACAGUGGUUAUUACAGAGUUACUGCCACAAACAGUGCUGGAUCUACAAGCUGCCAGGCUUAUCUAAAAGUUGAACGCCUGAAAUAUGUCAAGCGUGAGUAUAAGUCUGAAGAAGAGCGGGAAAAGCAUGUACAAAGGCAAAUUGACAAGACCUUACGAAUGGCAGAGAUCCUUUCUGGUGCUGAAGCUGUUCCACUGACACAAACUGCACAAGAGGCUCUCAGAGAAGCUGCUAUCUUAUAUAAACCAGCUGUUAGCACUAAGACUGUCAAAGGUGAAUAUGAAAUUAAGAAAGAAGAAAAGAAGGAAGAAAGAAAACUUCGUAUGCCCUAUGAGGUCCCAGAGCCUCGCAAACAUGCGCGCACUACUCUUGAGGAAGAUCAGAACAUUAAACACUUUGUGCCUCUGUCAGACAUGAAGUGGUACAAGAGACUGCGAGACCAGUUCGAAAUGCCAGGAAAAAUUGAGAGAACUGUUCAGAAACGCCAGAAACGCAUACGUCUUUCCAGGUGGGAGCAAUUUUAUGUGAUGCCACUGCCACGUGUUUCUGAUCAAUAUAAGCCUAAAUGGCGCAUACCAAAGCUAACACAAGAUGAUUUGGAAAUUGUGAGACCAGCACGUCGGCAUAUCCCGUCUCCAGACUACGAGUAUUACUAUAGACCAAGAAGGCGAUCACUUGGUGACUUGUCUGAUGAAGAAUUACUCCUGCCUAUUGAUGACUAUUUAGCCAUGAAAAGAACUGAAGAGGAAAGACUGCGCCUUGAAGAAGAGCUAGAGUUAGGCUUUUCUGCUUCCCCUCCAAGCAGAAGCCCUCCACGCUUUGAACUUUCUUCCCUUCGCUACUCUACUGAAACAGCACAGGUCAGUUCAGAGGAAGAAAGAAAAAGACAGCUGAGGUACUCAAGCUAUCACAUCCCAACUAAAGCUGAGACCAGUGCUAGCUAUGCAGAGCUUCGUCAACGUCACGACAGGGCUGCCUACAGACCACCUAAACAAAAGCAAAGGAUAAUGGCUGAAAGAGAGGAUGAAGAAUUGCUCCGUCCUGUUGGCACUGCUCAACGACUCUCUGAAUACAGGAGUGAGCUUGAAUACAUGGCAGAAGAGGAAAAGAGCAGACUCAGAAGAAGGAGGGAAAGAGAAAUAACUGAGAUUACAUCAGAAGAAGAAGAAGAAAUAGAAAUGGUGCAACAGGUUCACAGGGAAUUUUCACCUCCCUCUAGAUUACUAAGGAGGAGAAGAUCUCUUUCUCCAACUUACAUUGAGUUGAUGCGUCCUGUAUCUGAAUUAAUACGGCCUCGCUCACGGCCUCCUGAAGAAAGUGAGAGGAGAUCCCCGACACCAGAGAGAACUCGACCACGUUCACCUAGCCCAGUUUCUAGUGAAAGAUCACUCUCUCGGUUUGAGAGGAUGGCACGAUUUGAUAUCUUUUCCAGAUAUGAGUCCAUGAAAUCUGCUUUGAAAACUCAGAAAACUAUGGAAAGGAAAUACGAAGUAUUUACUCAACAGCCUUUCACCCUUGACCAUGCUCCUCGCAUUACCCUGAGAAUGCGCUCACACCGCGUACCCUGUGGCCAUAAUACCAGGUUCAUUCUAAAUGUCCAGUCAAAACCAACUGCUGAAGUGAAGUGGUACCAUAAUGGUAUUGAGCUCCAGCAGAGCAGUAAGAUACAUUUUACUAAUACCAGUGGUGUAUUAACUCUGGAGAUUCUUGACUGCCACAUUGACGACAGUGGAACAUACCGGGCUGUAUGCACAAACUACAAAGGGGAAUGCUCUGAUUAUGCAACACUAGAUGUUACUGGAGGAGAUUACAUUACAUACUCUUCCCAGCGGAGAGAUGAGGAAGUACCAAGGUCAAUUUUACCUGACUUGACAAAAACAGAGGCAUAUGCAGUCUCCUCAUUUAAGAAAGCAACUGCUACAGAAGCAAGUUCCUCAGUAAGAGAGGUUAAAUCAGAAAUGUCAGCAACAAGAGAAUCACUCUUAUCAUAUGAACACUAUGCUGCUUCUGAAGAAAAACUCACAGCAGCUGAAGAAAAGUCAUUGGAGGAAAGGACUGUACACAAGGCAUUUAAAAGCACUCUACCUGCAACAAUUCUUACAAAACCACGGUCAAUCACAGUUUCUGAAGGGGAGACUGCAAGAUUUUCCUGUGAUGUCGAUGGUGAACCAGCACCAAUAAUAACAUGGUUCCGUGCAGGUCAACCCAUUGUUUCUUCAAGGCGCUUCCAAGUAACACGAACACAGUACAAGUCUACUUUUGAAAUUACUUCUGUCCAGAUGUCCGAUGAGGGAAGUUACACUGUUGUGGUGGAAAACGCCGAAGGAAGGCAGGAAGCACAUUUCACUUUGACUAUUCAAAGAACAAAAAUUCCUGAAAAAGCUAUUGCAGCACCUCCAACAGUCAAAUCUCCCGAGCCUCGUGUAAAGUCUCCAGAACUAGUUAAGUCUCCGAAACGAGUAAAAUCUCCUGAACCCAUCAGCAGCCCCCCAAAAGCAAAGUCACCACCUGCAGACAAAACAGUACCAGCAGAGAAAGUACAAUUACCAACUGCCUCUUCACCAAAGAUAAAACAGCAUCUGAAAGCAGAAACUCUUGGAGAUGAGGUGAAGUUAUCCUGUGCAGUUGAAAGCAGUGUUUUAAGUGUCAGAGAAGUGGCUUGGUAUAAGGAUGGCAAAAAACUAAAAGAAGACCAUCAUUUCAAGUUUCAUUAUGCAGCAGAUGGCACCUAUGAGCUCAAAAUCCAUGAUCUCAUGGAAUCUGAUAAAGGAGAAUACACCUGUGAAAUUACUGGGGAAGGAGGUGUUUCGAAAACUAACUUCCAGUUUACUGGCCAAGUAUUUAAAAAUAUCCACUCCCAAGUAAGAGGUGUAUCUGAAACUCACAAAUCAGUUCAGAAAGAAAAUGAGUUGCUUACAGUUUCUUCCCAGAAGAAAUCAGCAGUGGCAACUGAAGAAAAAGCAGCCAUUGAAGAAGUCAUUAAGAAGUCAAUUGUUACUGAAGAUGUCAAACAACUGAAAGCAGAAAUUAAAGCAUCUUCAACUAAAAUGACAGUGUCCGAAGGGCAGAAAGUGACAUUGAAAGCCAACAUUCCUGGUGCCUCUGAAGUAAAAUGGAUGCUGAAUGGAAUGGAGCUGAGAAAUUCAGAUGAUUACAGAUAUGGUGUUUCUGGAAGUGAUCACACACUAACUAUCAAAAAGGCUAGUAGUAAAGAUGAAGGUAUCCUCACCUGUGAGGGCAAGACUGACGAAGGCAUAAUUAAAUGCCAGUACGUUCUGACCUUCUCUAAGGAGCGAUCCAACGAGCCAGCAUUUAUCAUGCAGCCUAAGUCUCAAAAUGUCAAUGAAGGACAAGAUGUAUUGUUCACCUGUGAAGUUUCUGGGGAUCCUUCUCCUGAAAUUGAGUGGUUUAAGAAUAAUCAACCUAUUGCUGUUUCAUCACACAUCAGAGUAACGCGCUCUAAAAACAUAUAUUCUCUUGAGAUUCAAAAUGCAGCAGUAAGUGACACCGGAAAAUACACAGUCAAAGCAAAAAAUUACCAUGGGCAGUGUUCUGCUACAGCAUCUUUGACUGUACUCCCUCUAAUUGAAGAACCACCAAAAGAGGUAGUAUUGAAGACAAGUGGCGACGCAAGCAUGCACGAAAGUUUUUCUUCUCAGUCCUUUCAAAUGGCUUCUUCUAAACAAGAGGCUUCAUUCAGCAGUUUCAGCAGUAGCAGCAUGACUGAAAUGAAAUUUGCCAGCAUGUCUGCCAAAAGCAUGUCCUCCAUGAAAGAAUCCUUUGUAGAGAUGAGCUCCAGCAGUAUUAUGGGGAAAUCUAGCAUGGCUCAACUGGAGAGUUCAACUAGUAAAAUGCUUAAAUCAGGUCUGAGAGGAGUACCACCCAAAAUUGAAGCUCUUCCAUCUGAUAUCAGCAUUGAUGAAGGAAAAGUUCUCACAGUAUCUUGUGCCUUUUCGGGUGAACCAGCUCCUGAAAUAACAUGGUACUGCGGAGGGAGAAAAAUUGCUAGUCAGGACCAGCAAGGCAGAUUCCACAUUGAAACAAGUGAAGAUCUAACCACCCUGAUCAUCAUGGAUGUCCAGAAGAACGACGGUGGACUUUAUACCCUGAAUUUAGCAAAUGAAUUUGGUACCGAUUCUGCCACUGUGAAUAUUAAUAUUCGAUCAAUUUAGAAAGCUUGAUCUGUAUAAUUUACACUUGUCUUUUUACAAGUGAUUCAUAUAUGGACUGAAAUAUCUGAUCUGUAAAUAUAAAAAAAAAAUAUUUUUGUACCUACCUGAAUGAGACAAAGUCCAGAGCUAUACAUUAUGACUUAUAGUCAUUAUUGACCUAAGAAUUUUAAACACUUUUUUUUCACUGACAUGUACAUACUGUAUAUAGCCGAAGUUAACGGUUAUGAAGUUUUGUACCAUUUAUUUUAUGACAUUUUGAAACGUAACUUUUGGAACUAACAGUUGGCAGGAGAAAGUUUCCUAGCAAACGACUACCCUGCUCAACAUUUAACUAAUUUUUGCGCCUCAACUCAUUGUUGAUGUCUAAGAAUGCCUCAACAGGUAGAGAGGCUCCCUGUUGAAGAUUACCUACACCUAACAGAUGAUACUGUGCAUAGUAUUUCAUACAUGCACAAAUAUAUAUGUUGAAUCAGAAAUGUAAGGCAUUGGUGAUGUUUGCAAUUACCCUCCUGUAAGCAUUACUUUAAUGUUUUACGUUGGAUCUGAUUAAGUCAUAAUUUCCAUACCUGACUGACUAUUUUUGGACAAAGUGCAAGCGGCCAGCACUUUGUUCACCCACCAUCUGUGUACUGUUUCUGACACACUGACUGCCUGAAUAGCUUUAGAAAAGUAACAUCACCUGGCCAUCCCCUUAAUCAACAAAGCUAUUGAGGUACUCAAGUGCAGCAGCAGUACCCUCUCGGAGGUUCGUAGGAUGCAGUGAUUGAGCGUGUGGUAGUAUUAGACAUCCUGUAGUCACUCCAGGGCAACUAAGCAAUGAACCACAGUUUGAAAACAAACUGUUGUUACAACAACAAAUAUCCUGAGCACUUCAGUUUGCUUUAGUUUUCCUAAUGUAGUAAUAAAUCUUGUUAGCUGUUGAACCUCCUUGAGAUAGACUUGUUCAUUUGAAAUAAAGCAUGCUUUCUGCACCAUA